AUUCAGUUUGCUAGGAGAAGCAGAGGGAUCAUGUUUUGAUACAUUAUCCACCUGUCAGGUGCUCCCUGCAGCCUCCAAACAAUGGAGAGGAAAAUAGCCAGGGAAUUCAGACACAAGGUAAGAACCCCCCUGCUUUCAUAGCAUGGCUGCCCAGUGCCUGCUGACACUUAGUACAUACCAGGGCACCUUUAAGGAGGCAGCCCCCAGUCCAUAUCCCAGGAAGGAGCCCUGUUCACAUCACACGUCUUGAACUAUGGACUCUGUGCUAUCAAUUAACCAAAGGAGAGACACUAUGGAUCUUUGUAGUGAAUGCAUUUACCAGGCAAACAUCAGUCACAGGGCAAGUGCUAGGCUUGCAAGAUAUCUCACUUUUAUUAUGGGAGGUGGGGUUAUUAAUUAAAUAGUGUAUUGAAAACUGAAUUGCAACAUGCAGACUAUAACAAUCAAACUGUGACUGGGGUAUUUUUUUUAAUUUUUUUUUAAAUCAUCUAUUUUGGCCUAAAUUUUGAAAUGUAAUUUUCUGUUGACUGCAAUUCACUGUUUAGUGAAUGAACCCAGUUGUGUAUUAUUAUUAUUAUUAUUAUUAUUAUUAUUAUUAUUUAUUUUUAUUUUUUUUAUUAUUUCUUUUAGCAAAUUAAUAAAAAAAACAAAAAAAACAUAUGAACUUAAAUCGCACAGGCUUGCGAAAAAAGGUCAUAUAGCCAUAAACCUAUAAUAAAUAUAUUUAUUUAAGAGAGAAUUGCUAAUAUUGCCAUGCAUUAACUAUGUGAGUGCUAUAUGGGGAAACUGAAUUUUUUAAAUUAACCUACUGAGGGGCAUGCUGGUUUUUGGGGGUUUUUUUCUGAAAAGACUGUGAUGCAGUAUGAACCAGAAGGACUUUCUCUAACAUUUUUAGGGUUAACUUUAUCCAAGCAUGUUUGUUGUAAGGCCUGUAAUAUGUUGUACACCCAAGCGUAACGGAUAUAGUGUAGUAAAUGCUGGUGCUGCCGAUGAAAAGUAUAAUUUCUAUAGAUUAAUAUAACACAGAAAUUCAAAUGUUUUCAAUACUAGAAUGGGCCACAAUUUAACCAUCUCUUGAUAAUGAAAAUGGUCAUGUAAUUGAUCAUCUAAAGAACUUACAUUUCCAUGUUGGAAAGUAGAUUUAUAAUUGAAUUGAUAAUCGAGUAUUUAUUUUCCAGUAAUUUCAAAUUUUCAGACUGUUCCUGGUGGCAUAAACCUCAUCCGUCAGAUUAUUAUUAUAUCCUAGGAGAGGUAUUUUGAAUUGUCCCUUUAAGUGAUCCGAUCAGUAGCUAAAAAUAAAUAAAUUAGGAAUUAUAAUAACUGGGUGCAUUGGGAAAUAGAUACUGGGACUUUUACAAAGAAAACAUUAAAUGAAAGAAAGGUGAUAAAUAUGUGUGCAAUCCAUCCCAAAUAUAGAAUGUUUUAUUAAUAUAACUGGAUCACUGGUAUAUUACUGGAUUCCCAUAUUUAAUAUUAUUCAAAUCAAUAAUAUUUCCUUUACACAGCAUUGUACCAGACUCGCUUAAUGUAAUGGGAGCUGCAGUCCAAAAUCUCUGGAGUGGCAGAGAAUGAGUCUCAUGGGAGUGGACAAAAAAUUUAUUUUAAAUUUUUCCUAAAUUAAAUCUAGAUUGCAAAAUUUGGGAUUUAGUGAAUAACCCUAUAAGUAAAUACUAGUUUUAUUUUCUAAACCUUUGAUAACUUAGAACAUUAUUCCCCCUGGGGAUUAUUUAAAAAACAAAAAAAUGGGAGUUUUGGCAGUAAUUAAAAUUAAAAAGCAAUUAGGUAUGUACGGCAUUGGUUAUAAUAUACUAUAUGACUUUGAUGUCUUAUACAUAAACCUCAUGUAAAAUGUGAUUUGAAACCUUUCAACAAACAUUGUAAAAAUUAUAAUUAAAAAAGUAAUCUGCCCAUCAUAUCUCCUCCUGAACUGACUCCGGUUACAAUAGUUUUGAAACAUUUCUAACUCAAAUGCACUUGUGAAUACCUCUUAACUGUCAGAAUGAGUCACAUGGCAUUGAGAUUUAUCAAAAUGUCAUGGCCUAUCCUUCGGAAAUAAAAGAUGAGUGGUGGAGGUAUGCUGCGCAUGUGAGACAUGCCUGUGCCUUAGUGAGAAAUCCAUAUAUUUUGCUGGUGAAUGCUGUUACCAUAGUGCAGAGAGCAGAAGGACUGCCUGUGGGAGGUCUUUUCUGCUGUCCCUUGUCAGACAGUUCUUCUGGGUAGAGCCUGAGGUUUUUUCUCUCAGUAUCCUAGUGUUUUACAAGAAAAAUGCAUGAAUUUUGCUCAGCACACACAGAAGUAAAGUGCACAGAGGAGCUUCACCAAUGUGAAUGUGAGGGUGGCCGAUGAGCUCAUCCUUAGUGUCAUGAAUGACAUGAGUGAUGGUUCUGCACAUGGGCACUUAUAGAAACCAUCAUGAAAUCACACAGUCCUCAAACACUGAAUUUACAGUAGUUUUGCAUAGUUUUUGCUAGCAGUAGGAUGAGUGCAUGAAGGGGCUGCAUGCUUUUUAUAGGUGUUCCUCAUAAGCAACACAUAUAUACUUGACAAACUGUUGUACUUCUUCUGGAUAUUGUAAGGUGCAGACAAUCUAUCUACAUUUAAAGGAGCACUUUAGCAUUAGGAAUACACAUCUUUAUUCAUAACGCUACAGUCUUGAUGUGCCCACUUUGUUCAGGCCCCCUCCAGUGUUAAACUAUUAAAAAUAAAUUAGUCAACUUCUCUCCAGCGCAGAGUCUCCCACCAGGAUGACGGCCCAAUACAAUGCUUCUCAUAGUGGAGCAUUGGGGAUCAAAGGCGCAUGCGCAACACUCGCCUACAAUUCUGCCCUACAGAAUCAUUGAGUACAAUGAUUCUCUAUAGCAGACCUUGACAGCAUUUAACACAAAAUAUGUUAAUGGACUGUUUUUCCCCAGCUCUCAUACCCAGAGAGCCCGAAGGCCGAGCUUCUAAGCCUUCUAAUUAGUAAAAUAAAGGGAUUUGGGGAUAGGACGAAAGAAUUGGACUAAAGGCACUAUAACAACACACAUGAAGUUGUUAUAGUGCCUACAGUGUUCCUAUAAAGUGAACCAGGGAUUAGUUGUUUUUUUCACUUCCCAUAAAUCGGCUCCAAAUACAUUGAGUAAAUCAUAUAUCGCAGGGAUACAUAUAUUCAAUGUAAAAUUCGGAGAUAUACUUACCUUAUCACUGAUCCAGCGCCCUUUUCUCAGCUUUGUGAGUGUUACUCUUCUGUAACACCCACUUCUGGUCCGCAAUUUACUCCUCCACACUUUGCUCCUUUCAUUUACCCUACUUGGGGACGCUUCCCCAUACAAGUAAAAUCUCCACUGUAAUGUCGACAUGCUGGCUUUAUUGCCAACGUCAGAGAGUUAACAUAUCAACCACAGCGCAUCCCUAGGCGUGAAACGAGUAGUAGUUGUUAUAGUCCUGACAGGCACACUAUAAAUCUAACUUUUCACCCAAAUAUUCCUGGGUGAAAUCCAAUAUUUGUGACAUAGUCUAGUUUAAGUGGAUCAUGUGUUGCGCUGGAGGAGGAUCAGAGUCCAGUGAUUUGUUUCAAAAAAGGGACUUUUUAAGAGAUAAAUACUGGAUAUUGUAUCUUUUGUUUUUCAAAUUCCUUUUUUUUUUUAUCACUUCUAUAAAUACUUUACAAAUUACUGGGAAACCCUCUCCUGAGUUGUCCCUUAAAAUAUAUUUCAUUCGGAAAUAUUUUCAUGUAGUGUGGAUCUACACUUUUCAUAUGAUCAGUUCAGCUUUUUUUUUUUUUUUUAUUCUUCGUUAUCUGUCUCAUCAAAGUUAUUUUUCCUGCAAUUUUCCAUCUUACAAGACAUGAAACCUUUACUUAGACACAUCAAUAGAACUGAUAUAUUGAUUUGACCUCAAGUCAUUUUCAAACAGUAAUUCCUGCUUGAGCAGAUGCAGAUGGACUUAAAGUCAGAUAGCUUUAGCUUCGGCUAAAUUAUGGAUUUGCCCUUUUGCAUAAACAAUUCUGUUGUGGAUACAUUCCAGUUUGAUUGCUUUAGCUGGGUCAAUACUGUUUAUUUUUUUAUGGAGUGCGUUAGAAUUAGUGAUAGGAUGUAUAAUGGUCCAACAAUUCAUUAUGGGCUUUGACCUGUUAAAAAUUGAUGAAAGAUUUUUAAUAGAAAACACUAAGAGACAGAUGGGAUACUGGCUUCAAUCAGAUUCAUGCAAUCCCCAUAGGGUUAUUUAUUAUACACAGCCUGACAACAUGGAAAAAAAUAAGUUACCCAGGAAACCAUGUUAAAAAACAAAACCUUCUACAGGAAGAUAUUAUCUUUAUUCUGUGUGAUGCAUUUAUUAAAGCCUGUUCUCAUGUUAAAGACUGGACCAGGUUACAUUCAUUUGGAAUAACCGCAAAAUCUAUCUAGCUUCCAUUGCCAGAUAUAUUCCUUUAGGACCGUAUCCAUUUCUGUUUAACUUGUUUAUAUAUUAAUAUAUAUUGAUCUUAUGCAUAUUGUGAAGAUGCUACUGUAGCGCGUGGAGCGUGUGCGACUGCAUUUAUUGUAACUUCAACUCGUCACAUACUUUUGUUUCAAUAUGUUAAAAGGAAAAGCUCCUGUUAAAAGGCUCGGGUAUAGCCAAAAUGUAUUUGAAUGUCAUGGAGAGUGAGUGACACUGAGACUUGUUGCUCUUAUUUUGAGAAUUUCAAUGUACUCAUUGUAAGAGUCUGUCCUAAACCCUCAGCAGUCUGUCCCUCAAUCUGAAAAUCUGCUUUUUAACCUUGUGAAUCGGCAGAUAAACCUAGAUAAUCUACUCAUCCCAACCUAGAAAUCUGAGAGGAUCUUCCAAUUUAAUUUAGAAAGUUAAGCAUUCAUUUAGAGAAUCUUAAUGUGACCUUGUCAUCAAAAACGUGUAUUAACAUUAAUAUCACUAUAUAGCCCUCCUGAACCCCAUUUGCCCCCAUUAAAUAUAGUAAAAUCUUCCCUUAUCUCCAGCGCCGUGCAGAUCCGAAGGUGCUUACUCCACCUCUGAUCCACUUCCUUGGCUGGCAUCAUCACAAAGCUUUCCCAUUGAUUGGAUUUACUGAGAUUGUCAAUUCUGAUCAUCUCAGUUAAAGAGGUGGGCUGGGGGUGGAACCAAAUGCCACCCUGGCCUAUCAGCAUCUACUCAUAGAGAUGCAUUGAAUCAGUGCAUCUCUAUGGGGUAAGCACAGCAUCGCCAAGAAGCACUCUAGUAUCUAUCUGAGAAGUGGCCCACUGGAUGUGUUUCUAGGCUGUAAGGUAAACACUGCCUUUUUCUCUGAAAAGGCAGUGUUUACAUUAAAAAAACCUGCAGGGACUGACUAUACUCACCAUACAACUAUGUUAAGCUGUAGUUGCUAUGAUAACUAUAGUGUCCCUUUAAAUUAGCUCUGAAUUCAUUGAAUACAUCAUAUAACACAGAGAUACUUAGUGAAGUUUAUACAAAGUCAAAUAACUAUGGAUACUCACCUGACUUCCAUUCCAGUACCAUCUUGCCAGUAUGCCAGCGUCUGAACUGUGCGAUGUCAGUUACUCUAUUCCUAUACUUCCUAUUCAGUGCCAGCAGCUAUGUGUGGAGAGCAAAAGGACCACCUGUGGGAAGUCCUUUCUGCUAUUUGUCGACUUUGUGUCUAUGCCUGAAGAAUUGACUGAAAAGUGUUACAAAACAGCGGGAAUUUACCGAAGGCCAAGCUACUGAUUUUCUCUAAGCCUUUGUCCAAUCUCAGGGUUCUCAUAUUCUUUGUUUUUGUUGUAAUGCAUUAGCUUGGCUCCCCCCAAGUUAAAAGGGUAAUCCAGAUGACCCUGUGCUCACUAUGCCUAGAAGGGUAUCUGCUAAACCUCAGUGACGAGGCCCAAAAAAGGCUGAAGAGAUCGUCUAGGGUUGUGCAGAGAGAACUUGCUGGUAUUUUGGUUCUAGACUGCCGUUAUGGGUGGGAUCAUAACUUGUUAUAGGCAUUAAAUGUCCCCUUUAACAUUCUCUGCGAAUCUACCCAUUCAGACCUAGCAAUUUCGCCAUUCACCCCGAGUUUGGAAGCAUCUGCCAAUUGAUGUUGAGAAUCGUCCAUCUAUUUAACUCAAUUAAAUACCCAUUCUCUCUAAAUCACUGAAAAUCUGCUCAUUCGCUGUGAGAUUCUAUAAGACUGCAGAACCUGAAAAUGUGUAUUACAUCUGCCCCAUUUUUAUAUUCAGAUUCACAUUCAACGUUCUCACUGUACAAUGUACAUACAAGGAAAAUGAAACCCAGUUGGCCUCUGGACAGAAAUGCGGCAGAAAUUAAUAAAAUACUAUAUAAAAUGUACUCUGUGUAGGCCUUUUACAAUCUAUACCUAUAUUGCUUUAAAGGGAGGUAUUUAAUUGAUCUUCUAAGAGGAUUAAAUUGAAAAUACUUUAUUAAAACCUAGUGAAAUGUUAGCAAACCAUGUUAUUUGUCACAAAACAUUCUCAUCCCUUGUCCAGUCUGGAGAAAGGGGGUCUUCCUGACACCUUCCCUCUCCAGGAUAUCUUAUUUUAUUAAUCUCCCUGUAGUAAUAUUUUUUACACAUUUACCUUUGUUGAACUUCGACCCUCCAUUUUGAAUAUACUAGUGAAGUUGUCAAUGGGUAAUGUAUGGCGUAAAUUUGACGUAGUUGACUAUGUAAUUCAAGAAAGUAUAUGUGAUUUAUUGGCAAAAAGAGAAUAUAUUUGCAGAAUAUAUUAAAUGUCUUUAAUAUCAAUCCAGCACAUUAAUAGAUGAUAACGUUUAUUGCAUUAAUACAGUGAAAACAGACACAAAACUGUUUUAAAUCAACAGAUUGUGGAAGAUGAUAAAUAUAGUGUUACCCCUUUGGCAUCUGUGCUUGCAUUUGUCAGUGUAUGAAAAUCGGGGUUUUAUAACAAACCUGCAUCCUUUGGGGAGCACACAUUAAACAUUGCAGUCUUUCUGUUGGCAAAAUGACACUGAUCAGCCAAAACCACUGACGGGUGAAGUGAAUAACAUUGAUUGAUUAUAUCAUUGCAAUAGCACCUUUCAAGGGGUGGUAUAUUAGGCAGUAGAGUUGAGUGGACACCAGGAUGUCUUGUUCGGGAUCAAACUUGACCCCGAACCCCAUUGAAGUCAAUGGGGACCUGAACUUUUGGGCACAAAAAUGGCUCUAAAAAGUCCUGGAAAGGGCUAGAGGACUGCAAAAAGAAGUAAAAUGGGGUUAAGAGUAAGACAGGUGCCCUUCAAACAAAUGUGGAUAGGGAAAUAACUUAAAAUAACUUAAAAUAACAGUAGCAGCCACUUAGUAGAUAACUCCCUAAUUCCCACGGUAUUAGGGAGCUAUCUACCAAAAGGCUGAAAGACCUAAAUUGGUCUUUCAGCCAAAUGUACUAAUACUAAGUAAAGAUUACUUAGUAUUAGUAAAUUCAGCCCCUACUCGCUAUACCGCGAGUAGGGGCAUGUCUAGUAAGCAGUGAGCAGCCUGUGUCCCCUGUCACACUGCACAAUAAAUUCAGGGAUACAAACCACCUAACAUUUAAAAUGGACAAAGAGGUACACUGUAUUUUAGUGUGUCACUUGGGGGAGAGGGCAGGGCGGGGGUUCUGUUCUGAGACAUUUUAGACGACUUUCUAAUAAGAACUUGUGCAAUUAAAAUGUAAUUUAGGACAAGAACAAUUAAUCUUAUUUACACACAUUGAUUUCUAAACACAUUAAUUGUAAUUUAAAGACACAUUCCUGGGAGUAUCAGACACACCAACAAUCUGGAGCUCCUAGAAAAGAGGAAAUUAGGAUGAAAAGAGGGACAGAUUGAUGAGAGUUCAGAAUAGGGAUGGUGUCUCUUAAAUAGGGAAACUUGGUAGGUAGGGGAAUGGUUUGAGGAACAUGACAAAGAUGCUACCUUAUCCUCCAAAUUCCCCUUAUUGCAAUCUGAUUUAACAUCUGUGGGAUGUGCUGAAACAACACAUCUGAUCCCCACCUUGCAACUUGAAGGAUCUGCUGCUAAUGUUUUGAUACCAGAUACCACAGGACAUGUUCAGGGGUCUUGUGGAGUCCAUGCCUCAAUGCAUCAGAGCUGUUUUGGCAGCAGUAUGGGGACCUACAUGAUAUUAAACAGGUGGUUUUAAUGUUGUGAGUGAUAAGUGUAUCACUGGGACGCUAUUAAUAGAGUAUAUAAACCUAUUUAAGCUGCAUGUCGCACUUUUUAUUAUAUACGAGAUCUGUCCUGAAAAUAUUCAGCCAUGUAAUAUGAAAAAUAGACAUUUUUUAAAGAAAAUACAAGAAACAUUGUACAUAGGACUUUUACGGCUAAGUCCCCUUAAAAGGAGGCACCUUCUCCCAGAUUCUCUUCCACUGUUCAAAUCACUCUGCAAAAUUCUUUGCCAUCAGUUGCCUCAUCGUAUUCACCUGAAUCUUAUCAACGGUCUGGAAUCUCUUACCUUUCAAAGAGGAUUUUAACUUCAGUAAAAGGCAGAAGUUGUAGGGAGUCAAAAUCUUACAAAAGACUCUUAACCAUCUUCAAAGCAUUUGUGCCACACUUUUAUUCACUUUUGUGUACUCAUUGCAUCGUCCCUAAAAGCCAAAUUGUUUCCGUUGAGGAAUGUUCAAGCUUAACAUAAAAUUUACUGCAGGUUCCUUGCUCUACUGUUAUAGUAACAAUAACUGGACUUUUUCUGGACAGACCUCGUAUAUAUUCAGUUUCUCACAACAAUCAAUUCAACAAAGGUAUUUUUUAUGGAUAUUGAAAUAUCUUUUUGUACAAAUGCAAUUUUUAAAAAGUUAUGUGGAGAAAAUAAACACCUUUUAAAAUGUUUUUCUCAUCUUUCUUAAAACAUAUGAUUUUAAAAGUUACUUCACUAUCUUACUCUUUUCAUCUCCCACCAUAUUUUCAUGGCAGGCAGUGGUCGCAGCCCUGUGGACCCCUGCAACUGGGGUGCACGCCGGCCAUGAGGGGUUUAGGGUCUAUCGGGUGGCCCAUGCUUUUAGGGACACCUGAUGCAAUGUGAUUCCAGGGGCCCGGUCAGCACUUUGGCACUUUAACAGUGCCCCCUGUGAUGAGGUCAGCUUGGGAGGAAGUGAUUCCUCCCAGCUAAUAUAAAGCAUCACAAGGGAGGAGAAGGAGAGGAGGGAGUUAGAGUAGGAGCUUUGACUACCAUCAGCCUGAGCCACUGGACCCCAGGUAAGUCAACCUCCUGCACCUAAAAGGUAGGAAACAGGAAGGUUACUAAAACAUUUUGUGUGUGUGUGUGUAUCUCCGUCUGUAUGUAUGUAUGCACGUGUGUGUCUCUGUAUGUGUAUCUGUAAUGUGCUCCCCUAUGUAUCUGUAUGUGUGUCACUGUUUGUAUCUGUAUGAGUGUCAUUAUGUGUAUCUGAAUGUUUGUAAUUGUCUAUCUGCAUGUGUGUAUAUGUGUGUGUAUCUGUAUGUUUGUUAGUUUGUGUGUCUGUUUAUCUGCAUGUGUGUCAGUCUAUGUAUCUGUGUCACCCCCCCUUCACCCUGCCACACUCACAAUAACUCCUCCAAUCCUGACACUCACCCAUGGCAUACUCUCCUCCCAUCGCUCUGCCAUACUCAUCCUAUCACACUCACCUACUCUAGCACUAACACACUCACUCCCCCAAUCCUGUCACACUCAUUCUCCAUCACACUGCCACACUCACCCUAACACAUUAACCCCUCCAAUUCUGUCAUACUAACCCCCCUCCCCCCAACCAUGCCACACUCACCCGUGGGGCAUGAAUGAGACACAUGGAGGGUGUUGUGUGAAUGUGACACAUAGAGGGGCUGGAGAGGGGGAGGGGGGAGAAUGAGCCUAUGAUAGAGGGGCAAGGUCAAUUUUUGCACUGGGGCCCUGUGGUUUCUAGUUACACCUCUGAUGACAGGGAUUCGUCCCCCAUCACUCCACUUGUUACAUGCAAUGCUUGUAGUCUCCCUGUUGGAUAGUGAUGGUAGUCGCACUCUACAGAUGUAAUAUUGUUUUAAAUUAUAAGAUAUUUCCUCUUUAUUGCAUCAGCACUACCAAUAUGCUUUGAAUGAAUUUGCCUGAACAAGAUGACAAGGUUUUGUUUAUUACUUGAGAAAAGUUUAGUUUUUUUCCCUUUAAAUAUAGUCUUAAUAUAUGGCCAUUUGAAUAUGUAAGCUCACCAGCCACGUCAAGGCAAGCCUCAAUAGGUGAGUUCCUACACUAGCCAUUAGAUACGCUGAUAUCAGCCAAGAGUCUCCAAUAAGACAGGAAGGGGUAUUUUAUAAACCCUUUAACAUUUAACCCUUUAUAGGGCUUCUACACAUACAAUACACUUUGCUGAUAUCAGACAAAGUGAGACAGAAAGGGGUGUUUUAUAAACCCUUUAACAUUUAACCCUUUAUAGGGCUUCUACACAUUCAAUAAACUUUGCUGGUAUCAGACAAAGUAUAAACGUCUCUAAUGAGACAUGAAAGGGUGUUUUAUAAACCCCUACAUACUUUACCCUAAAUAGGGCUAUAACAUACAAAUCACCUUGCUGGUAUCAGCUAAAAGGCAAAUUUCUCUGAGACAGGAAGGGGUGCUGCCCCUACAUACUUAUAAAGUCUUAAUAAGACAAACGUGGGAAGGCUGGCAGCAAUGUAACAUAGCUGAGUGAUACAAAAUUCAUAUACAAACAAAGAUAAAGCACCGCGCUUACAGCAGCAGUGACUUAGUAUCCAACAGCUUAAAAUACAUAGUAAAAACAAAGCUCACCAGCCACGUCAACAAGCCUCAAUAGGUGAGUUCCUACACUAGCCAUUAGAUACGCUGAUAUCACCUAUUGAGGCUUGCCUUGACGUGGCUGGUGAGCUUACAUAUUCAAAUGGCCAUUUAGAAUAGAACUAAAGAGCCUCCUUUUUUGUUCAAAUGCACAUGGGGAUCUAGGCCAGAGCGCAGGUAACGUUUUUCUUUGUUUUUACUAUGUAUUUUAAGCUGUUGGAUACUAAGCCACUGCUGCUGUAAGCGCGGUGCUUUAUCUUUGUUUGUAUAGUCUUAAUAUAUGCACUCGUUAUUUCUCAAACCUGAUAUCACCAAAAACCAAUAUCCACAUUAUUCACUAAAGUUAGAAUUCAAAGUGAAUUUAAAUUAUUAGGUAGCUUCCAGUUUAGCUACUUUGACAUUACAUUUGAAAUGAAUUUACAAUUCACGAUCAAUUGCCAUUUAGUAAAAAACCCUGUACGUUUUUUCAUUACUGUCGGUGCCUUAAAACCAGCAAAUUCUCAUUUUAUUUAGUAUUACCAGAUCCUUAAAAAAUAUGACCUUCAAAUUAAUAACCACAGGUACAUUUCCGUGAUUUUUGGAUCUGAGGCAUUGUGCUUAAUAUAAAUAAACAGUUCUCUUCUUCAACCCUUGUAAUGAGUGUUCUAUUGCUGAAUUCUGAAUAUUUCACUUGUUUGUCAAAGAACUGUAAUAUGAUGCCAGCUUCCAUCAAUCUACGCCGAAGGGAAUAGGAAAGCAGUCACAAUAUCAGAACAUCUGCGCAGGCUAUAGCAAUCCCCUGAACGGUUCCUCAGCAUUACCAUUAGUAGUAGAAUCUGAUAUUCCAAUCUACUAGUUUUGGAGGGGGUCUUGUCAUUGGAAAUAUGUGCUACAUUGACCAGUGGCCGAAACGAUUCUUGAAAGUAUUUUUCCAGCAAUAUACUCAUCGGCAGGUAGGGUAAAAGAAAAAUUGUUUAGAAGUUAUUGCUAAUCUGAUAAUAUAAUAGACCUUUAUUAAUGUACAGUGUGUGUUGUGCAUAAAAUAAAUGUUAUUGCUUUAAAUAUGGCAUGUAUUGUGUGAUAAUAAAACUGUCCAUUUUUUAGGUUGAAAAGUGUAUUGAAAAUGAAGCAGAAAAGGAUUACUUGUAUGAUGUACUCCGUAUGUACUAUCAGUAAGUACUGAUGUCGUCUUUUAGAUUAUUACAUGUUAUUGCUGGUAUAUCUUUUGCUGAAAUGUACUUUUUAUUACAUAGAUUGGUUCUAUACUGUUUGUGAAUUUGCACAAGUCACUAUUUAACUUGUAUUCUGUACACAAAUGGUUUUAAGGUACAUAUUUAAGAGAACCCUACAAUUUAGAUUUGGGGAUAUUUUUACCUGUAUCCAGGAGCAUCUAAAAGUAGAUUAUUUAUUUACCUUUUUUUUUUAUUAAUCUAGAAAGGAUUGGCAAUUUGUUUCAGUUUAUAAAGGAGGUUUACCAGGAAGCCCCGGUGUAGGUUGGUAUUGAGAACUUAGUUAGAGAACAAUAGGUUUAAAUAUUACCAUUAUUUCCUGAGAUAAAGUGACAUUUACCUCUGUGUAAGUAUUAGAGCAAGUCUUGGCUUCAUCAAAUGAAACAGAAUGCAGAUUUCAAACACAUCUAUUUUUUAUCUUUUGAUUAAAGGGGGAUGUUAAACAUGUUUUAGUAUAAAGUAGAUGGUUUUUUGCCAAUGUGUAAUGGUUUGCGGCUCUUUAAUUUAAGAAAAUAUAUUUGGGUUUUAAAGUGGAACUGUCUUUUUUCUCUGGAAUUCCUUACUCUCUCUCAGUAAAAAAUGCACUUACCUCUGCUCUACUACUGGUUUCAGUGCUAGCUCCCCUCCCUCAUGAUGUGGGAAUCUAUAGAAAAUUACUGUAUGAGAGCAUCUACACUCUGAUAAUACGUCUAGUAGUACUGUAUGUUCAGUGCUGCGGUUCCUUUAAUUUAUAAAAUAACAACUUGUUAUGGUAAAGUUCCUCAUAAACAGAAAUGGGUGCUAUCCUAAUGAGGCAUUCUUAAAGUUCCUAAACAAUCACACAUGUAUACACAAAAGGAUGCACACCAAAACAUGUCUUCACAAAUAAUCAAUACUUCAUGAAACCAUUCCAAAUACAAUGAAAAAAUACAAAUAACAAAAAAGUGGCAUAGGCUAUUCCUAAUGCACAAUGCAAAUAAAGUUACCUAUUGGAACUUAGUCAGAGUCCCUAUGAGCUGGACACGUCCUUAACCUAUACUGGCAAUGUUUCGGCACCAGAAAAUGUAUAUGAGAUAUAAAGUGUGCAAAUUCUGAUAGGUAACGUUAUUUGCAUUGUGCAUUAAGAUUAGCCACUGCCACUUUUUUUGGUUAUUUGUAUUUGGAAUUGUUUAAUAAAGUAUUGAUUUAUUUGUGCAAACCUGGUUUGGUGUGCAUCCUUUUGUUUAUAUAUAACGGUUAAUUUAUAUGUAAUGUACCUCAUGUCAAAUAGAAAGAACAAUGUAAUCCAGGAAUUCAAGAUACAAAAGGUAUCAGAGUAAUUGGAGAAUCAGAACAUGCACAGCAACGUUUUGACCUGCAAUGGUGUCUUUGUCAAUAGUCUGAUAGGACAUGUACAUUAAUAAUAUAAAAAGUAGCAAUCAUUUUCAAAACAAAGUAGCGCAACACAUUUUUACACUAACGGAAUAUGGACAUUACAAUGUUACUGCUGUCUGUACAAUACUCAGGGUACACAACAGCUCAAACUGGAGGGGGGCAAGUAAUCAAAUCCCCAAUAUCUUUGACACUAACUGGAUAUGCUGUCUUUUGAAUACUCAGAGAACACAGCAGCUCAUAUCUUCUCCCAAUACCAUUUAAACUGAAAGGGUAUGUACAGUAGAAGUUUGCCAAGCAGCAUAUUUUAAUGUAUAUUACAAAUAUCUGAAGAUAGUGUUUUCCUCUUUAAUAUUAUUAACAUCUAUCAUAGGCAGAAAUGCCUUCAUAAACAAAAGUGGUUUACAGAGUACUCUGGCCAAUGGGAAUGCUGUAUAUAAAUGAACAAAUUACCUUUCAUCCAGUGGCUAUAUCUUCUCGCAUUUAUGCCCUGAGAAACUUCCUGGUCAUAAAUAUACCGACCAAGAACACUGUUUUAAAUUGGUACCAGUAGGUAUUAACAUGGUCAUGUAGAUUUGGGGUAGACAAUGUGUUUGAAAGUGAGCAAACAUAUAUGAAAAGAUCUUGAAAAUGAACAGAGGAGUAAAAUGGAAGUAUAAAGUGGGCAUGGGUAUAUUGCGUGGUCUGUAGUUGCAUAAAGGCUCCAAAGUGGCUAUGGAUGCAUGCUUGCUUGCUUUGUACUCUUUGUUCAUAUAAUUUUUAUGUUCUGCACAUGAGGUUUGCUAAAAGCAAGUUGUAUUCCAAUAUUUCAUCCCACACUUUACCAAGUAUCACUCACAACCUUAUUUUGGUUAAAAACAAAAGCUUUGUUGGAUUUUGAAGAGAGGAUGCUCUGGUGAUCACGGUUUCUUUCUAUGGUUUAAUUCCUCUCCAUAGACAGACCAGUACAUGUUUCCAAUUUUCCAUGUGGUCUUUGUGCGGCUUUAUUGUGCUGCCUAUCCGUUUCAGUUUCAGCAAGCAGCGUCCAAUUGUUCUGCGGGAAUAAAGCCUUUGCCUGUGGCCUGUGAAGUCAACUUGAAUUGGGCUCCUUAAUAAUUCACAUGUUGUUCCCUCUUCGAGGAUUAGAAAUGCAUGUGUUUUGAGUUGAAAUAAUUUAUAAAUGUUUAUAUUCUCUUGUAGAACACAGGUUGGUAGAAUAUGUUCUAUUUCUCUCUUAAUGUCUUAAUGCCUUUAUAUUUUUUUUUUUCUAGAGUGAUUUAAUUUGUUAAUAUCUUAAUAUUUUUUAAUACAUGUUGUCAACUUUCCUUUUUUAUUCUGCCAAUGACUCUUACGGAAAUGUGUAUAAAAAGUGUUCUGUUCUGAAAAGUGGUCUAAAGUUCUGAAAGUGAGGAAACAGCCUGGAAAUUAAUAGAAGCAGUAAGUACAGUGCAUUGGAGACUCCACCACUUUUCCAUGCUUGGAUGACUUUUCAACCCUCAGGGCACUAUAGUGCCAGGAAAACAAGUAUGUUUUCCUGGCACUAUAGUGGUCCUUUAAGGGGCAGAGGCAGCUCUAGACUUUAUGAGGCCUUAGGUGAAACUUGAGGCACUGUCUACCUGUGUAUGUGCCUGAGAGUGUGUCUGACAGAGAGUAUCCUUGUGUGUGUGAAUGUAUGUCUCUGUGAGCAUGUUUGCGUUUUUGUCUGAGACCGUAUGUGUAUCGGGUAGCUGCUUGAAGUGUGUUGUGUGUAUGGGGGGGGUGAUGGUGAGAGGGAGGUGGGGAGAGGGGGUGAUGGUGAGGUGAGGGGGUGAGAGGGGUGAUGGUGAGAGGGAGAGAGGGGGUGAUGGUGAGAGGGAGAGGGGGUGAUGGUGGUGAGAGAGGGAAUAGGGGUGAUGGUGAGAGGGAAUGGGGUGAUGGUGAGAGGGAAUGGGGGUGAUGGUGAGAGAGGGAAUGGGGUGAUGGUGAGAGGGAAUGGGGGUGAGAGGGAAAUGGGGAGUGAUGGUGAGAGGGAAUGGGGGUGAUGGGGAGAGGGAAAGAGGGUGAUGGGGAGAGGGGGAUGUGAGAGUGAGGGGGGUGAUGGUGAGAAGUAGGGGGGUUGAUGGUGGUGGUGAGGCUGAGGGUGGUGGGGCGUGAGAGAGAACCUACCUUUACUCCCUGGUGGUCCGGUGGCCAUUGCUUCCGGUCUGCAGCUCUGCAGAGCUGCAGAUCAUGUAAUCCCACGAGACCAUCAAAACGUUGCCGUGGUAACCCGCGGCAACGCUGUGAUUGGCCGGUUUUCGCGAGACACAUGGUCUGCAGCUCUGCUCACUGCGGAGCUGCAGACCGGUGUCUGCAGUGGCUUGCCGGGCACCCUGGAGGGACCUCACACUCGGCAGCAUACCGGGCAGCAUACUCGGUCACUGACCGAGGACCUGACACAGUCUGCUCACAGGCAGUUUAGACGGCCGCGAGGCCCCAGCCAGCGCGAGGCCUUAGGCGGCCGCCUAAACCACCUAAUUAGAGAGCCACCUCUGUUAAGGGGUUAAAAGAAUAAAAACUAGCACAACAAGAGGGCAUAAUCUUAAAUUAGAGGGACAAAUGUUUAAAAAUAUUAGGAAGUGUUACUUUACUGAGAGGGUAGUGGAUGCAUGGAAUAGCCUUCCAGCUGAAGUGGUAGAGGUUAAUACAGUGAGGGAGUUUAAGCAUGCGUGGGAUAGGCAUAAGGCUAUCCUAGCUAUAAAAUAAAGCCAGGGACUAAUGAAAGUAUUUAGAAAAUUGGGCAGACUAGAUGGGCCAAAUUUUUCUUAUCUGCCGUCACAUUCUAUGGUUCUAUGUUUCUGUUCACAAACGUAAGGAUUGCCAUGAAACCUUUUCCAAAUUAAUUCUGUUUGGCUAUAUUGACAUUAAGUUGGAAAUUCACUAUGUAUUCUCAGCAUUUAUAACACAGUGACUACCCCUGUUUGUUUUCUGUAAUAUGCCUUUAUGUAAUUAUUAGCUUUGCUAAAACAUAACAUUGUGUUUUAUAAUAACUGUUUCACAUUUGUUUAGGUCUAUGAAUCUUCCUGUUUUUGUGGGAGACUUAAAACUUGUCAUUAAUGACCCAUCACGAUUGCCACUGUUCGAUGCCAUUCGUCCUCUCAUACCUUUAAAACAUCAAGUGGAAUAUGACCAGUUGACACCAAAACGGGCAAGGUAUUUGCAAUAUUACCUAUUUUUUGUAUUUGUGUAUCAGAGUUUAGAACUACACCAUAUUUAACAUAAUAUCUAAAAAAUAAUGCCAGCCAGUCAGGUCCACCCAUUCAUACAUCUCUGUUUAUGUUAUUGAAGGUGAAAAAAACAAUUAUGCAAAAAAAGUUAAGAAAAAAGCAAUUCUUCAAUACAAAAAGGCAAUCAGACUUCUUCUUGGAUCAGCAAGCAGCUAUUGCUCCAAGUAACAAUUUUACCAUUCAGUGUUCUAUUUUUCAACAUGGCUGAUCUGUCACCGAAAUUAAAGGGACAUGGUAACUAUUUAAUAUCACCGAGUAGGUUAUAGUGUCUGGAGUCCCCUGGCGCUGUCCCUGCAUUCAGUGUUAAACCAAAUUUGAGCAGUUUAAUAACAUUAAAUAAGGGUCACUGGCCGGUGCAGUUGUGGCUAAGGCAGCGAUUACACACCUCCUUGUAGCCAUACCAAUUCAUACCAGAAAUGGACAGUCUGAGGCUAAAAGCAGUCAGCUGACACUCUCAGUCAAUCACAGUAUUGCUCAGGCACAGCACAGAGGGUAUGUGCUGCUGGGGACUCUCAUUUAACAUUAAAACAUAAAAACAAUAAAAACUGUUUAACGCUGUAUGAAGGGAUGGCACAGAUGGACUCCAGAUACUAUAGCCACUUUAGUCAAUGAGAGGAAGUGGAUGCAGUGCCUACAGUGUUCCUUUAAAAAACAAACAAAAAAAACUUUAUUCAUCAAGAGAAAGUAUAUAUAAAACAUGAAUGAUAUAAUACAUUUUAUUAUUUUUGCCUUUGGCAGGAAAUUAAGAGAAGUGAAAUUGGACCGUACGCACCCUGAUGGACUUGGAAUCAGUGUCAGAGGAGGGCUGGAGUUUAAUUGCGGACUUUAUAUCUCUCAUAUAAUGAAGGAGAGCCAAGCAGAUAAUGCUGGGUUGCAGGUACAACAUUUAGCACAUUGCUUCCUAAAUAAGUGGGAUUUUAACCAAUGAAAAGCCAACACCUACUAUUGCAGCUAUUUUUGAUUUACAAAUUCCUGCAUUUUACGAAACAAUUGCUGAGUAUUUCUGGAAAUGUAAUUCAGGAGCAGCUUGCAAUCUUUCUGGUUUUUAACUCACAUGUAAAUGAAGUUACGGUGCCAGGAGUUCCCUAGAGGCACUAUUACCUUCAGAGGUUAAACCGUUCUCAAACGGUUUAAUCCCAAAGUUGCCUCCAGCGGUGAUCUCCACUCUCCCCCAUGCAGCAUCCAGCUUCUGAAUUUUCAGAUGCAGAAAGAGCGGUGUGGUGCCGGGCAGGGCCGCUUCUGAUUGGCUGCGAGCAAUUAGCCAUUCACCAAACUGUCUUGGAGAGAAAUAUACCUUUUGCAAGCCAGGUUAGUAAAUGGGGACACUUAACCAAAUAAGAAAAAUAUGGAGAAUUGUCACGGGUAUAAAUUUUAGGUCAAAAUAGCUGAGCUAGAAAAUUUCUUUAUUUGCCUUAUUUUGGUGCAUUAUAGGUGACAAAAAGAUGAGGAGCUAUUUUUAAAAAAUAUCUGUAGAUGUUUUUUUUAUUGUUUUUUUUUUUUAAUGCCUUAAUUCGAAAUGUUUGUUUUUGAUAGCUAUUUUGUUGAUACAAACUUGGAUAUAUCGCUAUAAAAAUACUGUGUGUCCCUGUAAUAAUUACACUGAAAGAUCAUCUGCUAAAAAAACAAGAUGGCUGUUUACUAAACAGAUGAUAAUAAUAACAAUAAUAAUGAUAGUUCUAGAUAUUGUUACAUUAUUUACUGUUGCAUAAUACCAUAUAGUAAUCUUAAAGGCAUCCAAUGAUCUAGCUAUGUAUAAGGUGUACAUAUAAAAGAUGAUCCAGCUGUGAAAUGAGAUGGUAACAUGGGAGCCAUGCCAAACCAUGGGUGCCAUAUAGCCAAUAUGGUAAGUUGCUCUAAAUCAGUGGAUUUCCAGAAGCCACACCUGGUGUUCUAAAAUAUUUGGCAAAUGACCCCUAGGUUGUCAUCCUAAAGAUGAUUUUAAUUCAGGAUAAGAUCAUAGCAUUCUGUGACCUCAGCCCACUAAAGGUUGGCAUGUUCAUCCAUGUAUAAUUUACUUGUAUAUCUAUGUAUUCAGUGGCAAUUGAGCACUCUAAGGGCACAUUCAGAAUGUCUGUGCAGCCUGAUGAGAAUACUAUGUUUCAAGAUGGUAUUCAUAUUUGGUAUCAGGUGUAAUUAAAGGGACACUCCGGGCAUUAUAAAAACUUAAUCAGAAUCCUAUCAGUGGUGCCCUGGUCAGUAAGCCUCAGAGUGAAAGGGCAGAGAUGCUGGGUGUUUAACAGACAGCCACUAGAGGGACUUUCUGAAUUGAAACGGACCUUUGGCCCAGUAUCUGACACUUCCAAUGUCAGACUUUUCUAUGAAUAAUGCUUACCUAUGGGGAAAUCCUAAUGCGAGUGCAGUCAUUGCCGCGUAUGUGCAUUAGGUCUCCCCCACCAGUUGAUGUCUGCAGGGGAGGAGCCUGGGUGGAGCCUAACCAGUGCCAAAGUGCAUCGGCACUGGAUUCAGGAAAGUGACUGAACGGGUUUUGGGGGUGUGAGGGAGGGGGGCACUGUAGGAUUCUAUAAACAGCUUUGUUUUCCUGGCACUAUAGAAUCCCUUUCAUUUUACACCUGACGCUGUUUUAUACAAAGUGCUACAGAAGAUGACCCAUGAGCUUACAUUCUAAAGGGAUGAUGUUGAUUAAAAAAAAUAAAAACGGAAGUAGAAGUAGAAAAGAUUGCCAACAUAAUGUGAGAUGCACCUUAGAAAAGCAAUUUUAGAUGUGAACAACCAAGUAGUUUGUGAGAGAAACUGCAAUUACCUGAGUAACUGAGCUACAGAGAUCAGUAAUUAUUUUCUUCAGAUGCAAAUUGAAUGGUUUACAAAAAGGUUAAUCAUACAGCAGGCAUCUUUUUUAUUUAUUUAUUACAGGGUGUGAGAAUUAGUCCAGGGAUCACUUCUGCACUUUGAACACUCAAUAAAAGUAUUGGUAGUAAAAUAAAGCUUGUUCAAAUUAAUGAUUGCCAGGCAUUUGUUUAAUCUAAAGAAAUUGUGCACAGAAAUAAAGCCAUGUAAGAAGAAGCCUCUAUUAAAGGAACACUCCAGGCACUAUAACAACUCAUCGGAAUUAAGUUGUUAUGGUGUGAGGAGCUCCCCAGUUCCAGCUUACCUUCAGGGAUUAAACAGUUUAUGAACAGUUUAACCCCUAAUUCUUCAAUCCAGCACCCAGCAUCUCUGCCCUUUCAUUCUGAGGCUUACUGACCAGGGCACCACUGAUAGGAUUCUGAUUAAGUUGUUAUAAUGCCCGGAGUGUCCCUUUAAUUACACCUGAUACCAAAUAUGAAUACUAUCUUGAAACAUCGUAUUCUCAUCAUGCUGCACAGACAUUCUGAUUUUCUGAUUAAGAUUUUCUUAUCCCCUGCUAUGUUAAUAGCUUGCUAGACCCUGCAAGAGCCUCCUGUAUGUGAUUAAAGUUCAAUUUAGAGAUUGAUAUACAAUUAUUUAAGGUAAAUUACAUCUGUUUGAAAGUGAAACCAGGUUUUUGUUUUUUUCAAUGCAGGCUCUGUCAAUCAUAGCCAGGGGAGGUGUGGCUAGGGCUGCAUAAACCGAAACAAAGUGAUUUAACUCCUAAAUGACAGUGAAUUCAGCAGUGAAAUUGCAGGGGAAUGAUCUAUACACUAAAACUGCUUUAUUUAGCUAAAGUAAUUUAGGUGACUACAGUGUUCCUUUAAGUAAAGUUGCAGAUGUAACUGAAAGGUUGAUGCUACUAUAUCUUGACGGUGUCUCUGUCUAUUCUCUCUUAUAUUUAGAGUAGGCCCCUCUACCUUGUGGGUGUAAGGUCUUUUGAGACAUUGCACUAUAUGCAUACUUUCUGUUAAUUUUUGUUUUCUGUUUUGUGCCAUAUUUAAGCAUUAUUUAGCUAUUUAUUAACAAAAUUAAAUAUAUUUACAGGGUAAUUCACUAAGGACCGAAGGUAGCUGUACUGGCAGCCAAAUGGUAUGCUAUGGUAACUGUUCACUAGAGUGUGCUAUGGUAACGGUUUUACCAGUGUGUGCUAUGGUAACGGUUUUACCAGAGUGUGCUAUGGUAAAGGUUUUACCAGAGUGUGCUAUGGUAACGGUUUUACCAGUGUGUGCUAUGGUAACGGUUUUACCAGAGUGGGCUAUGGUAACGGUUUUACCAGAGUGCGCUAUGGUAACGGUUUUACCAGAGUGCGCUAUGGUAACGGUUUUACCAGAGUGCGCUAUGGUAACGGUUUUACCAGAGUGCGCUAUGGUAACGGUUUUACCAGAGUGCGCUAUGGUAACGGUUUUACCAGAGUGCGCUAUGGUAACGGUUUUACCAGAGUGUGCUAUGGUAACGGUUUUACCAGAGUGCGCUAUGGUAACGGUUUUACCAGAGUGCGCUAUGGUAACGGUUUUACCAGAGUGCGCUAUGGUAACGGUUUUACCAGAGUGCGCUAUGGUAACGGUUUUACCAGAGUGCGCUAUGGUAACGGUUUUACCAGAGUGCGCUAUGGUAACGGUUUUACCAGAGUGUGUGCUAUGGAAAGGGUUUCCUAGAGUGUGUGCUAUGGAAAGGGUUUCCUAGAGUGUGUGCUAUGGAAAGGGUUUCCUAGAGUGUGUGCUAUGGAAAGGGUUUCCUAGAGUGUAUGCUAUGGAAAGGGUUUCCUAGAGUGUGUGCCAUGGGAUCUGUUUCCUAGAGUGUGUGCCAUGGUAACUGUUUCCUAGAGUGUGUGCCAUGGUAACUGUUUCCUAGAGUGUGUGCCAUGGUAACUGUUUCCUAGAGUGUGUGCCAUGGUAACUGUUUCCUAGAGUGUGUGCCAUGGUAACUGUUUCCUAGAGUGUGUGCCAUGGUAACUGUUCACUACAGUGUGCUAUAUAUACUGCGUCUGCAAGCAAUGAAAGGUUGAAAGCUGCUCCAGUUCUGAGCUUUACUUUUUAAUAUAACUAUUUUUUACUGGAAGUCGUCUUCUGGACUGUCUGUACUUAAUUUCUGGAUUGUAAAAUACGUUGCACAGUAUUCUGUGACAACAAAGCUUGUAACAUUUCUUUAUAUUGUAGUAGACAAUCCUUAAAGAUGCUAAAUAUAUUAUUUAAAUCUUUAGCACUUUGAAAUGCUGAGAAUACAAAGAAAAGAGAAAAUUAUAAACCAUAAGCCCAUCAGAGGUGGCCAGAUGACUAGGCAACUUACAUAGAUAUCCAGCAUGUCCUCUGAUGUCAAUGUCCUUUUAUUUCAGUGCCACAAGUGUAAAACUAAAAUUUUUAGACUGAUAACACGGGCUUUAUCAAGCUUUAUCAGCGUUUUGGAUGUUGUCAUCCAAAACUUUGCUGUUUCCCAGUUGUGGCAACUAAAUAAAGGGACUGUAAUAUUUACCAGUACUGAGACUCCCUUUCGCUCAUUGCACAGUAAGAUGUCAAACACUGUUUGUACACUUACCAUUUAUGUAUGUGCCUUAGUCAGAAUGGCGCAACGCUGAGCACCAACUGCGGGUGCAAGCAAAUUUGUGAAAGACCCAGAUUCGGCAAUUAGCCAAACCCAUGCUUUCGGCACUCAAAUAUGACACCAUCCAAUCUCCAUAAAGCUUGAGCUAUUUAGAUCCUGGCAUUUUAUAUGUUCAAAUAGCCCUGUUAUGGUUCUUUUUAAGCCCAAUAAUGUGUUUUCUGAACGUUGAUCUCUUGUUACUGUCCUUUGCUCAUUUACUGUUUUUUUUUCUAUUCACUGUGUUCCUGAUAUUUGGCUUGUCUACCAUUUUCCGAUUUUUUUCCCUUCCCUUGACUUCUGCUAUCUGUUUGAUUAUUCCUUACAUCAGGGCCGGACUGGGAAGAAAAUUCUGACACUCACAGCAUCCUCACUCUCACACACACACACACACACACUGCACCCCUGACAGUCACAGCACCCUCACACACACACUGCACCCCUGACACUCACAGCACCCUCACACACACACACACACUGCACCCCUGACACUCACAGCACCAUCACACACACACACUGCACCUGACACUUACAGAACCUUCACUCACACACACAUACACACUGCACCCCUGACACUCACAGCAUCCUCUCACACACACACACUGCACCCCUGACAGUCACAGCACCCUCACACACACACUGCACCCCUGACACUCACAGCACCAUCACACACACACACACACACUGCACCUCUGACGCUCACAGCACCAUCACACACACACACACUGCACCUGACACUUACAGAACCUUCACUCACACACCCUCACUCAUACACACUGCACCCCUGACACACAUAGCAUACACACACACACUGCACCCCUGGCACUCUCAGCACCCUCACACACACACACUGCACCCCUGACACUCACAGCACCCUCACUCACACACACACAGCACCAGGGCCGGACUGGGAAGAAAAUUCGGCCCGGGCAUUUUUUAAUUACAGCGGCCCACUAAAAAGGGGGUGGGGACAGAUAGGGUGUGUUUUGUCAUCACCAAUGACAAACACGCCCCAUCACAAAGUGAGCAUGUUGGUUCAAUGCUUUUCCAAGGCAGACCAUGUGCAGAGCUCUGUUGAAGAGCUCUAGCAUGAGAAAAAGUUCCUGUAUUUGUUCUGCACAGCGCAAGCAAAUGUAAUAACAUGCUUGCACUCUGUUUGCUUGAAAUUUGUCUCUGGUGUCAUCAUAGAUGGGAUACCAGGAGACAAAAAUGCCAGUAAAGAGUAUUGUGCAGUGGGUGAGGGGUGCAGUGUGUGUGCAAGAGGGGUGAGGGGUGCAGUGUGGAUAAAGGGUGCAGUGUGUGUGUGUAAGUGGGUGCCAUGUUAGAGUGAGGGUGCAAUGUGCGUGUAAUGAAGCUGUGUGUGAGCGUGCAGUGUGUGUGUGUAUGAGAGUGCUGUGUGUGAGUGAUGGGUUCUGUGUUUGAGUGAGGGUGCUGUGCAGGCCCGGACUGGCCAUCGGGUCUUUGCAGGGCCGGCACUAUCCGAGAUCUCCCUCACUAGCCCACAUAGAGUAUACUGCGGCCGCCAGCGGGGAGAGAGGGAGGGAGCCAGCCUGCCAGCAGAGGAACCCGGCAGAGCUUUAACUUACAGCUCCGCCGGGUUCCUCUCGUGAGAUUCGGAGCGUUGACAUGGCAAUGCUCCGGGUCUCGCGAGAGUGAACUCUAGCCUCACAGGCUAGAGUUCACUCACCACUAGGACCACCAGGGAUGGAUGGCAGCCCCAGCAGCAGGAUCCCCCCUCCCAGGCAUAAGGUAAGCAGGGAGGGGGGAAAUAAUCACUCAGGUAUAAUCACAGCAGCCUCACUCACAGAUACCCUGCACCCCUAACACUCACAGCACACACACACUGCACCCCUAACACUCCCAGCACCCUCACACACACAAACUGCACCCCUAACACUCACAGCACCCUCUCACACACACACACUGCACCCCUAACACUCACAGCACACACACUGCACCCCUGACACUCACAGCACCCUCUCACACACACACUGCACCCCUAACACUCACAGCAAACACACUGCACCCCUGACACUCACAGCACCCUCACACACACACACACACACACUGCACCCCUAACACUCACAGCACACUCACAGCACCUUUACACACACGCACUGCACCCCUAACACUCACAGCACACACACUGCACCCCUGACACUCAGAGCACCCUCACACAUACACACUGCACCCCUAACACUCACACACACCUGCCCCUGACACUCCACAGCGCAGCUACACACACACACACACUGCACCUAACACUCCACAGCACACACACUGCACCCCUAACCCUCACAGCACCCUCACACACACACACACACUGCACCCCCCUAGCACUCACAGCACACACACUGCACUCCUGACACUCAGGCACCCUCACACACACACACACUGCACCCCUAACACUCAGCACACUCACAGCACCUUUACACACACUGCACCCUAAACACUCACAGCACACACACUGCACCCUGACACUCACAGCACACACACUGCACCCCUGACACUCACAGACACACACUGCACCUCUGACACUCACAGCACACACACACACUGCACCCCUGACACUCACAGCACACACACUGCACCCCUGACACUCACAGCACCCUGACACGCACAGCACACACACUGCACCCCUGACACUCACAGCACCCUCACACACACACUGCUCCCCUGACACUCACAGCACACACAAAAUGCACCCCUAACACUCACAGCACCCUCACACACACACUGCACCCCUGACACGCACAGCACACAUACUGCACCCCUGACACUGACAGCACCCUCACACUCACACUGCACCCCUAACACUCACAGCACACACACUGCACCCCUGACACGCAUAGCACACACACUGCACCCCUGACACUCACAGCACCCUCACUCACACACACUGCACCCCUGACACUCACAGCUUCCUCACAUGCAUACACUGUACCCUCACAAACAGCUUCCUCACAUGCACAUAGCACCCUCACGCAAACACAGCACACACACACUGCACCCAUCACACACACAGCACCCUUACCCACAUAGCACCCUCACACAAACACAGCACCCAUCACUCACACACACAAGGGGUCAUUCAACACCGUCUGGUAGUCUCUCUGGUGUUGACGGAGACCCCUUCCCUACAUAUCCCAUAAGCGAGGAUUAUACCGCUGUACGCAAUUCACACCAGAGCUGGCCAUAGCUCUCCCGAACGUGAGUUCUCUACUUUUGUUAUUUACUGCACCUUGAAUUUUACAUACUGCACCAUUGGUCGCCUCUACCUCUCUUGUAUUUUCAUAUACUGAACGGUCAACACCAGACGCACCUACCUCCACCAAGAAACCCUAUCAAGUAUCCCCAACUAUCCACUGGUAUCCUAGCGCUAUUUUACUGGACUGCUCUCCUCCCUUUGGCGCAGCUCUUAUACAUCUUUUUCUCUAUCUGUGUUUAUUCACUGAAGGACCUGAGGGGUUUUCCUUCAUUUGGGUUGCUGCCUACUUCUACUAAUUGUGUGUUAAGUAGCGCUGAAUUCUCUCCUUUUCAUGUGUGUAUGUGUAUGUAUAUAUGUAUGUAUAUAUGUAUGUGUGUGUAUAUAUAUGUAUAUAUAUAUAUAUAUAUAUAUAUAUAUAUAUAUAUAUAUAUAUAUAUAAUAAAAAAAAAAAAAAAGACAAAUCAUUGAUUAAAUCACCCCUCCCUUCUUACCUCUAGCCUGGGAGGGGGGGCCAUGCUGCUAUCCCUGUUGGUUCUAGUGGUGAGUGAACUCUAGCCUGUGGGGCUAGAGUUCACUCUCGCGAGACCGGGAGCAUUGCCAUGGCAAGGCUCCGAAUCACGCAAGAAGAACCCAGCGGAGCUGCAAGAUAGAGCUCCUGCGGGUUCCUCUCCUGUCUCCCUCCCUCUCUUCCCCACCGGCGGCCGCAAUACACUACAUGUGGGCCGUUGAAGGAGAUCUUUGAUCUCCCCAGCGGCCCGUCAUGGAACACAGCGGGGCCGGCGCGCACAUAGUACCGGCCCUGCAUAGACCGGCAGGGGAGAUCCUGUGAUCGCCUCGGCCCAUGGACAUCGCGGCCCACCGGCAUUUGCCUGUUGUGCUGAUGUCCAGUCCAGCCUGCCUUACAUUAAGUCCACCCAUUCUAAAACUUAGUAAUUUGGUAUUUAUAUUUUGGUUGUAGAUUAGGGUCUAUGUUUGUGGGUUCCCUUACACAUAUGUGAGGAUGUGCCAGAUAUUUUUGUGAUUGUUUGGCCUGUGAGUGGGGUUGGCUUCCUUGAACCCUUUGUGGUAAGUGCUGUCUGGAUAUUUUAUUGUUUGUAGAUGGUAAUUCCUCUUAGGUAGCAAACCUGAGAUCUUUGAAACAGAUUGCAGGCAUUUCUAGGGUUUGUUGACAGUCACGCAACUUGUGUCACUGGUGAUGCCUAUAAUGGGUUGCCCAAAAAGUCCUACUGAAAGUGUUUGUGAGCCUGGUGUCAAACACACCAGGCACACAGACGAGCUCCGGGCCAGCCUACUGUGUAAUAGAGUGCUUCUGAAGCUGUCUCUGCAUAGUCCUAGUACCCGCUGUACAGCGAGAGCUGACGAGGGAACAAAAUAGAGAUGUCGGGGCAGGACUCAGAAAUUGGGACUGUCCCACAUUAGAGCAACCCUAGAUACACAUUUCAGCCAUAGUGGGCCUCGUUAGUGAGGCAUAUCCAUUAUCCCCACAAUAAGCAAGCAGACCACAUCUGAAUUUCUGUGUUACAUAGGGAAACACUAGGCAUUUGCAAACAAACCAGAAAAGUGCACAAAACAGAUUGCUUACUGCAAAAAAAAAAAAGUUUGCUUCUCUUUUCAUUAAACAUUUAUUUCUGGUGAGGCUGCCAUCUCUUUGCAUAUUGUAUUAGAAAAUACCCAAAUUAGAGAAAUUCUACAACGUGGCCAAAGUUUCAGAAUUUUUUCCAUCCAACUAUUUCAAUUUUAUAAUUUUGCAAUUUGAUUAUGAAUUCACUUCAAUUCACUGCUUAGUGAAUUAACCUGUCUUUCGACCAUGCUUACCUUGCAACCUUUCCAUAAACGCAUGUAAACAUGUAAUGAAAGUGAUAUCAGUGCUCUAUUCGGUGAAUCUUAAAGCGUCUGAUAAGAAGCCCAGAGAAAAAAACAGAACAGGAGAUAAACUUUCCAGAGAGGAUUAAAAUAUCCAGACAUCGACCACUGAACAUAGAUGUCUGGGGCCAUUAUAUCUAGCAGAUUCAGACAUACAGAUAACAUUGCUUAGAAGAGCAUUAAUGUAAAUGUAUUAAAGAAGCCCGAACAAUACAUAUCCAGUGCCAUUGCCUGCUUGUCAUGACGUUUUGUAAAAUAAGAACUUCUUGUGUUUGGAACCUAAAUACGGAGGACUUUUUCCCAGUAUGGGGAAACUUGCCAGGCAAGUAUUAAGCCAUAAUUUUAUAUGCUGUGCUAGUGUCACCGCUUAUCGGUUAAUGGAAGGAUGCACUAACUGUAACUGUUAUGUUAUGAUCGUGUGCAAAAUAUUAUAUUAUGGUGGCAAACAACUUAACAAUGACAAUUGAAAAAUUAGCACAUUUCCACUAGUAAAGUGAUUUGUGGUCGAUAUUAAUAGAUCACUGCUAGUGAUGUCCCGAACGGUUCGCCGAACGGUUCGCUGUGGAUGGCGAACAUAUGCGCUGUUCGGUCCGCCCCUAUUCGUCAUCAGGCACAUUCCAGCCAAUUGGCAGCAGACCCUCCCUCCCAGACCCUCCCACCUCCUGGACAGCUCACUAAGAUGCAGCUUCACAAUGAAUGUAAAAUGGAUGCUGUCCAGGAGGUGGGAGGGUCUGGGAGGGAGGGUCUGCUGCUGAUUGGCUGGAAUGUGUCUGCUGAUUGUGAGGUACAGGGUCAAAGUUUACUCAAUGAUGACAAAGGGGGCGGACCGAACAGCGCAUAUGUUCGCCAUCCGUGGCGAACCGUUCGGGACAUCACUAAUCACUGCUAAACACACACAUGCAGAAAACUUGGUGUAAUAGUAUCAAUGUCUAAAAAUGCUACAUCUGUUUGUGAUAAGUGCAACCAUAAUUGUUACUACAAUGUUUAUAGAAUGUAGCAAAAGGUACUGAUACGUUAUGGAUAUGUAAUUAGAAAUAAAGUGGAGUGACAAGUAUUUUCCAAACAGGACAGGGAUAACUUUGGGGUAAGGGGUACCCAUGAAGGCACAAUAGGGAAAGCAAUCUACUCGGACUCCCUUCUAAUUCCCCUUUUCCCUAUUCCUCUAUCCUAUUUGAUUACCGGUUACGGCCAGCCGCCUGGUCCGUCAUUUCUGUCUAAUUACAUAUCUUAUACCAAGUUAUCUGCAUGUGUCUGUUUAGCAGUGAUCUUAUACCAAGUUCUCUGCAUGUUUAGCCAUGAUCUAAUAAUAUCGACUACAAAUCACUUUACUAGUGGGAAUGUGCUUAUCUGCAAUUGUCAUUGUUAAGUUGUUUGCCACCAUAAUAUAAUAUUUUGCACACGAUUGUAAAUAUUAUAAAUAUAAAUAUUCCACCAAAGUGCCAAUUACAACCUUUUCAUUAGUGGGCUAGUAUAGAUGUCCUAACAGCUAUUGUUUUUUUCUGUAGUACUAUUUUUCUUUUAUGUGGUUAGGUCUUGUGCAAGUCCUGGUUGGACUUUCUUUUAUUAUGAUUUAUUAAAAGUUAAGCCUUAUAAUGCGUGAUGUUUUACCCUGAUAGUAUUCCAUCUUUAGUACCAUGUGUUGCACCCUUCAUUUUUUCUUGUUUGUCAAUUGUUAACUACAUGGGUUAUACCCCCUCUCCCCCCCUAUCUGGGAGGUUUUCACUGGAUUCAGCUCUUCUCUUCUUGUCUCUCCUCUUUUCUUUUAAGUCUCUCAUUUUCUUGGUCAGCUAUGCUUUCAGUACAUACGUGAACAGAGAAUGCACACCAAAAACCAUACGAAAUUAAUAUCUUCGUUUAAUAAGCCAGUAUCUGAUUUACAAGUAUGAUAUAAAUAUAAUACAAAUAAAGUGAUAGUGAACAGGCUAGACAAAAAAUCCACAGUACAUAUUUACCAAAAUUCCUCAACCUGAUAGGGCAGAAACACGAAUAAAAUGGGGGGGGUUCUUUUUAUUCGUGUUUCUGCCCUAUCAGGUUGAGGAAUUUCGGUAAAUAUUCACUGUGGAUUUUUUGUCUAGCCUGUUCACUAUCACUUUAUUUGUAUUAUAUUUAUAUCAUACUUGUAAAUCAGAUACUGGCUUAUUAAACGAAGAUAUUAAUUUCGUAUGGUUUUUGGUGUGCAUUCUCUGUUCAUGUAUGUACUGAUUGUUUUGGUAUUUGAGGGAGUACCAUUUGUGAAUAGCACCCAAGUGUUUUUUUUGUUUUUGUUUACACUAUUAUAUAGUCUCUCCAUACUUUGUAUACUAUACAGCUAUGCUUUCAGUUCAGCUACUCUGGCCUUACAUUUGAAUUUGAAUUCACGCAACUUAUAGCCCCCAGCUGGCAGAUAUACUUGCACUCUGAUGCAAGCGCAAGAAGUGUGCUGCCAUUUUAAGUGAUCCUCAGUCAAAAAUCGCACUUACUGGUGUUUUCUUGUGCCAUUAGACACUAAUAUAUACAGUUGUAAUCAAAAUAAUUCAGCCCCCAUUGAAAAUCAGGUUUAUUGUCAACAUUUAGAGAAUUUCAGCUGCUUGCAAUGAGCAAAUAAAAUAAAGGCAAGUGAAAUAGCUCAACAAAACAAAUGCUUCAAGUGGUUUCAACAAAUUCAACUGAAAAUGCAACUUAUAAUUACUUCUCCAGUCUUAAAAUCAUUCAACCCUCUGAAUAGAAUGCCUCACAAAAGCACAAAUAUACAAAACAGGUGUUGUCUAAAGCACACCUGAUGCAACUAAUCAAGGGCUUCAUUAGUUGCACCCAGUGGCGUACUAAGGGGGGGGCGGGGGGGGCGGUCCGCCCCGGGUGCCACCAGGGUGGGGGGUGCCAUGACCAGCCCCCCGCCCCCCCCCAUGCUGCAGCCGCCCGAGCGCUCUGUAUAGAGCCUCAGGCGGCUGCAGCAUUGCCCGGGCGGUGCGUCCAUGAGGGCGGACCGCACCGCCCGGGCGCAGCCUGAGAAAGGGGCUGACAGGAGGGAACGCUCCUGUCAGCUCCCUCACUGCAGCAUGGUCCGACGGGUACAGAGAGCAGCUGUCUCCUGUACCCGGCCGGACUAACAGGAAGUGCACACUGAGUGUGCACUUCCUGUUAGUCCGGCCGGGUACAGGAAACAAAAGCUCCCUGUACCCGCGGACUAUACAGGGCUCGGCCACGCUACAGGGAGGUAGGGGGGAGGGGGAGAAAGAAGGGGGAGAGGAGGGGUGAGAAAGAAGGGGGGGGGUGAGAAAGAGAAAUAAGGGGGUGAGAGAGGGGUGAGAAAUAAGGGGGGAGAGAGGGUGAGAAAGAAAUAAGGGGGUGAGAGAGGGGUGAGAAAAGAAAUAAAGGGGUAGAGAAAAAAGAAAUAAGGGGGUGAGAAAGAGAAAUAAAAGUGAGAGAGGGAUGAAAAAUAAGGGGGUGAGAAAAUAAGGGGGUGAGAAAAGAGAUAAGGGGGGUGAGAGAAAAAGAGGGUGAGAGAAAUUAGGAGGGGGUGAGAAAGAGAAAUUGGGAGGAGGAGAAGGAAAUUGGAGCGGGAGGAGAGAUUGACAUUCAUCACAUACACACAAUGCACCCCUUGCACACAGAAAAACACACAAUGCAUUACACACACAGACACACAUACACAAGCAAUGCAACCGUUACACACAAUGCAUCCCUUACACACACAGAAACACACAAUGCAUUCAUUACACACACUCAAUGCACCCCUUACACACAUUCAAUGCAUCCCAUACAUACACAGAAACACACCUUGCAGCCCUUACACAUACAAACACAAUUUCACACAAUGCAUUCCUUACACACAUAUCAGGACAUCCCCUACACACUCCACCCCCUGUGAACAAACUCAUUGGUGGAACAUGAAGGUGGACCCUGGGACCCAGACCUUGAGCUGUGUAAAGGACCCCCAAAAAAUGGAGCUGCUUCCCGUUCUCCCAGAACAUUGAUUUUUGUGACCACAGUUACAAACCGCCUCCAGAGAGCCUGUUCUGCACCAGACCAGUGGAGCCAGACUGCAGCUAGAGCCCAUCAUCAUCCUCAUCUGGUUGUAAGUAGGCAAUCUAGUAUAUUAUUCGUGGCACUAAGCUCUAAUUUACCUCACAUUAAAGAAACACUAUAGUCCCCAGAACCACUUCAGCUUAAUGUAGUGGUUCUGGUGUCUAUAGCCUGUCCCUGCAGGCCUUUUAAUGUAAACACGGCGGCACUGCAGCACUGGCGUUAGUUAACAUGGCAAAUCAUAUGGCUGGGGCAUUGUGAUGUCACAUGGGGGGCGGCAAACUUUACUUUUGCCUUGGGCGGCAAAAAUCCUUGUACCGGCCCUGGCUGGAGGGGGCUGUGUGAGCUGUGGCCGCACAGUGUCCCAUGGUAGUUAGGGUGCCGUGCGGCCAGUACAGCUCACUCAAGCAAACAGCUGAUAAACUGGCCGCACGGAGGAAAUGUGUAUGUGUGACUGUCUGCCUGUAACUGAGUGUGUGACUGUCUGUCUGUAACUGAGUGUGUGACUGUGUCUGUAACUGAGUGUGUGACUGUGUAUGUAAAUGUGUCUGUGGUGCUGCAGGGAUUUUGUAGAAGGGGGUGGGGGUUUUGUAUUGGGACAGGAGUCUUUAUAAGGGGAGAUAAGCAGGGGAUUUGUGGAAGGGGAUUGCGGGGGUUUUGUAGAUGGGGCAGUACAGGAUUUGUAGAAGGGGCAGGACAGAGGUUUUGUAGGAGGGGCAGGGCAGGACAAGGGUUUUGUAGGAGGGGCUGACAAAGUUUACAAAUUGUAAAAAUAAAAGAAAUAAAACCUUUAACAUUUUUUACAGGUUUUUUUUUUUUGGGGGGGGGUGCCAAGCACAGGAUCCGCCCCGGGUGCCAAAUGCUCUAGGUACGCCCCUGGUUGCACCAGGUAUCCUUGAUAAGGAACACUUGAAAUAUCUUGACUGGCUAGGGGUUUGUUGAGUGUCAUGUUUGACUGCAUGUUAGAAAUAUGGCUAAGUCAAAAGAAUGGUCCACAAAGUUAAGAGACAAGAUGAUCACCAUUCACAAACAAGGAACAGGAUACAAAAAACUAUAGAAACUGUAUGUUCCUAGAGACACCAUUGGAAGCAUAGUUUGCAAGUUCAAAGUUGAAGGAACAGUGGUUACAUUACCUGGACAUGGCAGAAAAAGGAAGCUAUCAAUGGCUGCAAUCAGACUACUAAGAAGGCAGGUUAUGAAAAACCCUUGAUUCUCUGCAAAAAACCAGCAGCAAGUCUUGGUGGCAACAGUCACUGAGGUUUCAGUAAGCACAUGCAAGGCACGUACUAAAAGCAGAAGGUUUCCAUGCCGUAACUCCAAGACGUACACAACUUCUGACCCAAAAGCACAAGAAAAGUCGGCUCCAAUAUGCUCAAAAAUAUAUAAAUAAACCACAGAAGUUUUGGGAUAAAACAAAACUGGAACUUUUCAGCCAAAUGGAUAAGUAGUAUGUUUGGAGGAACAAGAAAGAAGCAUAUGCUGAAAAGAACACUCUGCCUACAGUUAAGCAUGGUGGUGUCUCAGUGAUGCUCUGGGACUAGAAACCUACAGCAUGUAGAAAUGAAGAUGGAUUCAUUGAAGUAUCAGGAAAUCCUAGGAGAAAAUAUGCCGUCGGUGAGAAAAUUGAAGUUGGGCGUCAUAGGAUCUUACAACAAGACAAUGAUCUCAAGAAUACCUCAAAUUCCACCUAGGCUUGGUUGCAGAAGUAGUUCUGGAAAAUUAAUCUGUGGUCAUCAGUCACCUGAAAAUCUCUGGUGGGAAUUGAAGAAGGCAACGCAGGCAAACCCGAGAAUUUUACUGAACAGGAAGCCAUUGCUCAUGAACAAUGGGCUAAGAUUCCUCAGAAACGCUGCCAGAAGCUGGUGUCUGGCUAUCCUCUCGUUUGCAGCAGCUCAUAAAUGUAAAGGGAGCUCUACUAAGUACUAAAGAUACUUUCCAUGAAGGGGUUGAAUAAUUAUGAAACUGGAGAAGUCAUUAUAAGUUGCAUUUUCAGAUGAAUUUGGAGAAACCACUUGAAGCAUUCGUUGUGUUUAGCUAUUUCAAUUGCUUUUAUUUGAUUUGUUCAUUGUAAACACCUGAAAGUCUGUAAAUUUGGACAAUGAACCUGAUUUUUAAUGGGGGUUGAAGAAUUUUGAUUAGAACUGUAGGUGAUAUAUUAAAACCACAUAACGUCCUUGUGGUCAUGCCAUCUAUUUGACAACUUUGCAAACUCUCAAUGAAGGGGCUCCUGUUUGGAUAUAAUCUUACAUUCCUGAUAAUUUAGACUUGUUAACUGAAACUCACAGGGACUUUAUGUAAUCCCAUGCCUAGUGUUUGCCUAGUCACGCAUUGCCUUGCAGGUCAACCAAUCUAUCAAGAAGGUUUACGCUUUUGAAUUGCCUUCAGCUUUUCCCGACAUGGAGUUAUUCAAAAACAGGAAAUUGGUGGCGUUUACCAGGGAGUUGCAAAUCUUGGGCCACAAAAGAUUUGGAAACAUUUUCAGUCUGCCUCUUUUUGCAAUUCCCUGCUUAAAGGGAAACUAUAGUGCCAGUAAAACAAAGUUGAUUACUAAUAACCAUUUAUACAACUAAAAUGUAAUUUACAACAAGAACAAUGUAUCUUAUUUACAUGCUGAUGUCUAAACACAUUUACUGUAAUUUGAAGACACAUUACUGAGAGUAUUAUUGCUAUGGAGCUCUGUUAUACACUCAGACACACCAACAAUAUGGAGCUUCUAGAAAAGAGGGACGUUAGGAUAGAAAAGAGGGACAGAGGGAUUUGGGCCCAAAAUAGGGACUGUUCAUCCUUAACAGGGACACUUGGGAGUUAUGGCACUGUUUGUGUGGCCUUGAAAUAGAAGAUUAAACCUUUUUAUUUUUUUGGGAUUAGGUUUUAAAUUCCUUGUUUCUCUCAGAUAUCUGUCUGGUCUAGCAGACUUGAUUAAAGGUGUAAAAAGGAACGGCUUUAGAUAACUUCAUAACAACCCGUAGCAAUGGGUCCUUUCUAAAUCUUUCUAAGAAAAGGGAAUGACAGACAGACUAUUGUUGUUAAAAUUAACAAAGCUAAAACCAGCCACUACUGAAAUUUCACUCCGUUUGGUCAUUUAUCUAAAGAUAUUUGGACCCUCUACUAAAGCAAAAAAAGAAACUAAUGAUCUUUAAUUGUAGCAUCUAUUUCUAUUCUUUAUUUUAAUUUUAUUCCCAGGUCAAUUACGUGUUGUCGUAGUUUCUCCUUUUGCCGAAGGAUAUUUCACUGGUCAGUCAUUGUCUUCAAACACGUUGAUAUUUCUCUGGUUUGUGAAAGAUCUCAAACUAUUCUUGAAAUAUUAUGAUCCAAGUUUUCUUUCUCUCCUUUAAACAUCGAAUCUCAGAGAAUAAUCUAGUUUAUAUUGUGUAUAUAACAAACUGCAUCAAUUAGAGAUUCCAAUUAUGUUCUAUGAUUUCCUCGACCUGUUUCUUUUUAAACCACAAAAAUUAUACAUUGAUACUAUCGCGUGGUAUUGUUUGACUAUUGCAGUUCCUCCAUUAUUUCAAUUUUCUGAAGGUCUUUAUAAUGUGGACUAUACCAUUAUGUUUAUUCUUUGUCUCUUUUCAAACAAACAGAGCAUUCUAUUCCUUAUUUUGGUUGUCCUACAGUAAUGAUUUUUCCACUUUUCAUCUUAAAUCCAAUUUUAUACAAACUUAUUUUCCCACACAUGAGUACAGACCUUUUUUAGGUCUGUUGUAUAACCUUAUAAACAUGAAGUUAUCUAUUGUUCUUGGAGAUUUGUGUCGGGCGGAACUGCAGCACUUCUGAAAUUAAGUCGAACCCCAAGCCGAUCUGUAUCCAAAUCACGGACCAACCGAACCACACAAUGCCAAACAUGUUAGGUUUGGGGUUGUAGUUUUGAAUUCUGCUCAUGGCCAAAAACCUAAUGAUUGAUGGCUCGUCGCUAAAUAUUGAUUUUAUUCACAGAUCAGAUAACAACUGAGCAAUAGAGGGGAAAAAGGAAGAGCAGUAAAUAAACAUCUUUAUAUAUUAUAUUCGUUAUACAUAAUAUACACUGCUCAAAAAAAUAAAGGGAACACAAAAAUAACACAUCCUAGAUACGAAUGAAUUAAAUAUUCUUCUGAAAUACUUUGUUCUUUACAUGGUUGAAUGUGCUGACAACAAUAACACACAAAACUUAAAAAAUGGAAAUCACAUUUUUCAACCCACGGUCUGGAUUUGGAGUCACAUUCAAAAUUAAAGUGGAAAAACACACUACAGGCUGAUCCAACUUUGAUGUAAUGUCCUUAAAACAAGUAAAAAUGAGGCUCAGUAGUGUGUGUGGCCUCCAAGUGCCUGUAUGACCUCCCUACAAUGCCUGUGCAUGCUCCUGAUGAGUCCUGGACAGUCUGUGGUGCAACGUGACGUUGGUGGAUGGAGCGAGACAUGAUGUGCUCAAUUGGAUUCAGGUCUGGGGAACGGGCGGGCCAGUCCAUAGCAUCAAUGCCUUUGUCUUGCAGGAACUGCUGACACACUCCAGCCACAUGAGGUCUAGCAUUGUCUUGCAUUAGGAGGAACCCAAGGCCAACCGCACCAGCAUAUGGUCUCACAAGGGGUCUGAGGAUCCCAUCUCGGUACCAAAUGGCAGUCAGGCUACCUCUGGCGAGCACAUGGAGGGCUGUGCGGCCCCCCUAAAGAAAUGCUACACCACACCAUUACUGACCCACUGCCAAAGCGGACAUGCUGGAGGAUGAUGCAGGCAGCAGAACGUUCUCUACGGCAUCUCCAGACUCUGUCACAUCUGUUGCAUGUGCUUAGUGUGAACCUGCUUUCAUCUGUGAAGAGCACAGGGCACCAGUGGCGAAUUUGCCAAUCUUGGUGUUCUCUGGCAAAUGCCAAACGUCCUGCACGGUGUUGGGCUGUAAGCAACAGCUUCUUCGGAUUUAGUUUUUCCAUUCAGAAACUCGUUUCCGAAAUUCUGCUGAGCCAAAUGGUCUUCCAGCCGAAAUUCUGGUGUCCUGAAAAAGGUUCUAUUUUUGAAAAAAAUGGUUCGGCUGAGACAAAUUUUCUCGUAAUGCACAAGUCUAGUAUCCAUAUGGUGUGUAUAAAAAUAAUGUACAAAAAUAGGUAGACAUUCAAAUGCAGUUAGGAUGGUAAGAAGAUAUAUUUUUUUUCUUCUUUUUAAAUGGAUGCAUGCAGGAUUGAAAACAUAUAUAAUGCAAGAUCAAGAUGGAUAGGCAUAUCUUUUGCUUAAUGAACUUAUAUGGAAAAUAGGACUAUAAAGGAACUGUAGAGGUGCUUGCACACUGCACUGCAUGUGCCUGUUACUCUAACUGUCCCAAUUAUUAACGGAAUAUCAGUUGAUUCUUUCCUAACUCCCCAUACACCGUAUUCAGCUUGUUACUUCUCAUUUCACAUAUGAAACAAAACCCACACAAUGCUAGUAUAUAUUUGAAAUUGUUUUCUUCUACUCAAUCAAGUAAAACUACAUGAUGGUACAUAUGGGAGCACAAUUUGUUUUCACUUGCAGAGUUGCAGACCUGUCUGAUGGCACAGAAAUACUUAAAACAUAUGCAUAUUAACUCUUCUUCUUCCUCCCUUAUCCACAUACAGAUUGGCUGCCAAAAGCUGCUUAAGAAGAACGUUUAUUUAAUGUAUUUUUUAAUCAUAUGCUGUUUCAUUUCAAACAUGACCCUAAAUAAUUGUUAUUCUAUUGCAGAUUGGAGAUGAGCUGGUCCGGAUAAAUGGAUAUUCCAUAUCUUCAUGCACUCACGAGGAAGUAAUCAACCUUAUUCGCACAAAGAAGAUUGUGUCCAUCAAAGUCAGACGUAAGUCAUCCUAAUGGAAUGGAGACAAACCAUGUUUUGUAUUAAAUUGAUGUGUCCUGUCCUUCUCCAUAACAUGAUUCUUUGUCUUCUUUCUUUUUAUAGAUGUCGGGAUGAUUCCUGUCAAAAGGUAAUAAAUGUUUGUACUAAUCUGGGAACCUCUGUGUUCAAAACUAAUGCAAAAUUGUAAUUUCUUCCUGACUUGCUAGAGAGUUGAAUUAUAGAUUGCACACACAAUUGGCAGUUAUACAGUUAAACUAGAUGAACCCUUUGAUUGCCAUUUGGUAUAAAUAGUCUCACUGCAUGCAUUGUGGAGGUCACUGGAUGCUUUAAUGCAUUAUUGUGCUCUUGGUAACCACUAGAACUACUUACCUCUUAGGUGCUCCUGUUUAGAAUCCAUAUUACUUAUAUCACACUCAAUCUUAAAGCAUUUUUUUUGUUUAAUUAUACAUACUUAUGCCCGUUUUGUCUUUUUUGUUUUGUUUAUUUAUUUUUUAAUAAGUAACAGUGUCUAACCUCUUCCGUACCACUGGAAGUCUGUUCAGGCAUUGACAACCAUUUCUGUAAAAUGGUUUAAAAGCAUUAAAUACUUUGCUUUCAAGAGAGAAUUUCUAAGAGGGAUCUGUACAAUUCCAUACAACAAAUAUGGGCUUCCACUGGUUCCCUUGUGAAAACUGUAACAAAGAAUCAUUAAUGGACCAAUGAUUGAAGACAAUUCUCUUCUGUUCUAUUCCUGUAGCUCGGCAGAGGAACCUUUGAAGUGGCAAUUUGCUGAUCAGUAUGUGUCAGAAACAGAAGUAAGUCUACUUACUAAUCUAGACCAUAGAUAACUGAUUAACUAGCUUACGACAUCAAAUCUUCUAUAAAACUUAGUAGAAGUAAUGAUGUUAAAAUGGUUUAUUAUAAAAAGAAAUCAUGAUGUUUGUUGCAGAAAUUCUAGAUAUUUAAGGAGGCCUUUAAUAUUACAAAUACAUUGGCUUAACUCCUUAAGGACACAUCUUCAGAAGUAAGAGGUCAGCAUGACGGAAAAAUCUUAAGGAGUACAAUUUCAUAGAAUUUAAUGAUCUUUCAUUCCUAAAAAGCCAUUUGAAUUUUUUGGGGAAAUAACGUAAAUGUUUCAAGUUGCAUGCUUGAUCCUACGUGGCCUUCUGACAUCUGAUAGCACCAAAUGUUUGUUAUUCUAGAUGAGAAGAAGGUUCUGCAAGUCAUAUUAAGCCACUAGCAAUAAGGUCAAAGCCAGUGCUUUAUCUGCAGUGAGGUUAAUGACUUGCUAUAUUUGCAAAAUGAUGGUUUCUUGCAUUUACAAACAAAUAAUGAAUAGAAGGUCAUGUCUAGGUACCAAAUCUGCUUGUAUACCUAAAUUACAAGUCAGCAUAUAGACUUCCAAGGUUGAACCUAUCCCUGUCUGCUCCAUGUGUGCACAAUGGCAAUCUACACUGCAAGACAGCAUUAAAACACACACAUACAUAGAUAAGAAAAUAAACUCAGGUUAUUGCAAGCUGCUGUACAGUUUAUAUUGCCGGUAUUACUGCAAUAUUGGCACCGGCCAGGCAGCCUCAAAUAAAUACACCGGCCAGGUGGCAACCCUAAGAGUAGUGUGUAAAAAAAAAAAAAAAAAAAUGAAAAAAAUUAUAUAGAUUUUUUGUUUUAAAUCAAUCGAUCUAUUCCAUGGGCAUGGGCCUGGAGCUGCAGGUCUAUCAGCCCCUAUGUUAAUCCGGCCCUGUCUGUGUGUCUCAGAGUCAGGAUGCUUUACAGUAGUGACAGAAUUGGCUAUGGGUUUAAAAGCUGGGUUAAAAAGAGGGGCUCUAUCCAUAUUCCUUGUUGGAGGCAAGUAGGAUUGAUUUAGAAGGAUAUUCUUUAUCAAGGAAUCAUUGGCACGGUUUAAAGCUUCUUCCUUGAAGUGUUCUAACAUGGAGCAAUUGCGCCGGAAUCUAAUGAAUUUGCCUAGUGGUACAUUCGCAAUCCACGUACGAUGAUGGUCACUGGUAGCAUUUAGGAAGCCAUUUACAUCUACAUUUUUCUGAAAUGUCCUAGUUAGAACCUGGUCUUUUCUGGAUAUUGAUAGACCAAUAGACUUCUGCAUGGUGAAAAAAUUUAGCCGAAUAGAUUUAUCAAAAAAAAAUCUUCUAUGAGUGGUCCAACAGUCGAUCAUGUGGCGUAGGUUCAGCAAAUACUGUCCAUGCAAAAUUCAAAUGAAUUGCAAUUCAUUUGCUGCUGAAUUCACAAAUCUUUAAGUCAACAUCCCAGGUUAAGGACAAGCAAAAUGAUAACUGUGUGAUUACAUCACAGGUUUAAAUGUAGAAUUCCACACUGCUGUAUUUUGCUGUAUCAUGGGACAGAGUACCCUCCAUCCUAACUCCCUGUCAAUUAUUACGUUUAAUUCACAUAAAGAAAGCAUCCAAAGAGGGGGAGAACGGGGACAAUAGAGUAGAUUUAUCAAAAUGUUCUGUAAAGUGAUGUUUAGAGUCCGUUCUUGUUUUGAUCGGUUUUAUUAAAAUGUUUUAGAAGUGAUCUAAAAAGUAAUGCUAUCCUUCACUGUAGAUUUCCACCAGCUUGCAGAAAUGUACAUGUUGGAAGACUGACAGAUUUAGAGAAGUGAAAAAAAAAAAGAGAAGUGUUACAGAACACAGUUCUGUGUCCGUAUUUAGCAUUUCCUAGCUUACUGCUUUUACUUUAUAUAGUAUUGAGCAUCAAAGCCUGCAGCCAUUGAGAUGACUAAACUCAUACGGCCAGGGAUCGAUCGUGGAGUCUCUGCAGUCACCUUCUAACCUGUUUUGCACCUGCCAUCUGUACGUUUAACCCAUCUAUGGCCAGAGAACAGAAUAAAACAUUGUUGUACAUAUGUAGCUGGCUUCUGUCCAGAAUGCCGGUUUAUCAGGUAUCUAACAUUCCAUACACUGGUAACAUUCAAAAGUGAGACAUGCUUCAGUAACUCAAAUUUAUUGCUUUCAUUGCGUUGAGCCUUUUGUGCCACCAUUGGUCUGAAGGUUCGGGCUAAAUCCUCACAGGCCUGAAACCCCAGAACAUUAAGCUGGAUAAGCUCUCCCAAAGCUCUUGUGGUUUAAUUUCUUCUUUUGUCUGUUGCAGGCGCCAGCAAUUUAGAAAUUCACAGACCGCUUUUAAUAUCAUUUUCAAACACCUCUCUCUGGAAUAUCUUUAGUUAUUAUUAUAUUUUUUUAAACUUUCUUUCUUGGUAUUUCAAGGCUGGUGGGUCAUGCUUUCUCUCUUUGCAUUUCAGAGAUUGUGGGUCAUGCCUCUACAAAAGUCUUAUGCCAAUGAAAAUCAAGAUGCCUAGUAGGGUAACAUUGAUGCCAAAUUGUGACUGGAAUCCUUCAGUUUAUUUGAGACAUACCUGGAAUCCAGCAAUAAUACUUUAAGUGCCAGACAGACAUUGUACAUAGUUCCAGCCUCUCAGUUUGUAUUUUUGUAGAUAGACUGAGAAGUUUUAAUGAAGUGGAAAUCACGCUACACCUGUAGGAUUGUAGCGAAAACGAUACUUUUGUAGUAAGACUGGCUGCUCUUGGCUGGAAGAAUGGUAUGUUUAGGGUAAGGAUUGGAGCAAUUCACUACUUAGGGAAGUCACCACUCAGGCACUUGUCCAAGUCUGUUGGGUUGGUGCAGUGUUUUAAGGAACCAGUGUAAGCUCAUAUCAUUAGCAGAAAUAUAAUUCAGAUUUUUUUUUUGUAUUAUUUAAUUCAAGUCAAGACCUCACCAGGAAUAGACAUUACCAGGUUCACUUGAAUAAAUUAAAGCAGCCAACAUGCUUUAUCCAAACAUAUUUUGUCACUGUGUCACACUGCAAUGCUCCAGAUUCAUUGAAAAUUAGAUUUCACCACGUCCUGUGUUACAUUGCACAGCGGUAUAUAGUGUUCUGUAUUGAUUUAAUAUAAAUGGAAUCCUACCAUCAUUGCACGAUAAGCCCUGGUAUGGAAGGUUUGGUACCCCCGUCUUUCGGCCAUGCCUGGUCUGGAUUACUUUACUAAAAGUGGCAACUUUUAUCUCCCAUUAUAUAUAUUCAAGAUGUGGUCAUGUUCUGUACAACAAAUGAUGGCUCAGACAACUUGCAUGUAGAACAUCCUAAACCUUCUAAUAUCUUGACAUUUGAAGUUAGGCUUUAUAUGGAGAGUCAAUCCCAACCAUCCGUAGUAACAUAUCCUUAACCAUUUCACAAUUGAUGACAUGUAGGAAUUUUACAAAUAAAUCCUCUACGUGAUUGGGUUAAAUACCUAUAUUGACCUUUUCUGAAUUGCUGUUUUGCUGCAGGAUGGUAAAAGCAGUGUGGCUGGAUUGGCGUCGGCCAGCGGAAGAGAAAUCAAGGAAAAAAAAGUGUUUAUUAGCUUGGUGGGCACAACAGGAUUAGGGUGCAGGUGCGUAUGUUACAAACAGACCCCCAACACACACACACACACACACACACCAUUUCUCUAUUUUAAAAGGUGGCAUCAUUGCUAAACAAUGAAUAGUUUAAAAAAUACAUUGCUAAAUUAGUCCAAAUUUGCUGAUUUGGAGGAACUCAGAGUUUGGCUAUUAUAGAUAAUAUUUUGCAGUUUGGUUUUAAGUUUACCGCUAUUCACAGCGUAACUUAAAAAUUGAGACCUAAAUAAGUGAAUUGUAGAAAUUCUCCAAUUAUGCUUUUUUAGUCUAAAAUGUGUGAUUGUUUUAAUAUCAGCAAUGUCAUUGUAAUACAAUUUUAUCAUUUGUACUAAAUUAAUUUCCUCCGCGACUUGUAGGUACUUCAGAAAAAAGAACCUUGUUGUUAAUAAUAUUCACUAUUUAAAGGGAAACUAUAAGCACCGUAACUGUUACUAAUUAAUAGUGGUUAUGGUGCACUGCUUAGCCUAACUCUUGACUCGUACCCUAUGACUGAAUUCCGUAGCAUUUGAGCGUCAGACAAGGGGGCACCUUAACACUCCAAUUACCAUAGCCACAACAAUAAGAUGUACAAAAGCCUGUAUGGACUAUGAUGUUUAGAAGGCUCUACUAACAUCGUUAUACUGUGACUCCAAACACAUUGAUUUAAAGGCUGUAAAAGCACAAUGAGAGUUGUAGUUAUGUAAAAGCUGGGAGGCUAACUUGUCUCCAGCUCUCAUCUAGAUUAAUGUUUUUACUCUGCCACCUAGUGGUUGAAGCUUGGUAAUAACAGUUACAGACAGGCAAAUAAAUACAAUCCAUGGAAAAUCAACAGCAUUUAGCAAUUUCCAAGACUUUUAAAAGUUUUUUUUUUUUUUUUUUGGACAUACAUGAAAUGUGUCCAUUCAAUAUUACCUUUUUAAAUCACUACACGAGAUAAAUCGAUAUGCAAACAUUGCAGCUUGAUGAUUAGCAUUGGCUCCUAUGUUAUAGGGAGGGUUCUAUUCUGUAUCGUGUUUUGAGACUGCUUUUAUAUCACUGUUCCUUCAAUAUCAGUUGACUGGUUAAUUUGCAUUAAUAGCAUCCCUUUACAUAUUUCCAGUAUUUCCAGUGGACCUUCUCACAAACCUGGAAUAUUUAUCAGUAAUGUCAAGCACCGCUCCUUAUCGUCAGAAGUUGGUUUAGAAGUAAGUAAUAAAUAACUGUAUAUUUCUAGCGAAGCUUUGUUCAUUAUGAGAAUAUAGGUAUAUAUAACGAGUGUGUGAUACAUGUAUUAUGAGAAAAUAAUUCCAUACAAGUCCCCAGAGCCUGAUAUGCAUUAUUUGUUUUCCAUUAGUGUUAAGGUAGUUAGGGGUUAAUGUUUAGUGUUAUUGUAGUGUAGGGGUUAAUGUGUAAUGUGUUAGGGGUUAAAAUAAUGCAAUCAGGUAUUAUGGGAAAGUCCUAAUAAAUGGUGAAGCUGGACGUGAAAUGGUUUGUAAAUGUCUCCAGAACCCGGAGAUGUGAUUUUCAUUUGAUUUUACAUAAUAUUUCUUGGAUGGGGCUGGGCUUGGCGUUAGGGUUAAUGUUUCAUCUGCUUCCAUCAAUUACGGUAUCUCUGGAAAUGAGAUUAAUAAAAUGAUGGCUGCUGCUGAUUGAGAGUGUAACUCCCACUAAUCUAGUAGGCCAGGUUCUGCCCAAAUUUAGAGCCUGUGAACUCCGUGCCAGACUUUCAUGGAGGUGCCCUGUGCAUUAUUAUCCAUUUAUAUCCGUAAAUAAUGGACAGAUAACAUCCGCAUCUGUGCCUUACACAAAAAGGAAACAUGUUCUUUCCAUUGAAAUAAUAUAUUAUAUACUGUUGGUCCUUAAAUAAUUUAAAUCUGAAUACAUUUGUUUUUGUUGAGUCUUCUUUUUUGGGAAACUCUGGAUGUUUAUUUCUUUAUGGAAUUUAAUUUUUUGGGUAUUUUUAUGGUAGAUUCAGCUUAUACAAACUACCAGUAGAUGGCACCAUAACUACUUUGUGCAAUGUAGUCACUGCAGUCAUCUUUCUUCUGGGUGGCAGUGAUAGUUAGAUCAGAUUUCCUUAGGGCAGUGUGUGCAUGUUGUUUGAUGUCGUGCAUUCAGCCCUUUAAAAAGUGCAUUGACAUUAUCCAACACAAAGUGCAUCACCUUUUGUUUUUUCAUUGAACUGGAGAUCAUCAGGUGACAGCAGGGCAGUGGGUGCAGGGUGGUCUUUAUUGACCCCAGUAAUGGCAAAUGAAAAAAGUUUUAAUGAAAAAGUCACUUGAUGAUGUGUAAGACCCCUGGAUCAGCCUUAGGUGUGAGCGUAUAACUGGGCCACAUUCCUUUCUGUGGUUGAUCAAUUUACAAAGGCAGAGCACAUUUUUGUUUAAUUAUUUCCUCUUCAUUUCUUUAGGUUGGAGAUCAGAUCGUAGAAGUGAAUGGGGUAGAUUUUUCUAAUGUGGAUCACAAAGAGGUGUGUUCUUUCACAUACAGACAUGCUUGGAGUGCAAUGGCUAGAAGUAUAAUAUUCGGAUAAGUAAUAUUAAAUCGUCUUUACGUGACACUGUGCAUGUUUUGGUAAGGUGAUAAUUUAAAACGAAAUGGUGUAAUUUGAAAAAGACCAUGAUGCUCUAAUGCAACUGUGAUACAGUUUCCAAAAGGUCACCGGGAAUUAUUUAGCAAGAAUAAUUCAAGUUGUAAUUUUUGAGCAGUCACCAUGGAAACCAUUAAAAUGUUUUAGAUUGCUCCACUUUUAGAAACAAAGUCCAGAAUUUCUCUUUAUGUAAAAUCCUGAUGCCUUAGAUGGCUAUAACAAGUGAUUCAAAUGUAAUAUAAUUUUUAUAUUUAAAUUAUUUUCAAAAAUAUGCAGGUCUGAAAACCCAAAACCCGUAAUAUCCCAUUAGACAUAACCUAGUUAGUUGUCAAUAUUCAAAUUAUCCCAUUUGGAUGGAAGUCACAGUUUCAGCGGGCCACGGCUAUCCACUGAUCUGACGCAGAGUUCCAUGAUGCUUUGUGGAAAGUCUUGGUCCCCUAAAACAUGAAAAAUUUCCGUGAAUCCUUGUAGCUCUCCAAGUCCCGGGUGUCCUUGGAUGUCUCACCUCCUCCUCUAUCUCCUUUCCAAAAAGUGCCCUGCUAGAUGGCUCUGAGAUAGAGAGCAUUUGGGACAAAGUUAUACUGGACUGUGGCUGAUCCACAAUUCAAGCCAGAGUUCCAGGAAGUUUAGUGGUUGCUCCCGGUCAGGCGCACCAUGCCUCUGAAUCCUCCCUGCGGGUCUACAAUGCUCCGGAAGGCUGCUAUUGAGGGCGCUGGAGUAGAGGCACGUGUGGAGAGGAAAAUAUUGUGAAUAUAGCUCUUUCAGGAGGAGGUAGCAGGUUGGAGAGUCUAUCAAAAUCCCUGGGUGACUGGGUGGUCAGUCACACUAUUUAAUCAGCAUUUUUCUUUUAUUUAACCAGGCAGUGAAGGUUUUAAAAGGCAGCAGAAGUCUUACUCUAACCAUUGUGGCUGGAGCGGUAAGUAACUAGAAUACAUGUUUUAUGCCAUUCAUGCUAUUUCAAAUCAAUUAUUAAUUCUACCUUGUUAAAGCGCUCUGCUUUCCCCAAUAAAUGUGCUAUUGAAGAACUUACUAGGGAGAGCAGUGCAGUGGAAGUAAGUAAAACCACACACUUUUCUCCACAGGACUUAGUAUCUCGUACUCAUCCAGGCUUCUACAGAGGAGGGCUCUAUACUUGCCUACCAUUCAUGCAUAUGGCAGGAGUUACAAUAAUUUACCUGAUAGUUAAAAUCAUUUGCUAGAUUAAAGUUAAAGUGAUUUGCAUGACAUGCCAUGACUAUGCCAGAACAAUAAAAAUAAAAAAAUAAACAACUGAAAGAUUAUAAGAAUGGCAAUUCCGAUUAAAGGAACAUUCAACACACCAUAACCACUACAGGGCUCAAUAAUGGUUAUGGUACAAGGAGUACUCUGACAUCUUCCGAUUGUUAGUAGUCAAAAAACUUUAAGAAUGGUUUGACUAUUUACCCGGAGUCUUCUGUAGCCUGAAAUCUCCCUGUACUGUACUACCCUAGUUGUCCAGGGUUCAGCUCAAUAGCCGAGAUUGCUCAGUUGAGGCAGGGCUUAGCUCAGCUGAGCUAAUGAAAGCUCCAUGUAGGAGCUUCUGGGCUUAAGCGGAAGAGGCAACUGGAACCCAGUUGACCCAGGUAAGUGGUCAAACCAUUCUUAAACAGUUUGACUGCUUACACAGGGAGAGCAUCAGGACACGCCUGGCCCACUGCAUCGCUUUGUAGUGGUUAUGGUGCUUAGUUGUGUUCCUUCAAUUUUCUUCACUGCGGCAUAGUAAAUAUGUAGAUAGAAUUUCUACGUAACUAGCCAUACAUAUACUAUGUAUUAUAAUUAAUACAUCAAUAUUCUCCAUUCAGAGUAAAACAAAUGGGACUUUAUUCGCAAAAUGGCAAAUUAUGGAGCUUUAAUGUACGAAUUGCCAAAUCAAUAAAAAAAAGUUGAAUAAUAUCCCAGCUUGGCUAUCUUGGCUUAUAAUAUACAUUUUGGCCUAAAAUUUAUAUAUCCAGACAGAGUUUUCCACAAUUCUUCAUUUCUUGAGUAAGCCUAUAAAGAAAUGAAAGACAUCUGGCCAUAAAAUCUACAAAUCUGAAUGUGUUUGCUCACUUCCACCUCAAACCUAUUCAUACAUGGGGUUACUCAUUUCAAAAUGAAAAUGUAUGAAAUGCAAAACGCCAUUUUCAGCAGUGGAAGGCAAAGAUAGGCAGAUGCCGUACAGAAGGACCCGUUUUUACAGAUGGUUUAAAACCAGGAGAAUGACGCUCAUAAAUUCAUGACAACAGAACCACAAGCUUCCUUGCAGCCUAGAAUGUUGAGUGAUUUUGACUAAUUUAUACCCUAAAUACAUUUCACGUUGCUACCAUAACAAGCUCAAUAUCUAAACAUCGACGUUCUACAGAUACCAUACCGUAUGGCAAUGAUGGCGAAUCUUGGCAAUGCGUAUAUUCACCAUAGGGCAGUAAUGGCUAGUGUUAACACUGUGCCUAUUUGCUAACUACAUUUCCCAAGAUGCAUUCACGGCCCUAAUGUAUCUGCUGUGGUCUGGUUUUCCUUUUUAAGGGCCGAGAACUGUUCAUGACAGAAGAUGAAAAAAUGUCGGAGAAACGACAACAUGAACUGGAACGCCAAGAACUUCUCCGGCAGAAAAAACUCGCCAUGGAGACCAAUAAAAUCCUAAAAGAGCAACAAGAGAAAGAAAAAGUGUAAGUUUCAUCUCCAGUGUCGUCCCGACGGGGAGGAGGGGGGCGUGAUGGUACCUUGUAAAGAAAUACAGGCUUUUGUUUAAAAAUUGUAUGCGAAGUGUAGUGAAAUAAAGACGGAAAUGUAAAACGUAGGACAAAAAUACCUGAUUUGAAAACUCCCACUGCGAUUAACUGUUUGUUAGUGAACAAAACUCAAAGUUCCAAAAUAGAAAACAAAAAUAAAGAAAAGUAUAUUUUUUUUAUAUACCAGGAAUACCGCUCCAGCACGGUUACUGGGAGCAUAUUUUAACAAACGAGUAGAGUUUCUUAUAGAAAACAGAGAAAUAAUUUUGUGUGUGUAAUGUAAAAUGUAAUAGAAAGAAAUAGAAAGUUAUACCCCCAGAAUUAGCUAGCAAUUGCCUAAUCGUGGCAUAGACAGACCCAGCACAAGCUUGUUUGUCUUCAUUAACACUUCUUUCUCUUUACAAAUCUUUGACAGACGGAAAAUAGAAAUCUCCCAGAAGAUUGCUGAAGAAGAGGAUCGAUAUCGCAAGGAAAUGGAUAAGUACUGAAAAUUACUUGACGUAUUCAAUUAGUAGUGGCAUUUAAAUGUUAAAAACAAGAUGAUCUCUUAAAAAAAAAAAAAACUUAAGAUUUAUUCACAUUUUAAAUAUUGGUUGUAAAAUAAAAUUUACUUCUCUGAUGUAGGGUAUUGAAAACCAAAUGACCAAAUUUAGGUUUACGUAGCCAAAGUGGGAAUAUAGCUGAGAUGGAGAAUGUGUCCAGUUUGGCUCUACUAGCCUUAAUAUCGCAGAUUGUUUUUGAGUUCAUUACGGUUUAGUUUUUGAUGAAUGCACUCUAUAACAGGAGUAGGCAACCGUUGGCACUCCAGAUGGUGUAAACUGCAUUUCCCAUAAUGGACUUGCAGUCAUAAUGCUGGCAAAGCCCCCAGGCAAUUGCUUGCAAUAAUUUGGUUACUGUAUCAGCACUUUUAGUAAGUGCAGCAAAAUCUUUGUAAGAGUUUUACAGUAAAGGUGGUUUCCUGUGUUUUUUUUUUCUUUUUCUUUUCUUUUUAAAAAAAUAAUUUUAUAGGACAACUGAAGAAUAGAUUAAGAUGUUAAUUUAGCUAUUGAUAAAUGGCUUACGCAGCGAAUACCAUAUCUGUAAUUGUGUUCCCUGUCUAAAAAAAAAAAGGCAAAAAAGGUUCAGAAUCCUUGUUUUAGAAAAAAUGUGAUAAAAUUGCUAAUUUAGUAACCGAUACAUAAACCUGCCAAUCCUUACAAUGUACAAUACACAAGAGAAAUACAGCUCACUGUAGUGGUUAUGGUGGACGUAGUUUGUGGGCGUUAUCUUAUUGUUUUUUGUCAUCCCGUUUCCAAGUUGUUUGAAUAAAAGAAAAAGAAAUGAGUUUGUUGGUGUUCCAAUCUUGCUUCUUGCUUCUUUACUGCAGCUCAACUAAUGCAAGACUAGAAAAAUGAGCCCAUCCAAUGAUAGGUCUCUUUUUUGUUACAAGAGGUGCUCUGAGAUCUAAUUUUAUACCGAGAUGGCUGGCCCCAUAGUCCUAUGAUUUAGAAUUAGCAAGUUGUUAGUUAUUUGAGUCACCCCAUACCUUAUAAUUAAAAAGAACGUUUCAUGUGAUCAAGUGACGUAAAGUAUGGUAUUAAGUCUCUCAAACACCCUCACAUUGCUGGAGUGUGAUAAUUUCUAUGCGAUCUCAUGAAUCGAUCAACGCUCAUAAAAUAUCGAAUUAACUGACUUAGUAUGAAGUCAGGUCACAAAAUGUAAAUACAGUGUUAUAAAUACAAAUUAUUGCAUUUGAGAAUAAAUCUUUGUAUCCAACUAUGGAUUCAUAUAGUGUAUAUAAAAAAAAAAAAUGCAAGCCUCUCUUGGAACAAGAUAUGUUAACGUUAAUAAAAGGCAUUCUAAGUUAAAAAUAACAAAAUUCUCUGUAAUGUAUGUUGAUCAAUUCGGAAACGUUAUCAACCAUCUGUAUUUGUGUUUCUUUAUAGUGUGACUGAAAUAUAUCUAACAUCUACUUUCUUUGGACAUAGUGGGCACCUUCUCUGCACACUGUCAUUUCAUUCAGCAAUUUUAAUUUAUUUAUUUAUAUUAAAGUAACUAUGUUCAAGAUUUUUUUUAAAUGAGAUUUCAAGAUGCUAAUAUGCUUUUAAACUAAUUUUUGGAAGGAAAUAUCAUUAGCUAGAGCGGCUUUAAUUAUGAAUAUGGCUUAAUUUUUCCAAACUAUUUUACUAUCCACUUAUUUUAUAGCUAAAGUAAAGUUAAACAAUUAAAUUACAACUGAUAUUAAAUUCAUCUAUGUAGUAUUCAAAAUGGUACCUUGACAUCUCUAUUUGACUUUGGGCAUUUUAUUCUGUAUUUUUUUUUUAAUAUAUGUUUUUUUUUUCUUUUAGAUUAAAAUGUAACACUCACUAUAGUCUAAAUUUAGCCAUUUGUGUCCUUUUUUCCUUUCAAUUUUUUUAAAUUUUUUUUUUAAAGGAUAUCUGCUGAAGAAGACAAAAUUAAGAAAAAUUGGGAGGAAGACUGGGGACGUAAGGAAGUACCUCAAAAUGUCCAGCCACUGCCACCUCAAACACAUCGAAAUACCCCAUCAAAACACAAAAGUAGGUGGUCUGUAAAAGCUCUAUAUCCAGAUCUUUUAAACAUAAGACUAAAAUAAAGUCUGUAAAAUGAUAAAUCCUAGAGACCUUACUUUUCACUGUAAUGCCAAUGGUGGCUUUUUUGCGAAAUCGUAGAAAUCAUUGGUUUGGAUGCUAUCCAUUUGGUCACAUGUUCUGCUGGUACUCUCUAUUUAAUAUAAUGCACAGAUAUGGCUGAAAUAGCAACAUGAAACAUACAUCUCAUGAUUAGCUGCUGCCAUCACAACAUGAAUUUGGGUGGGUAGAGUGUAUUUUUAAUCUUUUGAAAAUAAGAAUUGUAUGCUAGAUUGAUUUAUGUAAAAGGAAAUUUCAAAUGACAGAUCCCUUUCAUGUUAGCAUUAAAAGUAAUUUCGGUACUUUGAGUGUCCUUUAAAUAAGGACUUUUCCUUCACCGCGGGGAUAUCUGUAAAAUAUUAUUGCACUCUGUAGCAUUAAACGCUGCAGGAAAUAUUGUGUGGGGACCAUAUUGUGUUGGUUAAACCGCUGAAAUUGACAUGACCCACAUUGUGAGUAAAUUAACCAAUUUCUUUGAAAGCUUGUAGCCCAGGGCCAAGUAAUUUUAGUAAGAUUUUGUUAAUAUUUUUUUUUUCUUUCAUCCCGGCUGUUCAUACAUGUAUUUCCUCUCUCAUUUCUGUCACUGCUGAAUUGGGUAAUGAUCAUGCACAGUAGUUUAAAGCCACCCAGCGGCUUCUGUGAUUGGCUGUGAGUUAGAAAGACAGUGCUAUUUCAGCAAUGAUUCUUUAUGGAGAGAAGAAAACUAGAAAUUUCAAUAUGAGGAUUGAAUCUUUUCAGUUGCACUUCUAAUCUAUAAUAAUCAAAUCUGAUUUGUCAUAUUGGUCACUAUAACUGGGAUAACUUGUAAUACCUACUGGUCUAUUCUAUUUAUCACUAUACCUGUGAUAGCCUUUAAUACCUACUUAUCUAUUCUAUCAGUCUGUAUAACUGAGAUAGCCUUUAAUACUUACUAAUAUAUUCUAUUGAUCUCUAUAACUGGGAUACCCUUUAAUAAUUACUGAUCUAUUCUGUUGAUCAUUAUAACUGACAUAGGCUUUAAUAUUUACUGAUCUACUUUAUUGAUUAUUAUAACUGAGCCUUUAAUAGUUACUGAUCUACUUUAUUGAUCAUUAUAACUGAGACAGUCUUUAAUACAAACUGAUCUAUUCUCUUGAUCUCUAUAACUGGGAUAGUCUUUAAUAAUUACUGAUCUAUUCUAUUGAUCAUUAUAACUGUGAUAGCCUUUAAUAUUUACUGAUCUAUUCUAUCGAUCUCUAUAACUGAAAUAGCCUUUAAUAUUUACUUAACUACUCUACUGAUCACUAUAAGUGAGCCUUUAAUAUAUACUGAUCUAUUCUAUCAAUCUGUAUAGCUGAGAUAGCCUUUAAUAUUUACUGAUCUAUUCUAUUGAUCUCUAGAACGGUGAUAGCCUUUACUAUUUACUGAUCCAUUCUUUUGAUCUAUAACUGAGACAGCCUUUAAUAUUUACUGAGCUAUUCUAUCGAUCUCUAUAACUGAAAUAGCCUUUAAUAUUUACUUAACUACUCUACUAAUCACUAUAACUGAGCCUUUAAUAUAUACUGAUCUACUUUAUUGAUCACUAUAACUGAGAUAGCCUUUAAUAUUUACUGAUCCAUUAUAUUGAUCACUAGAACUGAGAUGGCCUUUAAUAAUUACUGAUCCAUUAUAUUGAUCACUAGAACUGGGGUAGCCUUUAAUAUUUACUGAUCUAUUUUAUUGAUCACUAUAACUGGGAUAGCCUUUACUAUAUACUGAUUUAUUCUAUUGAUCACUAGAACUGGUAUUGCCUUUAAUAUUUACUGAUCCAUUCUAUUUAUCACUAUACCUGUGAUAGCCUUUAAUACCUACUUAUCUAUUCUAUCAAUCUGUAUAACUGAGAUAGCCUUUAAUAUUUACUGAUCUAUUCUAUCGAUCUCUAUAACUGGAAUAGCCUAUAAUAAGUACUGAUCUAGUCUUUUGAUUGUUAUAACUGAGCCUUUAAUAGAUUCUGAUCUACUUUAUUGAUCAUUAUAACUGAGACAGCCUUUAAUACAUACUGGUCUAUUCUAUCGAUCUCUAUAACUGGGAUAGCCUUUAAUAUUUACUGAUCCAUUCUAUCGAUUACUAUAUAACCGAGAUAACUUUCAUAUUUACUAAUCUAUUCUAUUGAUCAGAAAAACUUGGAAACGGUUUAAUAUCUACUGUUCCAUUCUAUUAAUCAAUUGAACUGGGAUAACCUUUAAUAUCUACUCAUCCAUUAUACUGACAAAUAUAUUUAUCAUAGCCUUUAAUAUUUACUGAUAUUUCAUGUUGAUCAGUUUAACUGGUAAAAUCUUAAGUAUUUACUGAUCAUUCAUUAAUUAAACUAUUUCCCCUUAAUUGUUUGUUUUUUAUUAAUUUUUUUACCGUCUGGCUGUUUUUGUGAUGUCAGACCCUUUUUGUUCCUCUACUCACAUCUGUGUCUUGUCACUUUCCUAUUGGUAAAUUUCUCCUGGUUUGACCUCAGAGAGCAAACAACCGUACACACAGAGCGUGGGAAACAAGAGACUCCAAAACUAUUUAACAAUUACUAAAUUAAAGUUGUUUUCUGCAUUUUGUUUUAAGUCUGGAAACAGCUAUCACUUUUUUGAAUUUUGUUAAAAGUUACUACCAAUAAAAGUAAUAAAUAUCAUGCCUACAGGACCAUCAACCCCCAGACGAACCACACAUACGACAGCACUCUGCAUGUCCUACAUGCAGGCUGCAGUAGCAUCCUGCAGUGCCCGCUAUAGCUUUGAGUUUAACCAGAUAAAAUCAUUUACUGUACUUGGGCAUUAUAGCACAAACCGGAAUUAUUUCGAAAUUCUGUUGGCCUUUUUCAUCAGCCAAAAAAAUGUCACCAGUUUCCCUACAAGCACCCUUAAGCAGGUAUUUUAUUAUUUUAGCUAAUAUUUAAGAUUACACCUUAUGGCAGGGGUCAUAAGGCCCAUGGCACUCAAGGUGCCUUUGCACGGCACUCAAGGCUGCCAGAGACAAAUAGAAACUGCAGAUAUCUGCUCGUUCAAACUGAGCGGUGAUUCCAGGUGCUGAGGGACAAUCUUCGAUUUACAUAUUGCAGCUUUUAGAGGUAGUGAUCUAAGAUCGCUUCCUACCAGCACUUGUGAAUAAGAAUUCCCACUGGAGUAGAGCAGCCCACAGCAGCUAUUUCAGCUUCUCUUCUUGACCUGUAUUUGGACAGCCAACAACACUGCUAGACAGUGGUGUACACACAAUACAUGGGGCCCCAGUGCAAAACUGAUCCGUGGCCCACCCCCCGCCCUCUCUCCCCCGAUCCGUGCCCCCCUAUAGAUAUACAAAGAGCUGCAUAAGAAACAUCUUCUACAUAUAAAUAAUACAAACCGCUCACACAACACACACACACACAGUCCCCACAACCAGAACACCACUGACAAUUGUCAUACACGCACACAACCCCACAACCAGCCUCUCACAUGCAAUACUCAAAGCAGCCCCACAAAUACAAACCCAACUAAACACACAAUGUGACAUAUCAUCCACACACACAAUUACACAAGCAGCCUACAUGCAUAGGUAUCAUAAAUAAUACCGCAAAUUACUCAUGAACUUAUAUACAAUAUUAUAGCCCACUCCCUUCUUAGUAUUUCUCUUAAGAAUGAAUGCAUAAAUAUUUUUUUUUAAAUAUUUUAAUUUAUGUAAUUUUAGUUUUGACAGCAAUCUAUGUAUUAAAGACCUGUUUUACCCAUGGUAGCAAUGUAUCCCACGUUUUACAUUAUUGUUACACUUCUAGUUUGUUAAAGGGUCAACGUCUAUGGUAUACUCACAGAAUUCUCUUUUAAGAAUGAUAGAACCGGAUGUUUUAUUUUUUAUUUUUUAUUUUGCCUUAAUUCCAGACUGGGAAAUCACAUGCAUCUUCCUGAAAAAGAUGAAUAAUAUAAAAUAUCCAGAAUUAGGCGUAUUCUUACAUAGUGUAAGCUAGAACAUAAAUGCACCCACACUAUCUUUCAAUAUAAGAAUUUAUUGUUGGAAGCUUUUUCUGUUCCGUAGCCUUGCCUCUAAAUUCCAAUUCAUGUUGAAGUGCUUUGUUUAGUAAGGGAUCCAUUAUCACGAUUUAACCCCCAUUGUGUUCCCAGCUGAUGCACAGCCCACAGAUGAAUCUGCUACAGGAAGUCAAAUCAAGCAGGUUUGAAUUGUAUUCUUUUAUUUUACCGAUCUCUAAUCAGUAUAUUUUCUUGAAUCAUUUUAUCUUUCGUCCUGACAGCCAGAAACGAUUUUAGGCUUAACAAUUCAACAGCAGACAUUUUUCAUGAAUUAUUUUAUUAAUAUUUCUCCUGUAAAAGAAAGACAAAAAAAGAAAAAACUAUUAAUGCAGGAUACAGUGUGACUUACACUUUUUUUUCACUCUAUGGUUUUCAGAACUUUAUUGUUGAUUUUUUUAUUUAAAGCGGCACUGUCACGAAAUCUGUACUUCCUUAUUUAUGAUCUAGUUUUCUUUAGAACAUUAGAUAAAGUAGGGACUACUUUGUCUUAUGUAUUUUUCCCAAGCCUGACUUUAUCUGACACAAGGAGGAGCUUUAGUCCGUUCCAUUUCCUGUGUCAGAGAACAUUUUCCCAUAACAUUCACCCUCCUCAUUGACACAGGAAUUGGAGCCGAGUUAAACUCCUCCUUGUGUCAGAGAAUGUUAGGCUUAGGAAAAAUACAUAAAAUGAAAUAGUCCCUACUUUGUCUUAUGUUUCUGAUCUAGAAAACCAAAUCAGAAAUGGAUAAAAAGAACAGAUUCUGAGAAAAUGGUAGAGAAACCAUAAAAGAAAGGUAAGUUUGGAGUAACAGUGAUGAUUUUACUCGUAAUUGUGGAGCCUCAUUUUAGGAUGAUAGUGUGUCAUGUAGGGCAUUCAUAUCCGCUUUCUUCAUUAUAUAUGUAAAACUGUAGAAUGUGUUAUAUAUUCUUAGAACGCCAUCCAUAUUCAAUUUACUAGUAAACAGAGCUGUGAAGUUGGUACACAAAACCUUUGACUCUGACGUCUCAUUUUACCGUACCACCGACUCAUAUUUUUACUAUAUGGUGCUGUAUUAUAUUAUUCGGGGAGUUGAAUUAUCUGUCAAACAAGGCCUAAACCUAUACUCCACCUUUUAAUUUGUUGGUCAACAUAUACUCUGGAUCGACCUAUACGUUAGCAUAUAAGUACAUUUAAUCAAAGUUGGUAAAAAGAUUUUUACCAACUUUGACUCUGACUCCAGUAAUUGUCCACAUCUCAGAUUCCAACUCCACAAUAUUGAUAGUAAAUGUUCCAGCUGCAGUCCAUCAGAGUUGCUGGUUAAUUUCCUGGCAGGGUGGUUUUUUUUUUUUUUGUCCUUUCAUUGUAAUGUGAUACAAUUAAGUUGAGCUCUGAUAUGUCAAGGCAUGGACUCCACAAAACUACCGAAUGUGUCUUGUAGUAUCUGGAACCAAAGACAUUAGCAGCAGAUGCUUUAAGUCCUGCAAGUUGUGUGGUGGGGACUCCAUGAAAUGGAUUUGUUCUUCCAGCACAUCCCACAGAUGCUCAAUCAGAGCUGAGGAAUUUGGAGGCCAAGACAACACUUUGAAAUCUUUAUCAUGUCCUCAAACCAUUCCUGAAUACUUUUUGCAAUAUUGCAGGGUGCAUUAUGCUUAAAGAGGCCACUAACAUUAGGGAACACCAUUGCCAUGAAGGGAUUUACUUGGUCUGAAACAAUCUCUCAAAAUAAUAUCCACAUGAAUGCCAGGACCCAAGGUUUCCCAGCAGAACAUUGCCCAGAGCAGAACACUGCCUCCACUGGCCUGCCUUCUUCCCAUAGUGCACCCUGCUGCAAUUUCUUCCCCAAGUUGAUGCACAUGCACCUGGCUAUCCACCUAAUCUAAAAGAAAAUGUGAUUUAUCAGACCAGGCAACCUUAUUCCAUUGUUCCAUGGUCCAGUUCAAAAUUAUCAAUGUUAUUCACUGUCAGUGGUAUGUUGUGGCUGAUAAGUGUAGGUUCAGUGCAUAGAUAUUUAUCAAUAAUAGACACUUAAUUAGAUAUACAAACAAUAGUAGAUGAUUUUCAUGCCUAUUUUGAGAUAUUUAAUCUACAAUUUUCAAGUGACGUGGUGAUUUAUUACAUAUAGUUCCCAAGCAUGCCAUAACAAAUUGGUGAGAGACUGAUAUAUGACUAUUUCUUGGUCUCCUCCCCACUGUUUUUGUUAAAUUUGCUCUUCAAUGAUCUCCGCUCACUCUCAUUCUUCUAAGGGUGCUGAUAUAUUACAUAUUUCUACAAUGUCCGUUUCUUCUAGUACAAUGUGGAAAGGUUAAAAGGCAAAAAUAUCUUACUCCCACCACACAACCCCAGAAGGUCAGAAUAUUGUGAACCCUAUAUUUUUGCCACUAGUUUACAUUUUGUAUUUUAUUAUAGUGCAACAUAUUCAGGGUUAUUCACUAAAGUCAGAAUGGCAAAACCAUCUAGCUGUGUACGUGGCCAUUUGGACUGCAGUAUUUAACAAUGUGCAGAUUUCACAACCCAGGCUCCAAAUGAGUCUGAAUUAGGUCUGGAUUUGAAACAUUUGCGUCUGGAUUUCAACUGUCCAGUGAUGUUUGGUUUAGUGGAAAUCUGUACCUAAUGCUUCAAAUCCAGGCCAGGAUUUAAAAAAAUACUAACUAUUUGCUCACUUGCACUGAAAGCAGUCAGCGGGCAAAUAGUUUAAAACCUUGGCGUUACAUGACAAUUAAAUGCCGAGUGGACGUAGUGCCAGACUCCAUCCAUUGGUAGUCGGUAGGGACUCUAAUUAUAAUAUUAUAAUUUUACUAUUUAAGUGGUGGGACCUGUCUGCCAUUGCCCUCCACCAGGUAGCUCAGGGUCCCCAAUUUCCUAGCCACUUGCCAUUAACAUAAGUUAAACCAGCACCCUAAUAAUAGUGAGGAGGGUAUUAAACAAAUAUCUUUACAAUAUCUAAAAACUAUUAUCGGUAAAAUAAAAUAAUCAUACUUAACAUCACAAGUCUUCUUUAUUGUAAAUCAUCUUUUCUUCAGUCCCCAAAAAUACCAGACUAAAAUCCAUAAUAUGUGACCCAACUAUUAAUAAUAAAAAAAGCACAAUUCUCAAUUUAUUUAUUUUUUUAAAUCAAACUGUGUUGCAAUAAAAAUUUAAUCCAUCUGUGCUCUGCACGGGCUUUAUGUAGAAUGAGCAGCAGGUGGGGACAAAAGGGAAGAUAAAAGCCCACCUUAUACUAAUAUGGGAGUCUUAUUGACCCCCAAAAGCUUUUUUUAUUUAUUUAUUUAUUUACAUUUUAACGUGGCAGCUGGCUGCCACAUGAUUAACCUCCACCCUACAAAGGGGUUAGUUAACAAUGCUCGCUGACUGCUAGCACUUUGUAAAUAUGUUGAAUCCUGCACUUUACUUUAUAUAGGAUUCAAAUGCGAAAAUAACUAAAUUUAAUUCGGACACUGAAUGCAUCUGGGUGAUUGUGGCAGAUUCGCUCGGACCGACCGAAUUUUAACUGGAUUUGGCUUAAGUAAAUAUGAGAAUUGCUAUUCUGGGUGCAAUUUGAUUAUUCAGACAAAAAUCCGUUUAAUGAAUAACUCAGGUAGUGUUUUUAGUCUGUUAUUGAUGCUUUGAAGCGUCGUAUCUUGGAAAACACUGGAAAGGAUGACAUUUAGGAGAACCACAUUUCUGACUUGGUAAUAAAUCUAGAUCAAAGGGUCUGAUAGAAAAAGAAGGCCACACUGUGUGUGAAAUGAUUGCUUCUGUUGGAAUUAAAUGUUCUUAACAUAUUUAUUCAUUGUGUUGUAAUACAGAAAUGUGAACUUUUCCAAUGUUUAUUUUUUUGAGUAUUUAAGAUUUCAAAGGCACUUAUAUCCUCUUGGGAACCGAGGUAAAAAAUUGUCUUCCAAUAUGUCAUACAUUUUUUAUGAAAAGGAAGAGGCAGUUCCCAGAAUCCCAGCCAAUCACAUGACAUAUCACCUGAAAGCCCAGGUUGUCCUCUUUACAAUACAGCAGGGAUUGAUAGAGUAGCUCAAAAGAAUAAAAGGAGAUGCAUGUGAACGAAAUGUCCAGUACAGAGGACACAAGUUAAUGGGCUGUGACUCAUGAGGAAAUAACAGUUUUUUAUACAUUCGCAUGAAACUGAAACUUCCCUUUUAUAAACUGAAUGUAGGGGGUGACAUUUAAUGUGCGUCAUCGUGAACACCUAAAAAAAGUAUUACCUCAAAUCAAAUAUUUUUUUUUUUUUUUUUUAAAACAAAAUGUUCUGUAACUGAAGGCCUUAUGAGAAUAUAAAAAAUAAUAAAACAACUUAACCUGUGCUUCAUUCUCUAACAAUAGCUUUUGGCUGGUUUUAUCGAUACGAUGGAAAAUUCCCCACUCUUAGAAAGGUACGGCGUGGUAUUUGUGUGUGUUGUUUUCUGUCUGCGUGCUCUGCAGCUGUUCGUUCCAGUUUUGAUGUGCGAGUCAUGCGUUCUAAACCUCGACACGAGCAGAACCCAGAAUUAGAAAAACCUCCAGUUAUGUUCAGUCUGUUGCAGAAGGAGUUAGAGUGCGUUUACCUGGAAAGUUAAUUUGUCACCUAAAUAGUACUUCUGACAAGAGUACAGAUGAAAUGGAAAUCAAUGGAGCACACUGAAUCUAUUCUUCCAUCAAGAAGCAAAAAAGUGGUUUUGAUCCACAGUUUGAGAAAGGUGUUUGUGACUGAAAUGUUUUCCUGUUCCUUUGGUCCUUGAUGGAAUAAAAUAUUCAUUUUUACAGCAGAACAGUGUGCAUGCUAUGAAUAGUAUUAUGACCCCAGCAAAGUCCCCGUGGUGCAGGCACCUGUAGUGUUGGGGAUUUACCUCUGUGCCGAACAUACCUUAUAUAUAGUAAUGUAGACAAGAACCGAUUUUAAUGUAAUUUACCUCCACUACAUAAAACCACCACAAGUGCUUAUUUCCAGCUUUGGUGUGCCAUGGGUUAAAUGUCAUUAAAAUUGCCAUCCAUGCUCUCUGUGAGAUCAUCAGUUUGACCUCUUCUCAGAUCAAUUAAAGGGAUGCUACAAAGUCCAGACACCUAAAUCAAUUUAGCUGCUGAAAUGCUUUGUGUGUGAAGAACGUGUGCUCUUUUUUCAUUUUAAAAAAAGUGCAGGUGUCAAUAAAAAUUGGCACUUUUAUAAAUUGACCUUGCUACACCCUCCUGGUUGUGCAAAGCAAUAGGAUUUGUGGACCAGUUAUCUGCAAAACCUUUGUAGUAUUUAAAAUUAAAAACUAGCCCAAAUCCUGCCACAGCAGCAAAUGUCGAAACUGUCUGUUAUGUAUUUGCGAUCUCUGCGUUCAUUAAAACACUGUGACGAUUGUGUGUAUUACUACAGUAACCCUCUUGCUCCUGCACAAUUUUCUAUUUUCACCACCCUCUUAGUUGUCAAUCAGAUAACUUGUCCUGUUACGUCUUAGUUUGUUUAGCUCAGUGGAGCGAAACUCAAGAGUCAACAAUGCCCAGUGCACCUGCUUUGCAAAGACUUCUCAUUGAACUGCUCUUGGAAGUCUGUGAUUGGACAGCCAUAAAAUGUCUGGGCAGGGCUAGAAAGGGAGGGUUUGCAAAGGCAGCAGACAAGAGUCCAAUUAUUAAAUGGGAGUAUAUCUACUAAACAUUGAUUUUUAUUUUGGGUUGGGGGGUAGUGAAGUGUUCCUUUAAUCUCCAGUAGAGCACUUAAUAUGUAUCUGGGCUACGUAGAAGACAUUACAUAUUUUAUAUAAACCCAUACAUUUAUGUCAUUUUUUUUGUAAUUAAUAUUAACUUAACGUUCAUCCAAAACCCUGUUUUUGAUUUACUACUGGGAUGAUUUAUAAAAUAGUUGUCAAAAGUGGUGCAACGAAUGGUGGCCCACAACGGGAAAAAAAAACAACUGAAUAUUCAUUCUGACUCCAUUUUUUCCGUGUUGACUGUUUUUUUUUUUAUUGGAAUCUUUUAAUGGCCUUAUUAUUUAUUUAUUUAUUUUUAAAAUGUCCCCGGGACCUUAAUAUUACAAACGUCAAGCAGAGAGGUCUACAUGCAUGUGGCAUGCUCUUCUGUGUGCAAAUGUUCAUCAAGCAUGUUUUUUUUUUUUCCCAAGAUGUAAUUUUUCUUUUACUGUAGAGAUUAUGCUGUUGAUAUUUUGAUAAAUGUGUCUUUAUAAUAUUAUGAUCCCUGGAUGAUAAACACAUCAUCCUACUUAAUCACUAAUAAACUAUUUUCCCAUAAAUUGGAUUUGUGCAAUAUUGUAAUUAUUUAAUGAAAACUGCAUUUCCCCUGGGAAGUCCCCAAAAUGUAGUUUCUGACCACAUAAGUCAUGACUCUGUUUGCUCUACUAAUGUUUGCAAUUCAAUUUUUCUUCACAAUUCCCUUUAUAGUGAAUACACUUUUUUAUUUUGUGAAUACAGCCCAUAAUAAAAUGAUGUGCACAUUGUAUUAAAAGCUACAAGCAAUUGUACAGACAAGAACAAGUUUGUUUUGUCAUAUCCUCCCUUAUGUCUGCGACAAAACUAUAGAGCCUCGUGAAUGAUUGAUUGGCAUAGAACCUUGUCAUGAUUAUGUCAUAGAGCCCCAUCAUAUGCUGAAGUGGAAAAUUAUUAACUUGUUUAUAUGGGCCUUGAUUUACUAUUGUGGUAUAAUCUUUUCAAAUUAUGUUAUUUAAAAUAUUAAAAUAUCAAGAUGAAAUCAGAUUUUGUUUUAAUCUAUAAAAAAUAUCAAACUAUUACAAAGUUAAAAUAAUUUUAUAGUAUUGAAUCAUUUGAAAUGUUUAUCCAAAAAUAUAUCAAGGUCAUAGUCACAGGAAUAGUGGAGCCAUCUAAAAGCGUCACAAAAAGGAAUUACUUUAAGGGGCAACCAUUCAACUCCCAUGUUACUGGCACAAAUCUCAACCUCCCCACUACAUUUGGCACCAACUGUGAGGGAAUAGACAAUAGCGAUCAUAGAUCUUCACAAGAUCUCUAGGAUUUAGACCCCCAAAUAAACAGGGUCUCGUAAUCAUAAGUAUAGAAAGCCUCUUAGUUCACCACAAUUAAGAUGGCAGAUUGUUUUAAUACUUAGAACACAUAAAAAUGCAUCCCCUUUAAAAUCUGAAGAUGAGUAUUAUGUUCCUUAUGGAUUUGGUUUACGCUGUUGUCAUAUUUUUUUUUUUUUUUAAGUACUUCUUGUUUUUGUGUGUACUUUGCUAUAAUUCCGAUACUUUAUUAUAUUCAAAUAAUGUUUUUUGUUUUUUUUAAUAUUUGCUAUGUUGGAAUGUUGCUUUGGUUUAUAGAUUGUUGUAAACGCUAAAAUCUAUAUUAUUUGGCCAAUUUUUUUAAACCUUGAUUAAAAAAAUAUAUAUACUUAGAAAGGGAAAGAGAAAAAGAAGUCUAAAAUGGAAAGCCUCUUUGAACAAAAGAAGAGUAAGAAGGAGGUUGAAUUUGAAAAGAAACUUGCAAAAGAAAAAGAAGAGAUGCAUGAAAAAGAAAAACAACUAAAGAUAAAUCGGCUGGUCCAAGAGGUAUUUCUGUCUUUCUUUGUCUCUUUCAAAGCUGUGUGGUGGGAACCCUGUGCCAUGAUACACUACGGAGGAAGUGAAGAAACUCCAAAAUGACUACUGCUGUCCAAAUUCUAACCUGUCAACACUUACCAUAAACCUCAGACACAACAAAUGAAUUCUAGCUAUUUGAUGCUAACCUGCUAACUCUACCUUACAAAGCUUUCUCCCCUUGUACUUUAUUACUGGCUCACUAACACUAGGUGUCCUAACCCUUACUUACCAAGACUUGCCCUAAAACCCUACUACAAGCCUGACAAACUGAAACCUUUUUGUACUUUAUAAACCAUUACCUGUUUAAACUGUAAUUUAGUUUUUUACGUUCAUUUUUCAUAGGUUAUUGAGUCAUUCAUAAAACCCCAAAACAUUGGUUUGAUGAUGUCUGUAACCCAUUAACUCUAGUUUAUUUUUCCUGGAAUUCUACCAGCUUUACUGUAUUACUGUAAUGAUUGGUGCACCAUAUAUUUAAUAUCACCACUGACAUGUACUUCAAUAAUGACCUGACCAAGGUUUCAGAGACAGAACGAGAAGACCUUGAAGAGUCAGAAAAGGUUCAGCAUUGGGUUGAAAGACUCUGCCAGACACGGUUAGAACAGAUCUCAGAGAAUGAUACUCUCGAGGUAACCGUGUUAUCUUUCAAGCGAACAUUUUCUGAGUGGUUGGAUGUAGUUAUUGUUUUAGGAAAUCUAUCACAGAUUAUUUCCAUCCAAGCUUCAACUGAAGGUGUUUUGUUCAAAAAUAUUAUCCCAACAAAUUAGGAUUCUGAUCACAUAGUAAACUGUGAUACUUUCUAAGCCCUCCACAGUAUAUUUCUAUCUAAUAUUACUAAACAUGAUUAUGUCGUUGAGAGAAGAAUGCCUUAUGGUAUGUAACGUGCAUCUGUCACACAAUGACGAACAUUGUAUUUAAUUCAGCAAUUGAUAUCAACAGACACUAAGAAGUGAAUUUAAAUUGAUACAAAAUCAUUUGUAAAAUUAAGGACAAAAGAGCAGAAUUGGAAAAAUUAUACAACAUUCACAGUUUGGGAAUACAUUUAGCAUUUUGUUUUAGUAAAUUAAUACUAAAAAGACAUUAUCUACCAACUGAGUUCAAUAUAUGAAAUACCAAAAAGGAUUAUUUAUGACUGUGAUAGAUUGCCUUUUACCAUUUAGAUAUUAUUAAUAUUGUACAUUGUAUACUGAAUAUUAUUGAAUAUCAUUUUCUUAAGAUUUACUAACUUUUUUAUUACUCUUGUGAAACCUGUUCUGAGGGACGCUGUGACAUUAAUAUACUGUGUUACUGUGUACUAUGUAUUGGCUGAGGCUGGUCGAGUAUAACCCUGCAUUCACAGUAGCUAUAUUGUGACCUAUAUGUGCUUUAUAUCCAGAUAAUGUGCAGUUACUCGUUUAAUUCCAUAAUGAUUUAUUUAACUCUCUGUAAACGUGACAGAACUGCCUUGGCCUGUGCUAGCUCUUUAACCCCUUAUGGACCAAACUUCUGGAAUAAAAGGGAAUCAUGACAUGUCACACAUGUCAUGUGUCCUUAGGGGGUUAAACAUCUAAAGCACUAUUCGUGGUGCUGCAAUCGACACAAACAAAUAUUUAUUUCUCGUAUUUUGCGAAGUGCUUACAAGUGCAUUUUGAAGGACUCGAACAUCAAUUAUUGCAGUGCUUUGAGGUUCAACGGUUAUGUAAUUCCAAGAAAACUGCUUGUUACAGUCCAGUGAUGACAGCAGUCAAGAUAAAAUGAAACAUAAAACAAAAAUGUGCCAGCUGAGAUAGAUCACACACAGCUAAUAAUAUAUUACUGCUUUUUAAUAAUGGCAGGCCGAUAGCAUAGAAUUCAUAGUCCGCCCAAUAAUAGAACUCACUUUCUAAAGCUACAAGGUCCUACAAACAUGUUUCACUUUAGUAAUUUAUGACAAGUGUAAUUAAAGUGCUAUUAAAUGAAAUCUAAUUUGCUUUAUAUUUCUAGCAUGCAGUUUGAGCAGUAUUGUUUUGUUUUGUUUUUGGUGUUUCUCUGGUUUGGUGUGUCUCUGUUUUUUAUCUGAUAUUUAAGAGCACGUCCUUUCACCUAUUACAAAACUUCUUAGCAACUCUUACUGACAGUUCUUGAAGUUGAUUUAUGAUGUUGUUUGACAUAGGUGGCAAGCGGACAUCCGCCUGUCCCUUCUCCUCCUCCAGCUGCACCUACCGUCACUUCCGUGAGGAGGUUUGUUGGUGGCUUGCAGCUUCACACUACGGACUUAGAUGAAAUCAAUCUAGAAGAAACAAAUCGGCCAACUAAAAGGAUGGCUCCUCCACCUCCAUCUCCUCGCAUGUUGUCUUCUUCAUCUACAGCCCACCAGUCACCUUCUCCCAACAUAACCUUAAUGAGAAGAAGUGCUCCUCCAGCUCCUUCAAGGCACUCAAGACCUUCACCUAUACAGCCAACGUGGAUGCAUUUACCAUCUCCACCAUCCCCAUCGCCUGCCCCUACUCAGUCUGCGAUUACUGCUCGUCCACCACUUCCAUUCUCAGACGAAUUAAGAAAUUAUAGGGGAAGAUCGGCUAUGAGAUCUUCAAACCCAGAACCUACAUAUUCUCCAAGCCCAAAGGUAUGAUCUACACCUGUAUCAGUUGGGAUAUUAGAUUGUUUGGCUUGGUUUGAAAACCAUUUAGAUGAUGUGUAUUUACCAUUGAUAUAUUUCAGUUUGAUACGAUUCAAAGUUUCUUUCACAUUCACAAUUCAGUUUGGAAACAAAAUCUGCGUAUGUUUGAUACACAAAAGAAGUCAACAAUUAUGUCCACUGCAUCUAAAUAAAAGGUUUGGGGAAAUAGUGGGGAAGGAGUGUCGUUUCUGAGUUCCAUUAAGGAUGGAAAGAGCAAUUGGUUAAUGUGAAAUCUAUGUGUCUUACGGGUUUUUCAUUUGUAGAACUUGUCACAUUAGUACUGUAAAAAAUAAAAAAUGAACAAUUCUUUCUAAUUUUUAUUAUUUGCAUUGUAAGGCUGUUGUAAUGUUACAGUGCUAGCAUGCUAUGCUACACACACCCCAAAUUAUGUUACAAAAAUGUCAAGCAGGUUGCUGAAAACCAAGACUUCUUCAGACGAUCAAAUUUGGACAAAAUUGACAAUACUAAUGCAGAAGUGAGGGAUCCUCAGUUUGUUUCGAACCAUUCAAAAAUGGUUUGAUGAAGAACCAAAAAACAGCACCAAUAGCCUUCUAGCACCUUAGAGUGCCUCUUUAUCAAUCAAAUGUAAUAUAAUCUGACUGUUACGUUGAAAACUACUAAAGAAACAUCACAGAAAUCAGGUUUUGAUGAGAAUUUCUCAGACAAUUACAAAUUUCAGACCAAAAUAACUGAUUUUAAGAUUGUGUUCCCCUUUCAUUUCAGCUAUUUUGGCCUGUUGCCAUUCUCCACAAUUCUUUCAUGUCAACUCUCCGUAAUAGUCAGCCAGAUGGUUGGUAAUUUUAGAGAUAAUAUUUUUUCUAAUUACAGCUUUACUAAAUAGAUCAUAAAUAAUCAAAUAAACAAAUUAGAAAUAAGCAAUGCCGUUGCUUCAAUCCAUGUGGCUCCAUAGUAGAUUGAACCCUGUGAGUUCUUUUUUUAUAAUGUGCUCUUUCAGUCAGGUGGUCAAUUACCGCAACCUCAACUAGUCCAUAAUUCAUUAACAUCUUCAAAACCCUUUCGCGGCACAGAGAUUAAACUGCUGUGUCAUCCAUCUCACAUUUAAACAAGUACAGUGAUGGAUGCACUGAAAUUCUCUACAGUAAAUUAUUGAAUCAAAUGUCAUGCAUGUUCUGAAAGCUAAAUGUUAAUUGCCAGAAAAAUAACUUUUAUACUGGGCAUUUAUUUUAUUUAGGGUCUUUUACAAUCACACAUGGGAAUUACAUUGGUAAUUCGUUUGGAAUUAUAUAAAAGGAAAAAUAUUUUUUAUUUUAUUUAUUUUUAUCCAUAGUUAUGUGUGUAUUUAUAUAUUCUUCUUUUUUAAGAUCGACUAAAUUCAGUUUUAAAGAUGGAUUGCUUUAAUAAUCAGCAGGAAUGUAAAAAAAUAGAUUUUCCUGAAAGUAUCUUUUAUACUCGAAAAUUAAAUCAUAUUUCUUUGACCUUUAGAGUAACGAUGGUCAAAGAUGAACCAAAUUACAAUUGCCACGAGGCUUUGCAUUCCUAGAAGGACACUUUAGAUGGUCCUUAAAUAGUUCUCAUUAGAUGGACGUGUGAUAUGUUCAGGGCACUAGGACCUUGAAACAGUGCUUCCUGUAGGGACUGCCCUCAGUGGGUUAGCCUUAAAAGAUAGGCAGACAGCCGGGACACCCCCACCCACCGGUGUUCCGAUUCUCAGGACACCAGAGUUGGGAGGUAUGUGCUCAUUUGUGUACCCUGCUGAGCAGUCAUGUUGGGUUAGACACUACUGUUAUCUGACCAACUGCUGUUUAACCUAGUGAUAAAGUGAACAAUAAUUGAAUGGGUGGCACUUAGUAUAUCUAUUAUUGUAUAUCAAUAUAUAAACAUAAAAUAUCAGCAACCUUAGAAGUGCUAAGACUCUAAAAGAACACUAAAACAUACAUUGUACAGCGCUAUGGAAUCUGAUAGCGCUAUAUAAAUAAUAAAAUAAUAAUACAUAAAUAAGGUGCGCUGUGUACCUUAUUUAUGUACACUGCUCAACCUAAUUUGCUUCUGCUGUAGUUUCUCACAGAGCAAUCACCGCAGCAGACAAGUUAGGUUGAGCCGCAGUUGGCCAGAUAACAAUGAAAUCGGACCCGACCUGGCCACUCAAACAGAGAAGAAAAAGUAUACUUUUAUCAAAAAACUCAAUAUUCGCAAUUAAAAAAAUAAAUAUUUAGUUUCAUUAAAUGUAAUAAACUUUAAAAAAGCAUGAAUUGAACAUUUGAAGACCACUGCCCUUUAAGGCCUAGCUCUGGGUUAAAAUCCCUCUCUCUAACCUUUCAGACUACAGCUAUGAAGAACUACAUUACCUAUCAUGCCCAAUAUCAAACUCAUUAUAGCUGCAGUGGUUAAUCCUUUAAGAGAUGUGCUAUUGCUUAGGAAUUUCGGGGUGAAGUGUCUAAGCCACAUUUUAGAACAUUCUUUUGAAAUUAGAAUAAUUUCAGUGUUCUUUGUAAAACACUACCCUCCACAGCAUUGCAGAGUGCUACAUCCAUUCUCAUGUAAUUAAAAGGGUCUAGUGAAUAAAUGAAUUGAGUAAAUUAAAAUAAAAAAGGCCUAGCCGAGCAUGAUGCUAAAUGAUGUUCACACAUAUCUGCAGUAUCAAGAUUAGCCAUGGGUGGUGUCUAUCCUCCACUGAUUAUUAGAAAUCUUGCUUUAUUUGUAGUGACAACUAUAAUGUAUUCACUUUGUUACUGUACAGUGCGUACGGUGUUGGUUACACCAGUAGCCAUUUGCGUUCUAUAAAUUGACACCUGUUCUGUAGGGAGCAGCUGUUCUGUAGUUUGUUAAAGGCAUUGCUUAGUUUCGUUACAUGUGAAAAUAGAAUGUGCCCAUGAGUUUAUAGAAAUUUCAUUGCCAUAUAGGAAAUAUGUGCCGAUUACUAUGCUAUCUCGGCUCUAUGAGCCUUAAUGCUGCAUUUUGUGGUCAUUAUCCUGGGUUUGUUUUGUUUUUCACUUAGUUGGGCAGUGUGAACUGUGGAUAUAGAAAGGAAGAUUGUAAAUAAUAAUAAUUACAUUAUAAAUGUUUUUAAUUAGGAGCAUUUCUCACUAGUUACCAUGUAUAUUCUGGGAUCUGGCCAUCAUUACUAAACUUCAUGGUACUUGUUUUAUUGACUUAGGAAGGGGUGUAAAGAGAAUAAAUCACAGAGAGGCUGAUAUGCAGGAACUAAUUUAAAGGGGGGCCUGGAAUGUAGGCAAAAGUAGAAUAGGGGCCGACCAUGUGAAGAAUAGAGGCCCACCAAUGUGAAUAAUAGAGGCCCACCAAUGUGAAUAAUAGAGGCCCACAAUGUGAAGAAUAGAGGCCCACAAUGUGAAGACUAGAGGCCGAUCAAUCUGAAGACUAGAGGCCCACCAAUGUGAAGAAUAGCUGCCCACAAUCUGAAGACUAGGGGUCGACCAAUCUGAAGACUAGAGGCCGACCAAUCUGUAGAAUAGAGGCCGACCAAUGUGUAGAAUAGAGGCCCACCAAUGUGUAGAAUAGAGGCCCACCAAUGUGAAGAAUAGAGGACCAAAGAUGUGAAAAACAGAAACCCACCAUUCUAAGGAUGAGAAGGCAGAGAGUGGCUGAUAUAAACAGAUGUGAUAAUGGGGGACGACUAGCUUAAAGAGUAAAGAGAGAAUAGAAGGGGAUCAUCAUAUCAGAACAAUGGAAUUCUCCCUCUCCAAAUUCUCACUUCUUUGUAACUCUCUGUGCAAUUGCAUGAGUCACUCUAUCAUGAAAUAUAAUUACUAACACAUUUUAUAUUUCAUUUCGACUAACAUAAAUCUCACUGAAUUAUUAUACAGCUGUAAAUAUAUUGUGUUUCCCUUAACAAUAAUAUCCUUCUGCCUUUAAAUAAUCAAGCGAUCGCAUAUGGCAAGGAGUAUUUAUAAAGUCUGUUUCUACAGGCUCUUGUUAACCGUAGUAAUACAGAAUGGAAUCCGUCACAUAGCUCCCAAUGUUUGCAGUGUAGAAUUGUGCAGCUUAUCACAACACAUCGCUUGGCUACAGUAAUGAAACGGCUAAUAAGCAUCACGGAAAAAGACGGUGGAAUGUAAGCAGACACAGGAUGUAUGCGUACGUGAAAGAAAGAAGAAUUCUUAUGUGACGAUUUUUUUUUUUUUUUUUUUUUUGUGAGUCUGUAAAGAUGGAGAAGUUCAUCAUAAUUAAUUUGAGGUUAAGUAUCGUGAAACGUGUAACAUGCGUAGCAAUCCCUUUAGUAAAUAAAACCUUGGCUAUCCCCAGACACAAGAACUGGAAUACAUUUCACAUUGUAACUUUGUAACCGGGAUAAAAGGCAAACAUAGAUCAGUAACGUCCGAACUGUCAGGAAUUCAAUGUGAAUUUAAAUUUUUAGAGCUAAAGCGACAAAUUGGAAAAAUCUCUAUUUACUUAACAUUGAAUUUAAACCAAACAGCUAAAUUUUAGCAGUAAGUGCUGAUAUGGAAAAAUCCCAAGACUAGUUUAUUGUUACAGCUGGGUAUUAUUUGUCUAGAUUUUGCAUUUUGGUUUAUGUUCACUACAUUUCAGUGUUUACUGAAUACAUUUAUUGCAUUCUGGACAAUUCACACUUUGGUGAAUGAACCUUCCCAUAUAUUUUAGUAGUUUCCAGAAAGCAUUUGUUUGUAAUGUAAACUGUUCAUCAAUUAUUCUUUAUAACACACAUUAUGUCAUUUGCAUAGGAACAAUCAUUUUCUCUUUAAAGUGGGACGUGUGGUAAUGGUGACGUUAAUGUUUUCACUGCUGAAUUCCUCACCAAAACUGGUUAGAGGGAAUACCUUUGCACAAUUUGAUUUAAUGCGUUAAAUUCCAUAUUACUUCAAUUGUACAACUACAAUCCGUUGCUCUGUGUUUUGUCUAAUAACUGCUGGGCAAGUGAGCUAUAUUGGCUCUAUCGGUUAUAUCUUCCAAGAAUCGUUCCUUUGCUGCAGUUUUGGGUUAUUACAUUGUUAAGCCUAAAUUGAUCUGUUUUUUGUUGUUGUUUUGGAUUGGUUAUUUUAUGCCAGUCUGUUCUGGCAAGGUCAGAUGAUGAUGGCAUAUAUUGUAGUAGAAUCUGGGUGAUUCAAAAAUAUCCUACCAGCCUUUAGAUCAAUGGAGCUUGGUCAACUGCACCCCACCAGACAUACUCCGAGAUGUCCAGGUAGUGAUUAGAAUGGUAUACAAUCAGUGUGAGCCACUAUGGUCCCUGAGUGUUCUACAGGCAGACGUUAAAAUAUCUAUCCUACUCUAUAACAACGUCAUCAACAUCUCAAUGUAGUUGUUAUGGAGGCAGGAGUGUUCGAUCAUACAUCAGGAGUUAAACCAACAGCUCUGCUUUCUUAUUAACAUAUGGUGUAGUUCUAGUUCUAUCUCUGUCUAAUUGUUAUCAGCCGCUUCCUAGUGAUAGUGAAUUGUAUACCACUUAAAAUGCCAACCAAUCAAAACUUUAAUAUAACAGGUUGUCAGAAACACUUCAAAUGUCAGUAAGAUGUCGUCUUCGAGCAAUCCACUGGUAGGUCAAUCUAAUGCAUGGGUUUUAGUGCUGAAAUUAGGAUGAUUUUGCCAACAGCAUGCUGUGUGUCAUUGGCUGUCAGUGUUGCAUUGCAUGAACGCGUUUAUGACUCUAGUGGAAUGCAAGCAAUGGAGGUGCAAGACGUUUCUUUUUAUAAAAUAAUAAGUGUAGAUUUUACUAACAGUUUAUGGAAAGUACACAAUCAGUAGUUGUGACAGUGAGAUACAUUCAUUGAGUGGGGGAUUGUGGAGAAUUGACCAGGAAAUUACAAAUUAUAUUCCAAUACAGCUAAAUUUUAAAUUCCGCAACACAAAUAUUCUUCCUGAUCAGUUUAUUAACCUAAUGUUUUCAGUUCCUUGUCAGUUCUUACUAUUCCCAAUUUAGUAAAAUUACAUUACAGUCUCUUUAGAGGCAGAGUUGGAUAAGACAAUAAAUAUUUCUAACAAUAUGUAUAUUUACCAGUACCUAAAAUUUGCUAUUCCCUUGUCUGUUCUUUUUACUUUGUGGUAUAUUUAAUAAAUGCUUUUAUUUUUUUAGAGUGUCAGUAUUGGAAAAUUUUUACUUUAAAGGAUCACUCCAAUCCCCUAAAGAACUUUAACUAGCUUUAUGUGUGAAGAGCAUGUCCUCUUUUUGUUUUUUAUGAUACAAAAAGUGCACAAUUUAAUAGAAAUUGGUACUUUUAUAAAUUAACCUUGUUGCAUCUCUGACAGCAAUAGGAUAGCCUGGUUUGGUUAUCUCAGUGGAGCUAAACUCAAGAGGCAGCAAUUGCCCAGAGCACCUGCCUUGCAAAAACUUUUCAUUGAGCUGCAUAGGGAAGCCUGUGAUUGGACAGCCACAGAAAGUUUGGGCUGGGUUAAAAGGGGAGGUCUUGCAAAGGCUGCAGACACGAGACCUGCAGCUUUUGUAAGCUGUUUUUAUUAUUAUUACUGGUAUUUAUGUAGCGCCAGCAUAUUCCAUAGUGCUUUACGACAUUAUCAAAGGGUGAGAUUUAACAAUAAAUGAGACAAUUACAAAAACUUACAGGAACAAUAGGUUGAAGAGGGCCCUGCUCAAACGAGCUUACAGUCUAUAGGAGGUGGGAUGUAAAACCCAAAAGUACAGAAGGUAGCAAUCAAACAAGGUGGAGUGAAGCAGAGCUGGAGGAGAUAAUAGAGUGCUGCCCUUUAGGAGAGCGCAAGGGACAGGUAUGUGAGGUAGAGGUUACUCUAAGAGGCCAUAAGCUUAACUAAAGAGAUGGGUUUUGAGGCACUUUUUAAAUGAUUGAAGACCGGGGGAGAGCUUGAUGGUCGUAGGCAGGCUAUUCCAAUGGAAAGGAGCCACCCGCUAGAAGUCCUGCAAGCGUGAGUUGGCUGUACAGGUGUGAGCAGCAGACAGGAGAAGGUCAUGGGCAAAGCACAGAGACUGAGAAGGGGCAUACCUAUGGCUCAGUGAAGAAAAAUAGGAGGAGCUAGAAUUGUUCAGUGCUUUAUAGGUGUGGAUUAGUACCUUGAAUUGACUCCUAUAGGAUACAGGGAACCAAUGUAAGGACUGACAGAGGGGAGAGGUGUGAGAGGAGCGUCAGGAGAGGAAAAUCUGUCUAGCUGCAGCAUUCAUUACAGACUGUAGUGGGCCAAUACGACUUGUGGGAAAUGUGAGAAUCAGACCAGAAUCAAGUAUAACACAAGACAGCGCGCUUGCAAGGAUGGACUGAUGUGGGUACCACUCAAUUGAAGGUAGACCGAAAGAGGGGGAGCAGUAUUAGGAGAUUUUAGAUGUAGAUUAAAUGCAUGCAUGUUUUCAUUAGGGGCAGAUCUACUAAAUAUUUUUUAUUUUAUUUUUUGGGGGGAGGGGGGCAGUGAAUUGUCCCUUUAAGGUUAUAACAGAGAAAACUUGCACCCAUUGUGUACUAAGAAUAUCUUAUAACUGCUGUGAUCUGUAAAAUAGCAAGUCGGUUUUUAAAGUUGUCAUUUUCAAGCAGUUGAAGAAUCAGUUCAAGAUACCUCGAGAAGAAAGGGUGAGUCAAAUUAGCCUUUCAGAAAACUAGAAUAACCUAGAAAAUAAUUGAAUGUAUAAUAUCAGCAUUUCUUUCUCUGUACAAUUGUGGAGGUUUCAGCCUGGUUUCACAGUGAGAAUCACGCAAGCGCCUCUAGCGGCUGUCAAUGAGACAGCCACUAGAGGAUUUUUGGGGAAGGCUUAACCCAUUCAUAAACAUAGCAGUUUCUCCGAAACUGCUAUGUUUAUAAAAGAAUGGGUUAACCCUAGCUGGACCUGGCACCCAGACCACUUCAUUAAGCUGAAGUGGUCUGGGUGCCUAGAGUGGUCCUUUAACUAUUUUCUUAACUUGUCCAUUUCGGCUUAAAUUUUGCAAAUCAGUAGUAGUUUCUGAUCUAGUUUGCAGUGGAGUACAGUUGAACACGCUUCUUGGUUUUUAGGGAAACCAUUUCUUUGUUUAGUGAGUACAUGUCACAUUCUUUAUAGACAACCAGUGAACAUUCUUGGGAAUUAGAAUGAACUCAUUUAAAGUAUCCAUUAUAAAAGAGGAACCCCUGAUUAAAUCCAUCCAUAAAUUAAUACAAAGUACAGUGUACAUGGAUGACUUCACAUUAACUGUAGCACUGGAGCAGAGAAUCAUUCUUCCAUUAACUCAUAUAUACAAUAAAUAUAUUACAUUUUAUGUGACUGCUCAGAAAGAUUUAAACAGUGCAUAUAGCUGUGCUAUAUCUCUCCUUGUUCAUGUAAAAGGUCAGGGUAUUUGCAAACUAAACAUAAAAAUGUUUUAUUGAGAAGAUUUCAUCUUGUGCGGUUUGCUAGCUAUGAGAAACAUCAAGUUUAGACCAGAACAAUCCUGUGCUGUCAUUUUAGUUUACUUAUUUGUUUAAUUAAACGGAAGGUAUUUUGCUAGUAGAUGCUGCAUAUAUGAGUCGUAGAGCCAUGUGUUUGAGCUUUUAAUUUCCUAAAAUAAAGCUGUAUGCUGAGCCGCUAGAUCAAGACUUGAGUUAAAGGGACACUGCAUGUACCAUAAGCCAUAAAUAAAGAAAAAUGGUAGAUUGUGAAUGCUGUACUGACCCACCUCCAGCUCUCUUAGACUUUUGUUAUUGUCCAAAGUUGGAUGCCUUUGCAACAAUAAUGAGGAAGUGACAAUUACUGUGUGAUUUGAAGUGGUCAUGGUGUCUGGGGUCUCUGUGUGCAGUAUUUUGCUCUUACACCGCACAUAUGGAAUUUAAUACCUUUUCUGCUAGAGGUGUAAUUAGUUAAAUUAAGCUUUUGUGAAAUAAUUUUCUUACAUUUGAAGAGGCCCAGCAAAGCCAGAAAUGAUCACAUAGGCCGUUACUGUCCGUCCCAUUCAGAGGGGGACCUGCUGCGAUUUCCGUUCUUGGGUGCCCACAUGGGUGGGAUCAGUCUGAUAUGCAACAUACACAGAGCUCUGAGAAAUUCCCUAAAAUGACCUUGGUCAGCUUUUUAUGCUGAGUUUUCUCUUCUGUACCCAGAUUUUAAACAUAGAGUGCAUGUGGAUUGUGGAUUAAUUGGGUAUCACAAACUGGUGUCACAUACCAUGGCACAUACCAUGCCAAGGGAACUCUUGGAUCUAUUCAUAUUCUCUCUCCUUUAACCAAACUGGAAAGGUAUUAGUGAUACUGUUACUUAUUUUAUAAACCUUGGUAAUCAUCUUACGAUGAUCACACCAUAAGUACAAGCGGCUACUUAGGUUUGAACUACCUUUACAGUGGUGUGUUAACAAAAAGAGCUACCGGAUUAUAAGUUUGUCAGCUUUACACAAUGAAGUUGGGUCAUUAUUGAACUUACCUUAGAUGUAGUUAGCAGUUGCCCUGCAUGUAUGUCUGCCGUGAUUUUGAUUAAAGUGUGUUAUACAAUAUUUCUGACCAUUUCACUAUUAUCUGCAUUGUUCUCUUAAAUCUAGCAGUUUGCUCCCAGUCCACCUACUCACCGGCGGCCGGUUGCACCAGUUUCUUCCAAACCGGUGAUGCUGGCACCCGAUUCUAACUUUAUGCUUCGACCAGCAAAAGCAGACACGUUGGUGAGAAAAUUCUUCUAAAUUUUGAGUGAAGAAAUCCUGCACCUAUUAUAUGUGCUCUUACUAAUCAAGACAUUAAUGGCUAAUCCUGGCACUGCAAAUAACUGUCAUCUACAAUUCCCAUGAUGCUCAGCUAUCGCACAGAAUGCUAUCAGCAUAUUCACAGGGUUAUUCACUAACGUGAGAAUUGCAGGGAAUUCAAAUUUAAGGUAAAAUUAUGUGAACUGGCAAAAUUCUACCAGUCAAUUAUGCUUUUAGCUCAGCAACUGAACUGGUCUUCAAUUGGAAAAUCACUUCGAAUUCACUGCAAUUAUAACAUUAGUAAAUAAGCGGUGUCAAGAUUAGUCAUCAUCUCAUUGGAUUAACUAUGAACUGUAAAUGCUUUGUGAACAUUUCAAAUCACGAUUGUAUAAUAUUUUCAUUAUUUAAGUUUACUUUAAUAUACUCUCCAAUGAGUGACAAUAAGUAAAAACGUGAAGAUUUGCUGAUAUUUAGUUAGGAAAAAGUGAAAUAAUAAAAAGCUAUAAAGGUUAUAGAAACCAAGCUAUAACAGCUUAUCUGAAUGUAAGAAUUAUGGGACAUCCAUUUUUAUUUUUCAGGUGGUUAUUCAUUACAUUAUUAUUAUUUUUGUAAUUUUUUUUUUUUCAAUGUAGCUGUUUUGGCUCAAAUUUAAAAAUGUUCAACAAUUCCCAGUUUAAUGAAUAAACAUUUUCAUUUAAGGCUGAUCGAUGAACAAAUCUGUGCCUUAUGCCUUGUGCAAAAUAUAAGCACAAAAUAGGCAAAUAUAAUGAGGCAUCGUCGUAGUUACAUAGUCACAUAGCUGAAAAGAGACUUGCGUCCAUCAAGUUCAGCCUUCCUCAUAUAUGUUUUUGCUGUUGAUCCAAAAUCUUGCAACAAACUAGGAAUAAAUUCCUUCUUGACCCCAAAAUAGCAGUCAGAUGUCUCCUUGGAUCAAGCAGCUAUUACCCCGCUAAUUAGAAAUUAUAUCCCUGUAUGAUAUGUUUUUGCAAGUAUUUAUCCAAUUGCAGUUUAAAUAUCUGUAUAGACGCUAGUCUUUCUGAUAAAUGCUAAUAAAAAAAACCCUGCAUUGUUCGUGGAAAUUGAGGACAAUUUAAUCCUUUUAAGCACAAGAUCCAUCAUGCAUGGUGUCAUUGGUCAUAAAUGGGUUUGAAAUGCUGUGCUAGUGCAAAGAUUAAAAACCGCUAUUCCCUUGUUUACUUGACACAAUCUCCAAUUUAGUGAAUAACUCUAAUAGCAUAAAUUGGUAAAUAGCAACACGGGAAAGAAAAAGUUAAAACAAAAAAAAAAACUUCCAUUUUGGCUAAUUUAGACUUUAUCCUUGGAUCGUUCAGGUCUGUUUGAUCUCCGCAAAUAGUGGCUUGAGCAAAAACAGGAAAAACAUUGGGAAUAAUCUGAUCUGGAGAUAUAAAAACAUUUGCAGAACCUGUCUGUUGCCCCGCUCUAUGCUGAUGUAAACAAAUGUUCUGUGAUCUAAUAAACCCACCCAGAGCGACGCACAAGAAAUUUAAUAAAUAGUGAAUUUAAUCAAAGAUAAAAGUUCGAAUAUAUUUAACUCUUUAGGACUGUUGUAGAAUUAUUAGGCCUCUAUAAAUUUGUAAGGCCCCUUUAAAUCCUCUUGCUAUACCUCUAAGAGGCCCCCAUAGUUUUACAAGGAAGCUUUGUCUAUAGAACAUAGAAUUUGCAUGUCAGCAAGAAAUAGCUUUGAUAAAAUGUGUAUUUACUAAAAUCCUUGAAACUUAACCUUGAGAAACUAACAAGUGCCAGCUACGCUCCAAAUGGAUAGCUGCCAAAAGGCCCCUCCCGUCGAGUGAGCUCCUCAUUUUAACAAAAUGGCGCUAAAACCUGUAGGAGUUAAGAAAUUACGUAGAUAGUGACCUAAGAAUGGGGAGGGCAUUUUACUAACAUCUUAGCACCUAAGCCAAUUAACAAUGUCUAUUUGUCUAUAUCUUGAUUUUCUUCAAUGAUGUAAUAAUGCCUUUAUAAGGGUCUGCGCACCCAUUUUCUGUCAGAAGCCAUUAAACUUCUCUGAAGUUCUUUCAUUACCCUGAACCUUGUGUCUCAGUGUGAAUUUACUUCUGCGUGCACGCAACUUUAUUAUCUUUAAUUUGGACAGGAACAGAUAGUCAUUCAAACUAAUUGGUUUGCAGUAAAUUAUCUAGAACAGGACCAUCAGUGUCUACCAGAUUGGAUGGCAAUGUAUUGUGCAACGCAAGGUGUUUUUACAGAAUAAUUUUUGCAUGACACAAUGAGUAAACAUUAAAAAUCCAUAAACCACUCAUGUUUCCAUAUGUUGUGGUCUGUCAUUAAAAUGUUUUUACUAACACUGAAAUGCAUGAAUGUGGUACUUCUUGCAUAUUUUCCUUAUGAGUGUGUCAAAAUUAAAGUGCAGCAAAAAAAAGUAUCUCUCUAGUUUACUGAACACCUGGACCACAGCCAUAAAAUGGAAAGUACUUUGGAUCUUAUGAAACUUGUCUGGCACGACAGCAAUUAAUUAAAUGCAAGCUUUCCUAUGAAGAGUUAAAAUAGGUCUUUCACGAUUUCAAAUGCUUAGAUACUUGUUGGGGAUGGCUAUUCUGACAUGAUUUGCCAUCUUCAUUAAUUUACCCCAAUUAAUAAGAGGGAUGUUAACAUGUCCUGUCAGCUUCAGAAGGAGGAAUAGGCAUGGGGUGCUAGUGCAUGGGUCAAAUUUUGCCUGUUACUAUUGUUUGACUGAGUCAUUCAUAGGGUAUUAGGCCCUAAGGCAGAAAUGUUUAUUGGCAUUCACCCUCAAUUUGUGUACUGAUUGCUUCCUGGAGCUCUGGUACACAGAGAUUGCUUCCUGGAGCUCAGGUUGGGGUGAUGUUACAUCCCACCUCUCGGCUUUAGUAAUCUGAAAGUGCUGCCCUCUGUAUGCAGCACUCAUAUGCUGUUGGAGAAAACAUUGAUUUAAUAUAGGAAGUGCCUUUGGGAUUUCUCUUUGAUAAAUGUAUUUCCUUCCUGCAUUGCGUGAAUUCUACAUUCCACAGAGCAGCAUAUUAUAUGUACUGCUGAUCGCUAUGUACAAGUGAUAUGUGUCCAGGGAAACAUGGUGGAUGAAUCAGUCCUAUUCAGAGAUAAGAUUCAUCGUUCUCUUUCUUUCUAUAGCUAGACUCGUAGCCAACUCUGGAUUAAUUGUGUUCUCUCAAUGUCUAACAUGUUUUGCAUUAGAGUAGACCUGGAGAAUGUAUCCAGUUUUCUACCAUUUGCCCAGUUUCUCUUUGUUCUUCACAGUUUGAUUAAUGUGUUUCUUUCUGUUGCAGCCACCAGAGAUGUUGAAAAGAAUGGUUGUGUAUAACACCCCUUUUAAUCAAAACAAGAAACAAGUAACCAUCUCUGAGUGUUGGUCUUUUUGCUCUCUCCGACCUGUCUCCAAGUGUGUUUUUCUAACAGAUAGAUAUGUCUAAAUAGAGAAGUCAGUUCUGAUUAAAACUGUGUCUCAUGGUUGUAUUUUAAAUAUUAUUAAAUUAAUUAAUUUUACAGUCAAUGUUGAAUGAGUCGUAGAACAAAAACAAAACAAUUGAGCAAUCCAAACCAUUUUCAGACAUUGCGUCAAUAAUGCCAAGUGCACGGUAUAAUAUUCCAUGUUUGUAAAACAAUUUAGAUAUGUUGUAAUUUUGUGCAUCCAAAAUGUAUCCAUCUAGUUGCUGAUGGGGUAUUUUAUUGAAAGAAAUUUUAGGCCCCAUUUACUAAAGGCAAUAAUUAUUUAGCAAAUUAUGAAGGUCUUGAUUAUCAGUUUGAAACACUAUCAGCCAGAAAUGUGUCUGCAUCUUUUUAACCCCUUAAGGUUUCCCUUUUAUUCCAGAAGUUUGGUCCUUAAGGGGUUAAGGGGAGAGGGCAUAUGUAACAGACUGGUGAAUAGAGCUCAACAUGGUUUGUUCUUAUUUGUUUUGUAUUUUCUUUUUCUGGGGAGGGGGUCAUACUGUCAAACUGUCCACUACACAUUUGAGAAAACACAGCUGUGCUGAAGGCAUCCGAAAUGUUAAAAAAACAGACCACUUGUCUAAAUUUCAACAAACCAAGCCUUUCCAAGACUGAAUAUUAAUGUAUUUAACCCCUCAAGGACCAAACCUCUGGAAUAAAUGGGAAUCAUGACAUGUCACACAUGUCAUGUGUCCUUAAGGGGUUAAUGAUGGGCUUUCUUUCUGUCUGUGAUCAUGUUUUAUAUUUUUUCUAGAUUAUUAUUAUUAUUAUUGCUAUUUAUAUAGCGCCAACAGAUUCUGUAGCGCUUUACAAUAUUAUGAGAGGAGGGAUUUAGCUAUAACUAGGACAAUUACAAGAAAACUUACAGGAACAAUAGCUUGAAGAGGGCCCUGCUCAGACGAACUUACAUUCUAUAGGAGGUGGGUUAUAAAACACAUUCGGACAAGAAAUAGCAAUCAAAUUAGGUGGGAGUGAAGCAGAGCUGGAGGAGAGAGUAGAAUGCUGCCCUUUAGGAGAGAGCAAGAGACAGGUGUGUAAGGUAGAGGUUGUUCUGGGAGGCCAUAAGUUUUCCUAAAGAGAUGGGUUUUAAGGCACUUCUUAAAGGAUUGAAGACUAGGGGAGAGUAUGAUGGGGGUAGGCAGGCUAUACCAUAGAUUAAUAUAUCUGUUACAUUGUAUUCAGCCCUGUUUCCUUGGUUCCACUGGAAACUUGAAACUAAUGAGAAGCAUUUUUAUGGAGAAUUUUUUUAUACCCCUGAUGUUGGAACCCAAAAUUGAAUCUCCAUGUACCUUUCCAAGGGAUCCACAAUGCUUAGAAUAGAAACAUUGUAUUCAACAGGCAACUGCUUCCAAAUAAUUGACUAUUGUAGUAUAGAGAUGUCGCGAACUGUCUGCCGAACUGUUCGGGAACUGUCCGCUGGCGAACAAUAGCGUGUUCGCGUUGGGCGAACAUAUCCGAUUUCCGGUCCGCCCCCUAUACGUCAUCAUUGAGUAAACUUUGACCCGGAACCUCACAGUCAGCAGACACUUCCUGGGAGGGAGGGUCUGCUGCUCAUUGGGUGGAAUGUGUCUGCUGGCUGUGAGGUUCCGGGUCAAAGUUUACUCAAUGAUGACGUAUAGGGGGCGGACCGGAAAUCGGAUAUGUUCGCCCAACGCGAACACGCUAUUGUUCGCCGGCGGACAGUUCGCGAACAGUUCGGCGGACAGUUCGCGACAUCUCUAUUGUAGUAUUGUAAGUGGUACUUCCUUGUUUAGUGCAACGAAGACCACUUAAAUACCGAAAAGAACCUAUUGAAGGCAUUUUGCCAAAUCGAUAUUGUUGUACAUUACGUAAACAUUAUAGAAUGCAUCAUCGACAUAAUUUUAGAAUUGAAAAAUGGAUCCCUUUAUUGCCAUAGACAGGAUUCGGGUCCAUGUCAAAACAGUAAGCACACCUGAAUUAAAGAAACAGUCAACCUUAAAAAUGAUAAAUUAAUCAAAUAAAGAUUUUGAUGUGUUGUAGGUUAAUUACUACAAGUCACUGCUUGCAGAGUAACCAAAGACAAUGAAUAGCUGGCAUAGAAAAUGUUUCUAAGUCUGCUAUUUUGAUGUUAAAUUUGAAUUUCACUUUAAAUUCACUUUGAGUUCUCAUUUUAGUUAAAACAAGAAAAUCCUUAAAAAUGUCUGCAGGGUGAUUAUUAUUAUUAUUAUACUUGAUUUAUAAAGCAUCACUGCAUUCUGCAGCUCUGUCCAUAGUUACAAUUGGUACAAUUAUAAUGACACAGUAUAAUAUAACUUAGAGACAACACAAAAUAUGACAAACUAAUCCAGGGGGAGAUUAAGGCCCUAUUCGUGGUAAUUUACAAUCUAGAUGAAUGGUGAGUUGAGAAAUAGGAGUUGAGGUCUGCAUGGUUGAGAAUAAUGUUAAUACAGAGUGAGGUAAGGGCAUUUAGUGAGUGGUAGGCUUCCCUUAUGGAGCAUUUUACGGAAGAGAGAUUAGGGUGAAGUCUGAUGGCGUGGGGAAGUGCAUUCCAAGGAGCUUGGUGCCGCGCGCGAGAAAACCUGCAGUCCAGCAUGGGAAGAGAUAAGAGAAGAUGCAAAGAGCAAGUUAUUGUUAGAUCUUAGGGGGCGGACUAUAGUAUAUCUGUUGAUUAGUGAGAACAGCUAGUGGGAAGCAGGAUUAGUAAGGGCUUUGUAUCUCAGAGUGAAAAUUUUGAAGUUAAUUCUGUUGUGAAUGGAAAGCCAGUGACGGUACUCGCAGACAGCACUUCAUCCUCAUACGUUCUAUUUCUGGCUGUCAGGAGAAAGCUUUGAACAUUUCAUGCAUGUUAGAAAUUUUCUGUUUUUUUUUAUUUAUUUUUUAUAUAAUUUCCUUUUUCUUAUUUGCUUGUAUUCCCUAACUCACCAAUAUAGGAGCAAUAACUAACUUUAAAACAUUAUUUUUCUUGAGGGUUUCCAGAAAUAUGUUGAAGACUUUGAUCCUUACACAAUGGUAAGUGUAAGUUCCCCAUUAUUUUAAAGAUCCAUAAUUUAUUAACCAGGAGACCAGUUCAGAGAGAUUGUAGAUAUAAUGCUCUGGUGAGAAGAUCAAAGGCGCAGUAAUAAUAACCAUUGAUUUAUUUAGUAUAAGGAGCAAUUCUUGAAAAAUCCAAACCACCCCUUAGACAUUACUUUCUUAAAUGCAUUAUUUGUCUCCGACAUUACUUUCUUAAAUGCAUUAUUUGUCUAGCCUUGCAUGUGUGACAAUAUUUUUGUAGAAGCAUAAAUAUAUUUUUAAUCAGGUUAUGUCAUAUGGUUUUUGAAUUAUAGCAAGCUCUUUUUUAUUAUAUCAAACAUAAACAAACAAAACAAUAAUUUCCUGAUCCAGGUGGGUUUGGUAGUUAUUUUCUGUAAGAUCUAUUCUCUGCAGAACCAGUUAAAGCUUACAGCACAGAGGUAUUGAUCUAAAGUCCAUUAAACCAUUGAAAUUCUGACAUAGAACACACAUUUCUGUUGUGCUUUCUAUGACAGCUUCUGACAUUCUGAGAUGUAACGCGACUCGAUUUGAGACAUAUACCAUUUAUUUAGGCAGAGAGAUUUAUCCCCAGGCAGAUCAGAUCCUUCAGUUUUUGUAAAUGCACUGAAGGCUCUGAAACAGUCUAGCAAAACUUACUUUAGAUGUUUAUAAACAAUAUUAUUCCAAAACAGACUCUUGUUCUGAUAGAUUUUUGCAAUGAAUUUCUUGUAGACUUCCCAAGACAUUUCAACUGACACUCCAUAAAUCAUACUUUGAUUUUGAAUAAAUUCUAAUUUUUUUUUUUAGUUUAGAAACAUUUUGAUAUAAUUUUUCACAUGCAACUAAUUACCAUUUGUUUGCUGUGCUUCCUAUAAAUUAAAAUUUUCCUGCCCGUGUUUUUAGUUUACGGCUGAUCAAAUUGCGGGGAAAGACGUCCGGCAGCUUCGAAUAAAAAAGGUAAAUGUGACUUGGUGUGGUCCAGCUUAAGAUUGAAUGGGAAUCGAAUUCUAAUAUUUAUCUGAUCAAAUUUGUUCUGAAUAUCUGACAGAGAGGAAUAUAAAAUAUAAAUGUGAUGGAACCAUACAGGAGCCAAAUGCUUAUAAUAUUAAGGUAUUUACUGUGGCUAUAUCAUUUAAUGAUUAUUGCUUUAAUUAAGCAUAUUCUGUAAUUUAUAGUGUAUCUCCCAACAUUUCAAAUGGACAAAGAGGGACACUUUAUUUUUAGAGGUGUGAGUGUGGGGUGUGACCAGGGGCGGGGCUGUUCUGAGAAAUUUUAGGUGACUUGCUGCAACAAUUUAUACUGCUAGAAUGUAAUUUAGAACAAGAACAAUGUGUCUUAUUCACACAGACUGAUUUUUAAACACAUUUAUUGUAGUUUAACCCCAUCUUGCUCCAGGUAAAACGCUGCACUUUGAUAAAUCCUCAUUUCUGGAUUCCUAGUAUUAAAUUUUUGUGUUCUGAAAAGAGGUACAAGGUACUAAAAGUGGGGUAAUUACCGUGGAAACCAUAGGAACCAAUGCACAAUCUAUUGGUGAUUCCUCCACUUUUACAUUUUUGUGCCACUUUUUAGAUCAGAACCGUUUGAUAAGUCUUGCCGGUAUUUCUAAUAAUUCAUCACGUUGUUUACAGGAGGGGGCCCUGGAUCUUGCAGUUGAAGGUGGCAUUGAAUCUCCAAUUGGUAAAAUAGUAGUAUCAGCCAUUUAUGAUGGCGGUGCUGCUGAUAGCCACGGUAAGAAUGUUUAAUGGUCUUUGAAAAUAUCCCCUUCUCCACCUCAGUUUGGCUACUCUGGCCUUAAAUUUGACAUUUUCUUUUCACUUUGAAUUCUCACAUUAGUGAAUAACCCUCUAUGCCACGGGUGUCCUAACUUUUUUCAAAGAGGGCCAGAUUUGAUGAAGUGAACAUGCUUGAGGGCCAACCAUUUUACCUGACAUUCUUUAAACCAUUAAAAUUAAAUGCAAAUUAACUAUUUUAUGCAAAGUUUAUUGCAUACGGCAUACUUUUCAUUUCGUCAUAUGAAUGACAAAUCUAAACACGUGUUAAAUCACUCUGCCUUUCAUUUCUGAAGGCCAGAUGGAAAAAAAACAAAAAGCAGGAAGCUGAAAUAUAUGUCAGGAACAUUGUAAAGUACAUUACAUAUCAUCAGGGCCGGACUGGGAGAAAAAUUCGGCCCGGGCAUUUUUUUUAUCACAGCGGCCCACUAAGAAGGGGGCGGGGCAUAGAGGGUGUUUUUUGUCAUUACCCUCUCAAAGUGAGCAUGUUGGUUCAAUGCUCUUCCCGGGAAGACCAUGCGCAGAGCUCUGCUAAAGAGCUCUAGCAUGAGAAAAAAGCCCUGUAUUUGUUCUGCACAGUGCAAACAAAUUUAAUAACAUGCUUGCUCUGUGUCUACUUGAAACUCGUCUCUGGUUUCUCUAUAAAUGGGAUACCAGGAGACAAAAGGUCCAGGAAAGAGUAUUGUGCAUGUGUUUGGAGCCUGCUUGUGGUAUUGCGUGUGUGUAGAGUGAGCUGUUUGUGGUGUGGUAUUGUGUAAAUAAGGUCGGUUUUAGUCAUGUUGUGUUUUUGGUGUAAUGUAAUGCAUAUGUGGCUAGGGGCUAUAGAAAAUGUGUGUAUAGGGGAUGUAGUAAGUGUGUGCACACAGGCUAUAGUGUGUGUAUAGGUGAUGUAGUGUUUGUAGGGGUUGUAGAGAGUGUGUGUUUAGGGGUGUAGUAUGUGUUUGUUUACAAGGAACGUGUAUGUAUAAGGGAUCCAGAGUGUGUAUGUUAGGAAUGUAGUGUGUGUGUAUACAGGAGUCUGGUGUGUCUUUGAAGGAACCAGAAUGUGUAGGAGAUUUAGUGAGUGUGUGUAUAUAACGGAUUCAGAGUGUAUAAAGGGAUCUAGUGUGUGUAUAUGAUCCAGAGUUGGGUAAGGGAUCUAGUGUGUGUCUGGAAUGUAACCUGGUGGUCCUAGUGGUGAGUGAACUCCAGCCUGCGGGCUAGAGUUCACUUUCGCGAGAGCGGGGGCGUUGCCAUGGCAACGCUCCGGAUCUCGCAAGAGUAACCCGGCGGAGCUACAAGAUAGAGCUCCACCGGGUCCUCCUCUCCCUCCCCAGCCGCAUGUGUAUGCAAGUGGGCCGGUGAGGGAGAUCUUUGAUCUCCCCACCGGCCUGUCAUGGCAAACAGCGGGACUGGCGCUCGGAUAGUGCCGGCCUUGCAUAGACCAGCAGGGGAUGUCCUGUAACCUCCCCUGCCGGCCUCAGCCCAUGGCCACCACGGCCCACCAGGCAUUUGCCCGGUGUGCCCGAUGGCCAGUCUUGGCCUGCAUAUCAUUGGUAUUAAAGGUUGUCAACUUUUAAGUGAAAAAAGUAUGAACAGGAACAUAACACAGGAACAGUAUACAUGUUGUUUCCAAAUAUAUUUAUACCUGAUUUAGACUAACUGAUAUUAACUGAGAUUUUACAAUGUAUUCAUCUCAAUUGGAAAAUAAAUCUUGCCUGCACUAAUGUGAAGGUUGAAACUGAGAUCUGGACUGCAGCACAGGCUAGGUCUGAUUCAAAGGCAGUGGUUUUGAUUCACAAAAUGUCACACAGACGAGAGUCUUUUAGUCUUGUCCUCACGCAGUUUUUGUUAAAGUCACACAAAUGUCAUGCCGAUACAACCUCCCAGCUCCGUGACAUACAUAUCUUAACGUGUAGAUAUACCAAGACAAGUUUUCAUAAAAUACAAGAAACACAAAUAUAAAAUAAACAAAGACAUAGGGCAGUACGGUAUGUACACCAGGAGUGUAUGUGUAUGUAUAUGUAAGUGUGUAUAUAUAUAUAUAUAUGUGUGUCCUGAUGAAAGCUCCUUAGGGGAGCUGAAACAUUCAUGAUGUAUUUCUCAGAAUAAAGAAGAAGAAGAUGUUUUGAAAAUCCUUGGAGUGCCGGUAAACUUUUUCAUUUUAUAUUAUUGAGCAACCAGAGCACCGGGUAAUUUUUAAAUAACUUUUUUUGGCUGGAGUGCAAGGGUUUAUUAUAUAUAUAUAUAUAUGCACUCUCAAAAUGAAUUUGCUUGUAGGCAUAUCUCUCAGAAUGGGUCUUCUAGAUCUUCAAAGAGUCCGAUGGGUUUAACACAGAAGCGGAUUGGCUAAAGGAAAUCCGCCUAAUGGUCAGACUGGCAGAGGCAGAGGCAUAGUUGGAGUUAUUCUGGUUACCGGAAAGUUAUUUCCUCUGAGGAGGUUCAAGCAGUUGAACAAAAUGCGUAGGGCUCAGUAUUCCAUUUUUUAAAAUACAUUUUUAUAAAUUUUUAUAUACUUAGUUUUGCACCUAUUUUUAAUAUAUUUGGAGGAAGAGUGCAUAUCCUGUUCCUGGUUCUUCUGGAUUACGGGUUCGGAGCUUCUGAUUUCUGGUUUUACUUUUGGAUGUGCCUAUACCUAAUUUUAAUCUUGUAAGUGUCAUUCAUAUCAAAAAGUGAUUUAUAUCUUGAAGCUCUGCACUAUGUAUCUCUCCUUUUUUCUACUUAUAUGUGGUCACGUAACCUGUAAGAUAUUGAAGAUGUAUUAGACCCAUUCUAAGAGAUAUGCCUACAAGCAAAUUCAUUUUGUGAGUGCAUCAACUCACAGAUACACUCCUGGUAUACAUACAAUACUGCCAUAUGUCUUUGUUCACUUAAUGUAGACAUCAUUGUUUUUGUUGUAGUUUGCAAAAAUGUAACAUGAAAAUAAAGCUACAAUAUUUAAAAUUGGUUAACUUGCACUGGCUUUAAUUUUUUUAUGAAGAGCUAGUGGAUAUAAUUUAUUUUAUUCCUUGUGGUUAUAGGAGGUUAAUGCAUAAAAUAACUUAGAGACAUGUAAUCUUAAAAACCUAAUUUGAGUAAUAAAUAAAUAAUUUUAAUAAAGCUCGGGUUACAUUGUGCCCAAGGACAGUGAAAAUCUGAGAAUGAAAAUGUUCAUGAAUGCUGUGUUUAUGAAUAUUUAUUAUAAUUUAUGAUUUUGGUACCAGCAGGAUGCUGUACUGUCCCUACAUGAUACAAGGUGACUAUCAGUAGGCUUCUUGUCCAUCGUGUUAAAUAACCGGUUCUUUAAUUCAGUUCAAAAUUCAAUCACUUUAAAAUUCGUCUGCAUGUGUAAUUUAACGGUAGAAUUAUCGAACAGGAUUCAGCAUUAGUUACUAUUUCUUUUCCAGGGGGAAUUGUAAAAGGCGAUGAGAUUCUAGCUGUGAACGGGAAGAUAUUAACCGAUGUGACACUUGCCGAAGCUCAGGCGACGUUGGCAAAAGCUUGGAACAUCGGUGGGGUACGCAUUACUCCUCUAUGACCAGUUAAAAGCAGCUUUUAUGCUAAUGAAUGUUUUUUUAAAUGUUAAUUCUAUUAGUAAUAAACAUAUUAUUUUACAGGACUGGAUAGAUUUGGUCAUAGCUGUGUCUCCCCCCAAAGAGUACGAUGAUGAUGUGUAAGUAUUUAAUCAGAUACUGAAAAUGAUUAGAUUAUUUUGAAUACUUAGUCAGAAACAGAGAGAGAGAGAGGCUAACAAGGAAACAGAAAGAGAGGAUGACCAAUGGAUUGAUGGAUGGAUGGACAGACUUAUAUACAGAUAGGAAAAAAAAGUACCAUCAGCAUGGCCCUUUUAUGGCAGACAGACUGGAUAGAUCACCCAACUGAGGCUGCUGUGACUUUGUUACUUCCUGUAGUGAAACAUUUAAAAAACACAUUUUUGUUAACUAUUUCUUAAGUUUUUCACAAACUCUGCCUAACAGAGAUCUCAUUUAAUUUAACAUUAAAACAAAAGAUGAAAAUAAAAAGGUAAUUAAAGGAACAUACCAAGUGAACUUCUGUCUUUCAAAGAGGAAGAGACUGACACUCGGCAGACCAGGUAACUUGGCAUUCCAUUGGCAAAUGGUCUGACUAAUUUCACAGCGGAGGGGCCAGGGCACAUCUGGCACCACUACCACUACAACAUGCAAUAGUGGUUAUGGAUCCUGGAGGUUUCGUUUAACUCUCAUAUCUUUAUUUUGUGGUACAGUUUUGUUUAAGCCGAAAUAUGUAAGGUAGAUGCUCCAUAUUUUUUGGACAAAUUCGUUUGAAAGGGACAUUGAUAUUCAUUUACCAUGACAUACAUAUUACAAUAGACACAAUACUGUCACUAAGUCUGGAAAAAAUAGGGUCUACUUGGAUGUUGCUGCAUUUUUGAUUGGAGAUUAGAAAUUGUUUAAGUAGCCAAGGGGAAAGCAAACAUCUCUCCUCUGCCCAUUCCAUUAUAUGUACGUCGAGAGGAGCUUGUUUACCCGACAUGCUCCAUCACAGCUACAGUGGUGGAUCCCGAGCUAUGGUAGUGUGAUUGUGUAUACAGCUCCUUUCUAAAUUAAAUACAGGAGCUUCAAAUAAGCUGACAGCAGUGAAGAUAGUCUUAUCUGAUGACUGGUAAAUCUCUAAUUUUGAACAGGUCUUCAUUCACUCGUACUCUUUAAGAGUUUUGGGAAUAUGCUCAACUGAUUGGAUUAACUAAACCCUUAUUUGGCGAGAGCUUACAGGGACACUAUAGGCACCAAGAACACUUCCGCUCGUUAAAGUCAUCUGGGUGCAGUGUCCCAGGUCUCUUAACCCUGCAAAGGUAAUUAUUGCGGUUUUUAAUAAACUGCAAUAAUUACUUUUGAGGGUUAACUCCUCCUCUAGUGGCCACUAGAGGGACUUCUAGGUCGUUAGGUGACUUUUGGGCACUGUAGAUGAGGAUAUCCAGCGUCACCCACUGUAUAAUGCUUUCACAUGCAGAUUAGGUCUCCCUAGCCAAUGUCAGCAGAGUCUGAACCAGCGCAAAGGGAUGUCAGCGCUGGAAUUAGGUAAGUGACAAAAGGUUGUUUUUUUUAACCACUUCUGCUCCACAGGGGGGUGGGGGAGCAACUUUCUUUUCCUGGCACUAGUUUCCCUUUUAAUGGAGAAGUUGGAAAUCAUGGUGUUUUGCGGCAAAUGCUGAAAUAGCAAUUGUAUUUUUUAUUUGUAUUUAUUUGCAUUCCUUAUUUAUGCUGUUAAUACUGAAAGUGAAACUUGUGCUAAUGAUGUUUUGAAAUUCCUAAUGUUCUAUAUAUAUUUGCAAUUAUUUAUUAAACCUCGUGUUGUAGAAAUUUGGGAACAGAGCUGCAAAUUUUAGGCUGACCUGGAAAAAUGUUCGAGUUGGAGAAAUUUCCAAUUUGGUUACUUUGGCCUCAAAGACGCCUUGUUAACUUUCCACAGGUUUUGGAUUAAUGAAAAACAUGCUGAUCGUUAAUAUAGAUCAAUAUGGAUAGAGUGUAAUUCCUCUUUAAAAAAAACUGUUGCAGAAUUAUUGCCAUAUUGUUGGGGCACCGCUUUCAUCUCACACAUUUGUACCACAUCCUACUUACACCAUCAAUACUAUUACUCGGCUUAUUGUCCCCGACUACAAAUAGAAGGCGUAGCUGUAAUUGUGGAGGGGUUACCCGGCUAUAAAAACAUGUGCCACCCCCUCACUGUUCCAUUAAUGCCGCGAACAGCCCACCCACCACUCCCCUUUUACAAGCCAUUCAUUUGGUGGGCACUCUUUAUUUACAGGCCUAACCAAACAUUGGUCCCGGUACACCACAACUGACUUGUACCACAUCCUACUUAUACCAUCAAUACUAUUACUUGGUUUAUUGUCCCUGACUACAACUCUAUCUUUAUUUGAGUGAAUCAUUCCCUGUUGCAGUGCUUUUAUUUAAAUCUAAUGUAUGUACUUCUUUUACAAACAAGGGAGGAUCCUGAAAUAUGUUAAAAUUAAAAACUCAACACACAGAUGGAGAAGUGUGGUAUUUAGUAAGGUAAAACAGGGGCUGUGUUAGGUGCAAAGUGCUAAAUGUUGAGAGACAGUCUGUUGGUUUCCCUAGUGAUUGUUCCUUAUCCAGAGUGUUGCUCCAGAAUAGCUUCUCCUUUUCCCUCAAUUCAUCUCUCCUUAAGUGAGAAAAAAGUAUUGUUUUGGAUUAUCUGUAGUCAGGGCCGUCAUCAGGGGGUGACAAACAUGAUGGUUGUCACAGGCCCGGCGGUCCUGGGGGGCCCGGACUGCUCUGGCAGUCCCGGGCCCCACUUUCCCUCUCUGCACACAUAGAAAGCGAAUAUCGCUAUCUAUGUGUGCAGCCGCGGGCCCCUGGCUCCCUGUUACCGCAGAGGGGGCCCAGCACACAGCUUCUACUCUCUUCUAAUAACUCUCGCGAUACCCAGUUACCAUGGCAAUGCUCCGCGGGUCUCGCGAGAGUUAUUAGAAGAGAGGAGAAGAGAAGAGUAGAAGCCGUGUGCUGCCUGGGCCCCCUCUGCGGUAACAGGGAGCCGGGGGGGCCCCCAUGCCACCGGACCACCAGGGAUCAUGGAAUAACAUUUAAUUUAAUGUAAUAUACACUAACACAACACACACUCUGCAUACACUAACACAACACAACACACACACUGCAUACACUAACACCACACACACACUGCAUACACUGACACAACAUACACCGACACAACACACACACCGCAUACACUAACACAAUGCAUACACUAAUACAACACACACUCUGCAUUCACUAAUACAACAUACACUCUGCAUUCACUACACUAACACACACUCUGCAUUCACUACACUAACAAACACUCUGCAUCCGCCACACUAACACACACUCUGCAUCCGCCACACUAACACACACUCUGCAUUCGCUACACCAACACACACACUCUGCAUCUGCUACACACUAACACACACUCUGCAUUCACUACACAUUUACACACACUCUGCAUUCACUGCACUAACACACACACUACAUUCAUUACACUGACACUGUCUGCAUUCACUACACAUUAACACACACUCUGCAUUCACUACACAUUAACACACACUCUGCAUUCACUGCACUAACACUCUCUGCAUUCACUACACAUUAACACACACUCUGCAUUCAUUACACAUUAACACACACUCUGCAUUCAUUACACACUAACAUACACUCUGCAUUCACUAAACUAUGCACACACUCUGGAUUCACUAUACUGACACACACUCUGCAUUCACUACACUAACAUACACUCUGCAUUAACUGUACACACAGCAUCCACUACACAAACAUCCUGUAUUUACAGUACACACACUACAUCCACCACAAAUUGAAACACUCUGCAUUCACUAUACACAGACACUGCGUCUAAUACACACAUUACAUCCACUACAGACACUGCAUCCACUAAACACAUUUCAUCUAGUACAUACAAACACUACAUCCACUACACAAACACACACAACAUCACUGUACACACACUACAUCCACUACUCAAACACACUCUGCGUUCACUAUACACACUGCAUCCGCUACACAAACACACACUCUGCAUUCACUGCACAAACAGUAUCUAAUACACACAAACACUACAUCCAUUACACACAUUCUAAUUCACUUCCACUAUACAUAGCACAUUCAGUCCUGCAUCACUGUCAGCGGACUAGGUAGGGUGUGGGCGGGCCCAGGUGGGAGGGGGUGUGCCCAGACCUUGUGCUUGUCAGAGGCCCCAAAAUUUCUGAUGGCGGCCCUGUCUGUAGUUAUAGAAAAUUGUAAUUUAAAAAAAAAAAAAAUUGAAAUCCUGUAUCUGUGAGUCACGCCUCCCAAAUAUACCCUUUUACCUGUUAUUUGUCAUCAAUCAUGGACAAAGAACAGUGCGCCUAUAGAGCAUGCUCAACCAGAUUUUGGGCCAACAUAAGGCCUUGAUUUAAUAUUGCUGGAUAAGCUUUUCAAAUGAUUUACUAUCUGGAUACACUUUUAAAAUAUUUUUUUUAAAAUAUGAAAUUAUAAAUAUCAUGUUUAAAAAAAAAAAUAUAUUAACAUUUUAGUAUUUUUAUACUCUUAAAUCAUUUUAAAAGUUUAUCAUCAAUAUUGGGGGUGCAGGGUCAGAUUAAGAGCACAGUGGUCCUGGUGCUGACAAUUAUGAGGGGCCUAAGUACAGAAUCUUAUCGACCAAAACCAUUAAAACAGUCAUACCUCUCAAGUGUUAUGUAUCUGGUGGAGAUGUUGCCGGAGGGAAACUCAUAGGAUGCAGCUAUAAGAAAAUCCAGAUUCUAUUAAAAUAUGCUAAUCUCUCUCUAAUUAAUGCUUUCAUCUUUCAAGUAAAUCCAUACCCCCUAACAGCAGUGUCCAGUGAAGCAGCAAGUCAGUGGGGGGGUGUAAAAGGGUGUGCCACUGACACGGAUCAUGUAACCAGAACUCCCGAAAGGGCUGAACAUGUGCAAAAAGGAGUCAUGUCUGCCCAAAGAAUUGGAAGGCUAGUCUGGCAUGAAUGCAUGUCAGGCUGCCUGCCAAUCAUGCAUGCUGGCCAACAGCAUCCUGAGCUUGGCAUAAAUGCGGCUAAUGAUACGCUCGCUCCAUACUUUCUAAGGACUGUCCCCUAGCACUCACAUGUCCCCUUGUCUCCUUACCUUCUUACUAGCAGACAGAAGCUCCUGUUCUACAGUCUGAGACAGAGAAAAGGUGUAUGUAGUGAGUGUAGAAGAAAGGGAACAUGCCACAGUGUUAGAGACCAAAGUCAGCAUUACCUGAACUAAUUUCAUUUCAGCUAGUCCACACAAGUAUUGUUUCCAUAUAUGCCUCUUAAGUUUCCAUACUUAAGCAAGAGUAUGUGAAGAGUAGUUAGGGUUGCCACCUUUCAUGGAAAAAAAUACAGGCCUCUACUGAUUUGCAUAACUAAUUAUGUAUGCGUGACAUCACAUAGGAGUGACUUAAGAGAAAAUUCUGUAAAAUCACCAAAAACUACUUACAGUUUGAUUCUGCUAUAUAGAUGAAUUGCUCCCAGUGUCUCCCUGUCGCCCAGUGUCCCCAUGUCACCAAUGUCCACUAGUGUCUGUGUCCCCAUGUCAGUAGGGGACACUGAGAUUGGGGGUCACUGAGACUAAGUAUAACAGUGUCCCUAUGUAUCAGUGUCUCAGUGCCCCAUGUCUCUCUGUGUCCCCAUUUCGCCCAGUGUCCCCUAGUGUAUGUGUCCCCAUGUCUCUGUGUCCCCAUGUCACUAGGGGACACUGAGAGACAUGGUACACCAAGAGACACUUGGGGGCACAGACACUUGCACCGGCACCAGCCAGACAGCCUCAAAUAAAUACCAGCCAGGUGGCAACCCUAAGAGUAGUGUGUAAAUAAACAUUUUUUUUUUCCAAUCAAAAUGCCUAUUCCAUGGGCAUGGGCCUGGAGCUGCAGUUCCAUCAGCCCCUAUGUUAAUCUCGCCCUGGAGGGGCGCAGGUUCAAAUCCCGACAGAGUUGACUCAGCCCUUCAUCUUUUGGAUAAAAUUAAUACCAUUGGGUAAUAGUAACAUCCCCUGGAUGUUGGGCAAAAGCAACUUUCCCUGGAUCCCCAUACUUUGUUAUUAAAGGACCACUAUAGUGCCAGGAAAACAUACUCUUUUUCCUGGCAUUAUAGUGCCCUGAGGGUGCCCCCACCCUCAGGAUCCCCCUCCCGCCGGGCUCUAGGGGGUGAAAGGGGUUAAACUUACCUCUUUCUCCAGCGCCGGGCGGGGGACUCUCCGCCUCCUCUCCUCCUCGGCUGAAUGCGAAUGCACGGCAAGAGCUGCGCGUGCAUUCAGCCAGUCUCAUAGGAAAGCAUUCAUAAAGCUUUCCUAUGGACCCUGGCGUCUUCCCACUGUGAAAAUCACAGUGAGAAGCACGCAAGCGCCUCUAGCGGCUGUCAAGAGACAGCCACUACAGGCUGGAUUAACCCAUUUAUAAACAUAGCCGUUUCUUUGAAACUACUAUGUUUAUAGAAAAAAGGGUUAACCCUAGCUGGACCUGGCACCCAGACCACUUCAUUAAGCUGAAGUGGUCUGGGUGCCUAUAGUGGUCCUUUAAUAUUAAAUUGACGCCUAAAAGUGAAAAUUCUAAUGUUUGGAGUUUGCAUUUUUUCCAAUUUGGCUCUUUUGCCCCAAAUUAUUCUGUUUUUUGCUCACUUAUAUUCAGCUUAUGUGAUGUUUGUCAGGUGAAAAUGUAUUGGAAGUUUAAAAAAAAAAAAAAGAGUGUUUGAUAUAAAAAUAUAAAGAAUAUUUUGUGCAGAAUACCUGCAGUGAAUUGUUAGAAUCAGUAUAUAAAUUUUAUAAAUUAUUAGUUCUGAAGACUUGCAAACAAUGUAUUAAUUUAAUUUACUCUGAAUGUAGUGUCGAAUUGCCUAGAAUUCUAUUUUCUCCACCCCUUUCCUAUUUACAUUACACUAACAGCAUAUAGCCUCCUUUGUUGUUACAAUUUAUCUGUGUGUGUUCUGUGAGCAGUUAUGGGUUCUUAGUUAGUGUGACUUGCUGUGACAUCAUAACCAUAUCAAAUUAAAUGAUGUUAUGAUGUCACUGGGUGCAGCUGUACACUGCAGAGCAGGUGUAGGCAACCUUCAUCACUCCAGAUGUUGUGUACUACAUAUCGCAUAAUGCUCUAACAGCCAUCAUGCUAACAAAGUAUCAGGGGAAAUGUCGUCCACAAACUCUGGAGUGCCGAAGGUUAAAUACCCCUGCUGUAGAGCAUGACUUUAACCAGACCUUUGGUCUGCUGUUUAUUUCUAUCCCACCUUGUUUUACUGCUCAUCAGUGGGCUAUCUGCCAAUGUUUUAUCUUUUUUUUUCUGUAUUUCUCCAGCCCUCCUUUUACUGCAAGUAUCACGCCAGACAGAACACUGUUUGGUAACAGUGACUCUGUUUACAGGCAAGGGUUUCUUAUGCAACUGCAGUAGACCUCUGCCGUUCCCCCUUCUCGGACCGUAGAGAGACCAGGUUUCUAUCUAAUGCUAUAUUUGUAUUAAGCAUGCUGCACUAUACUGACUGCAUGACUCAGUGUGACAUAACAACGGGGGAGGGCUGGCUAGGGAGCAGGGAACCAAUUUGCCUCCCAGGUCACUAGCAUAGAGAGCAUUGUGUGUUGAUGUCUCACAGCACAAUACUAAACUAUAUUCUGUAACGGUAUUAUUUUGUUAUUAUUGUAUUCUAUUUCUUGCAGUAUUAGUAUAACAUUUCAUUAUAAAACUAAAAAAGGGAGUGGGAUUUGCUAAUUUGGUCUCAAACUGGGCUAUUUAUUUGGAGCUGCCCCCAGGCCAAAUGUAACCAGCCCUCCCCUGCAAUACAAUAUAGUUAUGUGAACUGUUGGCUAGUUUCACACAAGGUAGACUAUAGAAAGCUUUGUCUACAUCAGAACACACAAUUCAUGUCUUUCUCAAUGUCCCAUAAAAUAGAAAAGUAGCAUAUACUGCAAAUGCCCAGUAGAGGUGCAAUGACCAGAUGGCUAGGGCUUAAUCUAUGAUAAUUCAAAUGCACUAAAAUCCACAAGGUAUACAUGACUGAGGGUCCGUUGUCUUAGUUAGUCUACCUGCAACAAUACCCUGCAAUACCCAGUCACUAAUGUCUUCAUUGCCCUGAUUUAAAUUGGGCUGCUAUCCGUUGUAGUGAAGGGCCCAUUUUAUAUCCCAGCACAGCUUUGCCCCAAUAGUUAUCCACAGAUUAAACAAAUAAAUAUACCCUUACAGAAAAUAAAGUUAACAGUCUGGCACCAUGUCUAUAUUCUGUACUCUAUACAGUAUUGCAGGUGGGUAUGUAGUCUGGCACCAAACCUUCACACUUCAGUUGUCUUUUACCUGACUAUAUCCAUGCAGAGGAUUUUUCCACAAUACUCGUUUGAAUGCUUUAUUUGAAGUUAGAAUGUAUUUGCUUGGUUUGGCAUAUUGCUAUCAGAGUUCUGACCUCCCAUGCACCAUUAGGUCAUAUGAUUGUCCGUCUGAUUUUAUUAUUUAAACAUUGGUUCCCGAACUAGUCCAUAAAGACACCCCUAUCAAUCCAGGAUUUAGGGAUUACCCAGUUGUGUCUAAGAUGUUUUAAUAAAGAAAGAAGAAAACACCCUAAGACACAAUUGGGUAAUCACUAAAUCCUGGACUGGUUGGCAUGUCUUGAGGACUGGUCUGAGAACCACUGAUUUAAAGUGUUGUAUUUUAGAGGCAAGUGGCAUAAUGUUUUUCUUUUCAGCUGCGUAGGUUUGCAGUCUGCAACUAUUUAAAAACCCAUCCUACGUCCUAGCCCCUCCCCAGCUGCUAUUCAGCAGCAAAGUACCUUUGGAGCCAUGUAUGCUAUGGAACACUGACAGAUAACAUAUUGGCAAGAGCCCAGCACAGACAUGAUGGGGAUUGAUGGGCAAAUACAUGUACAUGGGUAGUAAUGCUGAGAAACAUAAUAGCACUUAGUAUUGGUUGCAGCCUCUGUUCUGUGUCAAAUCAUUUAAAAAUGACAUAAACCGAGGGUCCCCAAAACACCCGUGGUGCAACCCAUGGAAAUUUUUGUUUGUGUCGAACUGCUCAAAAAUGGUUUGGCACAGAACCAAAGCAGGCACAAAGAGCAUGCGAUGCCAUGAGGACUAUAUUGGGAAGCAGUGAUUAUGGUGCUUAUUGUGUCCUUCACUGUCUCUUUAGACAAAUUAAGAUACAUGUGUUAGAGGUUGUGGAAUUGGAAGAUGAAAUGGAUUUUCAUUCCAGCAUUCAUUCACAUAGAUGCUAAUGUGCUCUGUAAACAUUUUACUUUGAAAUUCAUCCAUUUUUAUUCAUGUCCGUGCAGAGGCAAUUGAGUUGUAAAAAUGAAUAACAGACUAAUUUAGUAUUCCUGUAGAAUGCACAAUUACUGCAAAACGCUGUCAUUAUCUGUUCUGUGGCCUGUUACAUUUGUAAAUUGCCUCUGUAAUCAAAUCUGCUUCUGUGAUAUCAGUUACACCUUGAUUAUUAUCAUUAUUUAAAUGGAAAUCCCAUAAAACAUGUAUUUUUCUGUGAAUAGAUGGAAAUAGUAUGUAUUUUUUGCUCUGUUAUCCACAAAAUAUCCAGCACAAGAAGUUUGAAUUUUGUGUUGCAUUCUCCUAUAGAAACACAGCCAUAUCACCUACAGAGCUGCUUCCUCUGAAGUCAAGAGAAAGAAUUCUAAAUCAGUCUUGCAGCAUCCUACUAGGAUGCAGUGGGAAAACAGUUUUUAUUAUUAAAGUUAUAGUUGCAAAAUGAUAGAUUUUAAUGUCUAAGAUUUAGAACAUUAUCUUACUGAUAGGCAGUGUCAUUAAAGUUUAAAAAGAAUGAUUUAGAUUUGCAAUUAAAACUGACAAACAAUCUAAAGAACUAACAACACAAUGCUCGUUAUUUUUGUGUUACAAACAAAGAUUAUUUAUUAACAUGUGAAUAAUACCAAUUACAAGAGAAUAUAAUGACAAACAAACAAUGAUUAAAAAGAUACUUCCCCGGUUUUGCAGCUCUCCAAUAAAAUGUCACUCUAAGCACCAAAACAUCUUUAGCUUAAUGAAGUGGUUUUGGUGCAUAAAGCAUGUAUCUGCAGUUUCACUGCUCAAUUAUUUGCCAUUUAGGAGUUAAAUCACGCUGUUUAUACUGUCCUAGCCAUGCCUCUCCAAAAUGAGACUCACAUCAUAGCCUCUCUAAAUACUUCAUGAAAAAGUUGAAAUAUUUUUAAAUUAUCUUAUUGCAUAACGUGUUUAAUCUAGAAUGUCUUACCUCCUAUUCUGUUAAUAACAUCCUAGAGCCUAUGGGAGCCUUCUGUGCUUGGUUAAAGUUUAAUUAACAGAGCAGGAGAUAAAAACCUCUAAAAUAAACAUACUGUGCUGUAAAAAUGAUACCUUUAUUUUUUGGGGGGUGGGAGAGGGGGGUGUGUAAGCCUUAACCAGCACAGAUGUAACUAAACACAGUGAUUUAACUCUUAAAUGCUAGAGAAUUUGAGCAGUGAGGUUGCGGGGACAUGCUCCAUACACGAACACUGUUUCAUUAAGCUAAAGUUGCUUUGGUACUUAGUGUCCCUUUAAAAGCUACUUAUAUAUAACUCCACACCAAGUGCAUUUAUAAACUAGAAACUUGGUCACAUACAGGCGGAGGCAAAGAGAAAUCCAAUUGGAUAGCAAAGUGUACAAGGUAACACUUCAAGAGUAAACACUUGUAUGUCAUUAUACAACUUUGUAGUGCUAAAGUUACCUUAUGCUAUAGAUCCUUUUUUUACAGAAAAAUAAACAUCAUAUUAAAGAAAGUUAGGCAAUUUGGGCUUUUUGCAACGCAUUAUCCUGGAGCUUCUGCUCCAAUAGACUCUACGUUAAUCUGACCCCCUGCUCCUCUAUACGAAAAACUGUCUGAGUGUCGCAGAAAAUGUAGAUAAUAUAAUCUGUUUUAUCAAGAUUCCCCAUCUGUGUUUGCAAACGUUCACAGCAAGACAAAUGAACUCUGUGCUAAUAUUAUGAUUUUAAUGGAAGACUGACUGUGUGAUUUGUACACAUAAUCCAGAUAAUGUAUCUAUUUAUGUGUUUUUUUUGUGUGUGUGUGGUGUGUGUGUGUGUGGUUUGCUUUUUCAGCAAUUAGAAUUUUCCAUUCAUUUUAGUUAAAGUUUUUAAAACAUUUUGGUAGUGCUCUGUACUGGAAUUAACUAUGACUGGACCCCCUGCAUGCUCUUAGUCUCUUUUUUCUGAUUUGCUGAUAUUUUUUAUACUUUCUUUUCUUUUUCUUUUUAAAAUGUGUACUGUGUAAUAAGUGGAUUCUCUGAGGCUGUAAUUUUAUUUCAAUCUGUCAAUCUUACCAUACCGUUUUCCAAACGCACAUUUUAUUAAGUAAAAACAAAUUAAAAGUAAAUCAUGUUUUGUUUAGCUAAUACUUGUUUGUUUGUGUUAUCUUUUAGGACUUUAUUUUAAUGAGAAAAAAUAUCUACUGGAAAAGAAGAAAGUUGCUUUGAAAAAAUGUCAGCUCUGCAAACAAACGCAGCUGUUUCUUUACUCCGAGCCAAUCAUAAUGAUUAUGUUUACUUAAUAUACAGACUAAAUGUUGACCUCUCCUUGUUGAUUAAGAUGCAUUAGCUUAUCUAGAAUAACAGAAACUAAUACAGCCAUCAUUUUAUUGUAUUAAUGCAAUCUACCUGGAAGAAAAAUUUAAUGUAUGUCUUAAAAAUAUAAAAAAACUUUUCAUUCUCAAAUAAAUUUAUGUAAUAAAAUUUAAAUACUGAA
This is a messenger RNA of Pelobates cultripes (western spadefoot toad), 95877 nucleotides long. The record is from the annotation of a GenBank genome assembly. Lineage: Eukaryota; Metazoa; Chordata; Amphibia; Anura; Pelobatidae.